CGCGACACGGCUCGGGCCCGCCAGUGCCCCAACGGGGCCCUAGUUAUUAUUAUUAUUUUUCCUCCCCUUUGAACUGGAAAAUGGCCCACUUCCCACUGGCGAAAACUCAUGAAAUUUGGCAGGACGACCGGGCCUGGUGAAAAAUUUGAUAUUCCGAAGUCGCCCAAACAAGAAAAUGCAAAAUGGCUCCAUAGCGCCCCCUAAGGUGAAAAUUCACACUAUUCACUGUCACGCCGGUACGCUUUGUCAAAAUGACACAAAAAUUGACACACACAUGUAUCUCAAUAAGAUCUACAAAAAAGUCAGUGCGGGCGUAUCUGUCAAAUGUACGGUUAAAGGGUUAUUUCGCAUUUUUUGCCGAUCCGCACACAUUGGAAUUUCGCUAACUCCUCCGAAGGCUUUCGUUCCACCGGCACCACAUUUGCUCAGGCCAAUCUACACCCCAUGGCCAUUAAAAGUUAUUCAAAUCAUGACGCUGCACCCCAAGGUUUAGGUUCUAGGGGGCGCCAAAGAUAACCCUAAGAUCCACAUAUUUAAAAGUCUUAUAACUUUUUAUUUUUGCCCUCACUGGCCUCCAAGUUUUCUAGGAUGAUGCAAUGUCCAGCCAUCAACACAUUUGUGAAGGAAUUUUUACUCCCCAAAAGAGCACCCCCCCAUGGCAGGAGAAAAAAGUCCAUUUUUUCUUGUCCCCUAAGGUGAAAAUACACAUUGUUGAGUGUAACACCUGUACGCUUUGGCAAAAUGACACAAAAAUUGACACACACAUGUAUCUCAAUAAGAUCUACGAAAAAGUCAAUGCGCGCGUAUCUGUCAAAUGUACGGUUAAAGGGUUAUUCCGCAUUUUUUGCCGAUCCGCACACAUUGGAAUUUCGCUAACUCCUCCGAAGGCUUUCGUUCCACCGGCACCACAUUUGCUCAGGCCAAUCUACACCCCAUGGCCAUGAAAAGUUAUUCAAAUCAUGACGCUGCACCCCACGGUUUAGGUUCUAGGGGGAGCCAAAGAUAACCGUAAAAUCCACAUAUUUAAAAGUCUUAUAACUUUUUAUUUUUGUCCCCACUGGCCUCCAAGUUUUCUAGGAUGAUGCAAUGUCCAGCCAUCAACACAUUUGUGAAGGAAUUUUUACUCGGCAAAAGAGCGCCCCCCCAUGGCAGGAGACAAGAGUCAAUUUUUUCUUGUCCACUAAGGUGAAAAUACACAUUGUUGAGUGCUACGCCUGUAUGUUUUGUCGUAUUGACACAAAAUUUUACAUACACGUGUAUUUACAUAAGAUCUUCGAAAAAGUCAAUGGCCACGUAUCUGUAAAAUGUACGGUUAAAGGGUUAUUUCGCAUUUUUUGCAGAUUCGCACACAUUGGAAUUUCGCUAAUUCCUCCGAAGGCUUUUGUUCCACCGGCACCACAUUUGCUCAGGCCAAUCUACACCCCAUGGCCAUUAAAAGUUAUUCAAAUCAUGACGCUGCACCCCACGGUUUAGGUUCUAGGGGGCGCCAAAUAUAACCCUAAAAUCCACAUAUUUAAAAGUCUUAUAACUUUUUAUUUUUGUCCUCACUGGCCUCCAUGUUUUCUAGGAUGAUGCAAUGUCCAGCCAUCAACACAUUUGUGAAGGAGUUUUUUCUCUUUAAAAGAGCGCCCCCCCCAUGGCAGGAGAAUAAAGUCAAGUUUUUCCUGUUCAUCAUUCAAUGGCUCAAACGCACUGCUCUCUCGGCAAAAGCGAAAGGACGAGCAACUUGCCAUUUGGAUAUAUCUUAGCUGUGUUUGUGCCCUCACUCAUGGUCCAGACUUUUUUCAAAUAGGACAUGGAGUUUUUCUGCAGCGAGCGUUUUGGUAGAAACUGCGCCUCCCGUUCAUUAUAAUGGUAAAUGACCACAAACAAGUGCGCACACCAUCUUUGGACCUUGAGUGUGACGCGAUCGGGUGGGGGAGGCGGUCGCGCUGGGGGCGGCGUGACACGGCUCGGGCCCGCCAGUGCCCCAACGGGGCCCUAGUUAUUUUUCCUCCCCUUUGAACUGGAAAAUGGCCCACUUCCCACUGGCGAAAACUCAUGAAAUUUGGCAGGACGACCGGGCCUGGUGAAAAAUUUGAUAUUCCGAAGUCGCCCAAACAAGAAAAUGCAAAAUGGCUCCAUAGCGCCCCCUAAGGUGAAAAUUCACACUAUUGACUGUCACGCCUGUACGCUUUGUCAAAAUGACACAAAAAUUGACACACACAUGUAUCUCAAUAAGAUCUACAAAAAAGUCAGUGCGGGCGUAUCUGUCAAAUGUACGGUUAAAGGGUUAUUUCGCAUUUUUUGCCGAUCCGCACACAUUGGAAUUUCGCUAACUCCUCCGAAGGCUUUCGUUCCACCGGCACCACAUUUGCUCAGGCCAAUCUACACCCCAUGGCCAUUAAAAGUUAUUCAAAUCAUGACGCUGCACCCCACGGUUUAGGUUCUAGGGGGCGCCAAAGAUAACCCUAAGAUCCACAUAUUUAAAAGUCUUAUAACUUUUUAUUUUUGCCCUCACUGGCCUCCAAGUUUUCUAGGAUGAUGCAAUGUCCAGCCAUCAACACAUUUGUGAAGGAAUUUUUACUCCCCAAAAGAGCGCCCCCCCAUGGCAGGAGAAAAAAGUCCAUUUUUUCUUGUCCCCUAAGGUGAAAAUACACAUUGUUGAGUGUAACACCUGUACGCUUUGGCAAAAUGACACAAAAAUUGACACACACAUGUAUCUCAAUAAGAUCUACGAAAAAGUCAAUGCGCGCGUAUCUGUCAAAUGUACGGUUAAAGGGUUAUUCCGCAUUUUUUGCCGAUCCGCACACAUUGGAAUUUCGCUAACUCCUCCGAAGGCUUUGUUCCACCGGCACCACAUUUGCUCAGGCCAAUCUACACCCCGUGGCCAUUAAAAGUUAUCAAAAUCAUGACGCUGCACCCCAAGGUUUAGGUUCUAGGGGGCGCCAAAGAUAACACUAAAAUCACUUUAUUUUUGUCCUCACUGGCCUCCAAGUUUUCUAGGAUGAUGCAAUGUCCAGCCAUCAACACAUUUGUGAAGGAAUUUUUACUCGCCAAAAGAGCGCCCCCCAUGGCAGGAGAAAAAAGUCAAUUUUUUCUUGUCCACUAAGGUGAAAAUACACAUUGUUGAGUGCUACGCCUGUAUGUUUUGUCGUAUUGACACAAAAUUUUACAUACACGUGUAUUUCAAUAAGAUCUUCGAAAAAGUCAAUGGCCACGUAUCUGUAAAAUGUACGGUUGAAGGGUUAUUUCGCAUUUUUUGCAGAUUCGCACACAUUGGAAUUUCGCUAAUUCCUCCGAAGGCUUUCGUUCCACCGGCACCACAUUUGCUCAGGCCAAUCUACACCCCAUGGCCAUUAAAAGUUAUUCAAAUCAUGACGCUGCACCCCACGGUUUAGGUUCUAGGGGGCGCCAAAGAUAACCCUAAAAUCCACAUAUUUAAAAGUCUUAUAACUUUUUAUUUUUGUCCUCACUGGCCUCCAUGUUUUCUAGGAUGAUGCAAUGUCCAGCCAUCAACACAUUUGUGAAGGAGUUUUUUCUCUUUAAAAGAGCGCCCCCCCAUGGCAGGAGAAUAAAGUCAAGUUUUUCCUGUUCAUCAUUCAAUGGCUCAAACGCACUGCUCUCUCGGCAAAAGCGAAAGGAGGAGCAACUUGCCAUUUGGAUAUAUCUUAGCUGUGUUUGUGCCCUCACUCAUGGUCCAGACUUUUUUCAAAUAGGACAUGGAGUUUUUCUGCAGCGAGCGUUUUGGUAGAAACUGCACCUCCCGUUCAUUAUAAUGGUAAAUGACCACAAAAAAGUGCACACACCAUCUUUGGACCUUGAGUGUGACGCGAUCGGGUGGGGGAGGCGGUCGCGCUGGGGGCGGCGUGACACGGCUCGGGCCCGCCAGUGCCCCAACGGGGCCCUAGUUCUUUCUUUUUUCUUUUUCCUCCCCUUUGAACUGGAAAAUGGCCCACUUCCCACUGGCGAAAACUCAUGAAAUUUGGCAGGACGACCGGGCCUGGUGAAAAAUUUGAUAUUCUGAAGUCGCCAAAACAAUAAAAUGCAAAAUGGCUCCAUAGCGCCCCCUAAGGUGGAAAUUCACACUAUUGACUGUCACGACUGUACGCUUUGUCAUAUUGACACAAAAAUUGACACACAUAUGUAUCUCAAUAAGAUCUACAAAAAAGUCAGUGCGGCCGUAUCUGUCAAAAUUACGGUUAAAGGGUUAUUUCGCAUUUUUUGCCGAUCCGCACACAUUGGAAUUUCGCUAACUCCUCCGAAGGCUUUCGUUCCACCGGCACCACAUUUGCUCAGGCCAAUCUACACCCCGUGGCCAUUAAAAGUUAUCAAAAUCAUGACGCUGCACCCCAAGGUUUAGGUUCUAGGGGGCGCCAAAGAUAACACUAAAAUCCACAUAUUUAAAAGUCUUAUAACUUUUUAUUUUUGUCCUCACUGGCCUCCAAGUUUUCUAGGAUGAUGCAAUGUCCAGCCAUCAACACAUUUGUGAAGGAAUUUUUACUCCCCAAAAGAGCGCCCCCCCAUGGCAGGAGAAAAAAGUCCAUUUUUUCUUGUCCCCUAAGGUGAAAAUACACAUUGUUGAGUGUCACGCCUAUACGCUUUGUCAAAAUGACACAAAAAUUGACACACACAUGUAACUCAAUAAGAUCUACAAAAAAGUCCAUGCGCGCGUAUCUGUCAAAUGUACAGUUAAAGGGUUAUUCCGCAUUAUUUGCCGACACGCACACAUUGGAAUUUCGCUAACUCCUCCGAAGGCUUUCGUUCCACCGGCACCACAUUUGCUCAGGCCAAUCUACACCCCAUGGCCAUUAAAAGUUAUUCAAAUCAUGAUGCUGCACCCCAUGGUUUAGGUUCUAGGGGGCGCCAAAAAUAACCCAAAAAUCCACAUUCUUAAAUGUUUCAUAACUUUUUAUUUUUGUCCUCACUGGCCUCCAAGUUUUCUAGGAUGAUGCAAUGUCCAGCCAUCAACACAUUUGUGAAGGAAUUUUUACUCCCCAAAAGAGCGCCCCCCAUGGUAGGAGAAAAAAGUCAAUUUUUUCUUGUCCCCUUACAUGAAAAUACACAUUGUUGAGUGUCACGCCUGAACGCUUUGUCAUAUUGACACAAAAAUUGACAAUCAUGUGUAUCUCAAUUAGAUCUACGAAAAAGUCAAAGAGCGCGUAUCUGUAUAAUGUACGGUUAAAGGGCUAUUUUGCAUUUUUUGCCGAUUCGCACACAUUGGAAUGUGGCUAUCUCCUCCUAAGGCUUUCGUCCCACCGAUACCAAAUUUGCUCAGGGCAAUCUACACCCCAUGCCCAUUCAAAGUUGUAAAAAUCAUGACGCUGCACCCCACGGUUUACGUUCUAGGGGGCGCCAAAGAUGACCCAAAAAUCCACAUUCUUAAAAGUCAUUUUGGCCACUGCAGGAGUACAGAGUACUGCAGUUCUAGGGGGCGCCAAAGAUGACCCAAAAAUCCACAUUCUUAAAAGUCUUUUUGGCCACUGCAGGAGUACAGAGUACUGCAGGAUACACACACAUAUACACACACGCCAACAUACACACACACACACACACACACACACACAGACACACACACACACUCAGAGUCUGUUUUUUAGCACCUGCAAAAACAUGCUGUUUACAUAUUUGACAAGAAUGCAGAGGCUUCCUUUUGCCCCUGAAAAAAAUCAAAUUUCAAACACAACUUGACUGUUCAUUUCUCCAAAAGACAACCAUGAAGCUCCAUUUCAAACCUGAAGCAGAUAGUUGGUGCAUGUGUACAGUAACCUGAGGGGAGUGAGGUGACUAUUUCUGAGGAGAACAUGAGCAGUGAAGAUUCACCUUGGAGCUAGAACAGGGACGUGCACAUGAUUAUACAGGGGCAGGGGCUCAAGUUUUUUCCAGUCGUUUAUACAAUAUGGAAAUUAAUGUGAAAUUAAACCACAAAUAUGUGUGAUGAACUGUUUUUAAAACUUAAACUUCAAAUAAAAAUUGUAAACUUCAAAACAUAUGCAAAUUUUUAACAAAGAACAUAGUGAUUUACCUCUAUUUACAUCAAAAUGCAGGCAAUGGCCCAGGCGUUCUUUGUAAAAUUAUUUACAAAACACUGUAUAGUCUCACAAAUGUCACUUUUUAUUUAUGCCACUACAAAAAAACAUGAUGUAAAUGAUGCAUGAUGUAAAACAUGAUGUAAAAAACUUGUGUAGAUCCUCCUCUAUGUCAGUCCAUGUGUAAUUUUUCCAUAAUUCUUUGUUUUUUGCAGCAUUUUUGUUAGUGUAACUGCAGAUUGUGCUGACAGUGUCUAUGGCACAAAAAAAAAAAAAAAAUUAAAAUGCCUCAACAUGAACCCCUGGUGGUCUCUGAGGGUGAAACCUGCUAACUGCUGCAGCUCUGUCAGCUUCAGUCUCCCAUGCAGAGCUCUGAGCGCAUGUGUGGCUCUGCACCCUUAGCAGCGUUGCCUGCUUCAUGUCAGAGUCUCUAAACUCCAGAAGAAGUCGAUAAAAGUCACUUUCUUUCUAAAAAAAAGUCGUUAGGGGGUCUGAAAAGUCAUUGAAUCUAACAACAAAGUCGCUAGGUUUGCAACUACGUGUCCCAGACUGCAUCCCUGCUGAGAGUCCCUCCCUCGCUUCUCAUGUUGCAGGAAGAACGUAAGCGCCCGCCCCUUGUCAAUCAGUCACCAUAUAAUUUUGGAUUGGUUGUUGUGGUGAAGUUUUCCACCAAUAGGAGAGAUGUUGUGGUGUGUUUUUUUUUUCUUUUGGCAAGCCUUUUCCGCCUGUGAGACCUGUCGCUAAUGUCUGCAUGCUAUGUUUUCCUGUCUCAUACAGCGCGAUCGAGCGCCGAACGUGAUCAAAAUAAGCAGAAAAAAAGUAUCGCGGACAUAAUUUAUCAUAACUCUGGUUUUAUUUGGCCUAUCAACACAAUCUAAAAACUGGUAUAUAGGUUGAGGUCCUCACUUUUGAGAUAAGUUGAAACGGAGAGUCAACGAGGCUCCGUCUUGCAGCUACAUCCGGUUAAAUAUGUCAUGUGACUUGAACGCACACACAGACACACACACACACACACACUCAGAGUCUGGUUUUUAGCACCUGCAAAAACAUGCUAUUUACAUAUUUGACAAGAAUGCAGAGGCUCCUUUUGCCCCUGAAAAAAAUCAAAUUUCAAACACAACUUGACUGGUCAUUUCUCCAAAAGACAACCAUGAAGCUCCAUCCAAACCUGAAGCAGGCAGUUGGUGCAUGUGUACAGUAACCUGAGGGGAGUGAGGUGAGUGCUUCUGAGGAGAACAUGAGCAGUGAAGAUUCACCUUGGAGCUAGAACAGAGACAUGCACAUGAUUAUACAGGGGCAGGGGCUCAAGUUUUUUCCAGUCGUUUAUACAAUAUGGAAAUUAAUGUGAAAUUAAAACACAAAGUAUUAAUAGAAAGGUAAUGACUGUCCUGUGUAGGUGACAGUGAUAUCCAAUAGGCUAGGCACUCACGAGGCUGGCUGUGGCAAGUGUAAGUGAAAGCAACACGCACUGGCAGGAAGAACAGCAAACGCCGAUGAAGGAAAAGGGUCUUUGCAGUGAUGGGCGUUACCAGAGAGGGCGAUGGCCAGAGGACACAAAUGGGACGGGGAGGCAGCACGUUGGGGGGGGGGGGGGGGGGGGGGGGGGGGGGGGGCGAGACGGCUCGGGCCCGCCAGUGCCCCAACGGGGUCCUAGUUAGGGCCCGAGCCAGCUGCAGAGCAGCCGGGCGUAGGCCCUAUUAUUCCCCAAGUGGUUUUUCUUUGUUUCUUUCUUUCUUUCUUUCUUUCUUUCUUCUUUUUCCUCCCCUUUGAACUGGAAAAUGGCCCACUUCCCACUGGCGAAAACUCAUGAAAUUUGGCAGGACGACCGGGCCUGGUGAAAAAUUCGAUAUUCUGAAGUCGCCCAAACAAUAAAAUGCAAAAUGGCUCCAUAGCGCCCCCUAAGGUGGAAAUUCACACUAUUGACUGUCACGCCUGUACGCUUUGUCAUAUUGACACAAAAAUUGACACACAUAUGUAUCUCAAUAAGAUCUACAAAAAAGUCAGUGCGGGCGUAUCUGUCAAAAUUACGGUUAAAGGGUUAUUUCGCAUUUUUUGCCGAUCCGCACACAUUGGAAUUUCGCUAACUCCUCCGAAGGCUAUCGUUCCACCGGCACCACAUUUGCUCAGGCCAAUCUACACCCCGUGGCCAUUAAAAGUUAUCAAAAUCAUGACGCUGCACCCCAAGGUUUAGGUUCUAGGGGGCGCCAAAGAUAACACUAAAAUCCACAUAUUUAAAAGUCUUAUAACUUUUUAUUUUUGUCCUCACUGGCCUCCAAGUUUUCUAGGAUGAUGCAAUGUCCAGCCAUCAACACAUUUGUGAAGGAAUUUUUACUCCCCAAAAGAGCGCCCCCCCAUGGCAGGAGAAAAAAGUCCAUUUUUUCUUGUCCCCUAAGGUGAAAAUACACAUUGUUGAGUGUCACGCCUAUACGCUUUGUCAAAAUGACACAAAAAUUGACACACACAUGUAACUCAAAAAGAUCUACAAAAAAGUCCAUGCGCGCGUAUCUGUCAAAUGUACGGUUAAAGGGUUAUUCCGCAUUUUUUGCCGAUUCGCACACAUUGGAAUUUCGCUAACUCCUCCGAAGGCUUUCGUUCCACCGGCACCACAUUUGCUCAGGCCAAAUUACACCCCAUGGCCAUUAAAAGUUAUUCAAAUCAUGACGCUGGACCCCAUGGUUUACGUUCUAGGGGGCGCCAAAGAUAACCCAAAAAUCCACAUUUUUAAAAGUCUUAUAACUUUUUAUUUUUGUCCUCACUGGCCUCCAAGUUCUCUAGGAUGAUGCAAUGUCCAGCCAUCAACACAUUUGUGAAGGAAUUUUUACUCCCCAAAAGAGCGCCCCCCCCAUGGUAGGAGAAAAAAGUCAAUUUUUUCUUGUCCCCUUACAUAAAAAUACACAUUGUUGAGUGUCACGCCUGAACGCUUUGUCAUAUUGACACAAAAAUUGACAAUCAUGUGUAUCUCAAUUAGAUCUACGAAAAAGUCAAAGAGCGCGUAUCUGUAUAAUGUACGGUUAAAUGGCUAUUUUGCAUUUUUUGCCGAUUCGCACACAUUGGAAUGUGGCUAUCUCCUCCUAAGGCUUUCGUCCCACCGAUACCAAAUUUGCUCAGGCCAAUCUACACCCCAUGGCCAUUCAAAGUUGUAAAAAUCAUGACGCUGCACCCCACGGUUUACGUUCUAGGGGGCGCCAAAGAUGACCCAAAAAUCCACAUUCUUAAAAGUCAUUUUGGCCACUGCAGGAGUACAGAGUACUGCAGUUCUAGGGGGCGCCAAAGAUGACCCAAAAAUCCACAUUCUUAAAAGUCUUUUUGGCCACUGCAGGAGUACAGAGUACUGCAGGAUACACACACAUAUACACACACGCCAACAUACACACACACACACACACACACACACACACACACACACACACACACACACACAGACACACACACACACUCAGAGUCUGUUUUUUAGCACCUGCAAAAACAUGCUGUUUACAUAUUUGACAAGAAUGCAGAGGCUUCCUUUUGCCCCUGAAAAAAAUCAAAUUUCAAACACAACUUGACUGUUCAUUUCUCCAAAAGACAACCAUGAAGCUCCAUUUCAAACCUGAAGCAGAUAGUUGGUGCAUGUGUACAGUAAACCUGAGGGGAGUGAGGUGACUAUUUCUGAGGAGAACAUGAGCAGUGAAGAUUCACCUUGGAGCUAGAACAGGGACGUAAACAUGAUUAUACAGGGGCAGGGGCUCAAGUUUUUUCCAGUCAUUUAUACAAUAUGGAAAUUAAUGUGAAAUUAAACCACAAAUAUGUGUGAUGAACUGUUUUUAAAACUUAAACUUCAAAUAAAAAUUGUAAACUUCAAAACAUAUGCAAAUUUUUAACAAAGAACAUAGUAAUUUACCUCUAUUUACAUCAAAAUGCAGGCAAUGGCCCAGGCGUUCUUUGUAAAAUUAUUUACAAAACACUGUAUAGUCUCACAAAUGUCACUUUUUAUUUAUGCCACUACAAAAAAACAUGAUGUAAAUGAUGCAUGAUGUAAAACAUGAUGUAAAAAACUUGUGUAGAUCCUCCUCUAUGUCAGUCCAUGUGUAAUUUUUCCAUAAUUCUUUGUUUUUUGCAGCAUUUUUGUUAGUGUAACUGCAGAUUGUGCUGACAGUGUCUAUGGCACAAAAAAAAAAAAAAAUUAAAAUGCCUCAACAUGAACCCCUGGUGGUCUCUGAGGGUGAAACCUGCUAACUGCUGCAGCUCUGUCAGCUUCAGUCUCCCAUGCAGAGCUCUGAGCGCAUGUGUGGCUCUGCACCCUUAGCAGCGUUGCUAACUCCUCAGUAAGGAAAGCCUGCUUCAUGUCAGAGUCUCUAAACUCCAGAAGAAGUCGAUAAAAGUCCCUUUCUUUCUAAAAAAAAGUCGUUAGGGGGUCUGAAAAGUCAUUGAAUCUAACAACAAAGUCGCUAGGUUUGCAACUACGUGUCCCAGACUGCAUCCCUGCUGAGAGUCCCUCCCUCCCUUCUCAUGUUGCAGGAAGAACGUAAGCUCCCGCCCCUUGUCAAUCAGUCACCAUAUAAUUUUGGAUUGGUUGUUGUGGUGAAGUUUUCCACCAAUAGGAGAGAUGUUGUGGUGUGUUUUUUUUUUCUUUUGGCAAGCCUUUUCCGCCUGUAAGACCUGUCGCUAAUGUCUGCAUGCUAUGUUUUCCUGUCUCAUACAGCGCGAUCGAGCGCCGAACGUGAUCAAAAUAAGCAGAAAACAAGUAUCGCGGACAUAAUUUAUCAUAACUCUGGUUUUAUUUGGCCUAUCAACACAAUUUAAAAACUGGUAUAUAGGUUGAGGUCCUCACUUUUGAGAUAAGUUGAAACGGAGAGUCAACGAGGCUCCGUCUUGCAGCUACAUCCGGUUAAAUAUGUCAUGUGACUUGAACGCACACAUAGACACACACACACGCACACACACACACACACUCAGAGUCUGGUUUUUAGCACCUGCAAAAACAUGCUAUUUACAUAUUUGACAAGAAUGCAGAGGCUCCUUUUGCCCCUGAAAAAAAUCAAAUUUCAAACACAACUUGACUGGUCAUUUCUCCAAAAGACAACCAUGAAGCUCCAUCCAAACCUGAAGCAGGCAGUUGGUGCAUGUGUACAGUAACCUGAGGGGAGUGAGGUGAGUGCUUCUGAGGAGAAUAUGAGCAGUGAAGAUUCACCUUGGGGCUAGAACAGAGACAUGCACAUGAUUAUACAGGGGCAGGGGCUCAAGUUUUUUCCAGUCGUUUCUACAAUAUGGAAAUUAAUGUGAAAUUAAAACACAAAGUAUUAAUAGAAAGGUAAUGACUGUCCUGUGUAGGUGACAGUGAUAUCCAAUAGGCUAGGCACUCACGAGGCUGGCUGUGGCAAGUGUAAGUGAAAGCAACACGCACUGGCAGGAAGAACAGCAAACGCAGAUGAAGGAAAAGGGUCUUUGCAGUGAUGGGCGUUAACAGAGAGGGCGAUGGCCAGAGGACACAAAUGGGACGGGGAGGCAGCACGUUGGGGGGGGGGGGGGGACGCGACACGGCUCGGGCCCACCAGUGCCCCAACGGGGUCCUAGUUAGGGCCCGAGCGUAGCUGCUAAGCAGCUGCGAGAGCCCUCUUGUUCCUGUAGUUUCCUUCUUUUGUUAUUAUUAUUAUUAUUUUUCCUCCCCUUUGAACUGGAAAAUGGCCCACUUCCCACUGGCGAAAACUCAUGAAAUUUGGCAGGACGACCGGGCCUGGUGAAAAAUUUGAUAUUCCGAAGUCGCCCAAACAAGAAAAUGCAAAAUGGCUCCAUAGCGCCCCCUAAGGUGAAAAUUCACACUAUUCACUGUCACGCCGGUACGCUUUGUCAAAAUGACACAAAAAUUGACACACACAUGUAUCUCAAUAAGAUCUACAAAAAAGUCAGUGCGGGCGUAUCUGUCAAAUGUACGGUUAAAGGGUUAUUUCGCAUUUUUUGCCGAUCCGCACACAUUGGAAUUUCGCUAACUCCUCCGAAGGCUUUCGUUCCACCGGCACCACAUUUGCUCAGGCCAAUCUACACCCCAUGGCCAUUAAAAGUUAUUCAAAUCAUGACGCUGCACCCCAAGGUUUAGGUUCUAGGGGGCGCCAAAGAUAACCCUAAGAUCCACAUAUUUAAAAGUCUUAUAACUUUUUAUUUUUGCCCUCACUGGCCUCCAAGUUUUCUAGGAUGAUGCAAUGUCCAGCCAUCAACACAUUUGUGAAGGAAUUUUUACUCCCCAAAAGAGCACCCCCCCAUGGCAGGAGAAAAAAGUCCAUUUUUUCUUGUCCCCUAAGGUGAAAAUACACAUUGUUGAGUGUAACACCUGUACGCUUUGGCAAAAUGACACAAAAAUUGACACACACAUGUAUCUCAAUAAGAUCUACGAAAAAGUCAAUGCGCGCGUAUCUGUCAAAUGUACGGUUAAAGGGUUAUUCCGCAUUUUUUGCCGAUCCGCACACAUUGGAAUUUCGCUAACUCCUCCGAAGGCUUUCGUUCCACCGGCACCACAUUUGCUCAGGCCAAUCUACACCCCAUGGCCAUGAAAAGUUAUUCAAAUCAUGACGCUGCACCCCACGGUUUAGGUUCUAGGGGGAGCCAAAGAUAACCGUAAAAUCCACAUAUUUAAAAGUCUUAUAACUUUUUAUUUUUGUCCCCACUGGCCUCCAAGUUUUCUAGGAUGAUGCAAUGUCCAGCCAUCAACACAUUUGUGAAGGAAUUUUUACUCGGCAAAAGAGCGCCCCCCAUGGCAGGAGACAAGAGUCAAUUUUUUCUUGUCCACUAAGGUGAAAAUACACAUUGUUGAGUGCUACGCCUGUAUGUUUUGUCGUAUUGACACAAAAUUUUACAUACACGUGUAUUUACAUAAGAUCUUCGAAAAAGUCAAUGGCCACGUAUCUGUAAAAUGUACGGUUAAAGGGUUAUUUCGCAUUUUUUGCAGAUUCGCACACAUUGGAAUUUCGCUAAUUCCUCCGAAGGCUUUUGUUCCACCGGCACCACAUUUGCUCAGGCCAAUCUACACCCCAUGGCCAUUAAAAGUUAUUCAAAUCAUGACGCUGCACCCCACGGUUUAGGUUCUAGGGGGCGCCAAAUAUAACCCUAAAAUCCACAUAUUUAAAAGUCUUAUAACUUUUUAUUUUUGUCCUCACUGGCCUCCAUGUUUUCUAGGAUGAUGCAAUGUCCAGCCAUCAACACAUUUGUGAAGGAGUUUUUUCUCUUUAAAAGAGCGCCCCCCAUGGCAGGAGAAUAAAGUCAAGUUUUUCCUGUUCAUCAUUCAAUGGCUCAAACGCACUGCUCUCUCGGCAAAAGCGAAAGGACGAGCAACUUGCCAUUUGGAUAUAUCUUAGCUGUGUUUGUGCCCUCACUCAUGGUCCAGACUUUUUUCAAAUAGGACAUGGAGUUUUUCUGCAGCGAGCGUUUUGGUAGAAACUGCGCCUCCCGUUCAUUAUAAUGGUAAAUGACCACAAACAAGUGCGCACACCAUCUUUGGACCUUGAGUGUGACGCGAUCGGGUGGGGGAGGCGGUCGCGCUGGGGGCGGCGUGACACGGCUCGGGCCCGCCAGUGCCCCAACGGGGCCCUAGUUUCUUCUUUUUCCUCCCCUUUGAACUGGAAAAUGGCCCACUUCCCACUGGCGAAAACUCAGGAAAUUUGGCAGGACAACCGGGCCUGGUGAAAAAUUCGAUAUUCUGAAGUCGCCCAAACAAUAAAAUGCAAAAUGGCUCCAUAGCGCCCCCUAAGGUGGAAAUUCACACUAUUGACUGUCACGCCUGUACGCUUUGUCAUAUUGACACAAAAAUUGACACACAUAUGUAUCUCAAUAAGAUCUACAAAAAAGUCAGUGCGGCCGUAUCUGUCAAAAUUACGGUUAAAGGGUUAUUUUGCAUUUUUUGCCGAUCCGCACACAUUGGAAUUUCGCUAACUCCUCCGAAGGCUUUCGUUCCACCGGCACCACAUUUGCUCAGGCCAAUCUACACCCCGUGGCCAUUAAAAGUUAUCAAAAUCAUGACGCUGCACCCCAAGGUUUAGGUUCUAGGGGGCGCCAAAGAUAACACUAAAAUCCACAUAUUUAAAAGUCUUAUAACUUUUUAUUUUUGUCCUCACUGGCCUCCAAGUUUUCUAGGAUGAUGCAAUGUCCAGCCAUCAACACAUUUGUGAAGGAAUUUUUACUCCCCAAAAGAGCACCCCCCCAUGGCAGGAGAAAAAAGUCCAUUUUUUCUUGUCCCCUAAGGUGAAAAUACACAUUGUUGAGUGUCACGCCUAUACGCUUUGUCAAAAUGACACAAAAAUUGACACACACAUGUAACUCAAUAAGAUCUACAAAAAAGUCAAUGCGCGCGUAUCUGUCAAAUGUACGGUUAAAGGGUUAUUCCGCAUUUUUUGCCGAUACGCACACAUUGGAAUUUCGCUAACUCCUCCGAAGGCUUUCGUUCCACCGGCACCACAUUUGCUCAGGCCAAUCUACACCCCAUGGCCAUUAAAAGUUAUUCAAAUCAUGAUGCUGCACCCCAUGGUUUAGGUUCUAGGGGGCGCCAAAAAUAACCCAAAAAUCCACAUUCUUAAAUGUUUUAUAACUUUUUAUUUUUGUCCUCACUGGCCUCCAAGUUUUCUAGGAUGAUGCAAUGUCCAGCCAUCAACACAUUUGUGAAGGAAUUUUUACUCCCCAAAAGAGCGCCCCCCCCAUGGCAGGAGAAAAAAGUCCAUUUUUUCUUGUCCCAUAAGGUGAAAAAACACAUUGUUGACCGUCAUACCUGUACGCUUUGUCAUAUUGACACAAAAUUUGACAAUCACAUGUAUCUCAAUAAGAUCUACGAAAAAGUCAAUGCGCGCGUAUCUGUAAAAUGUACGGUUAAAGGGCUAUUUUGCAUUUUUUGCCGAUUCGCACACAUUGGAAUGUGGCUAACUCCUCCUAAGGCUUUCGUCCCACUGACACCAAAUUUGCUCAGGCCAAUCUACACCCCAUGGCCAUUCAAAGUUGUAAAAAUCAUGACGCUGCACCCCACGGUUUACGUUCUAGGGGGCGCCAAAGAUGACCCAAAUAUCCACAUUCUUAAUUGAAUCCACAUCCCCCCCCCCAUCCCCCAUCCCCCAUGGCAGGAGAAACAGUCAAGUUUUUCCUGCCCAUCACUCAAUGGCUCAAUCGCAUCACUCUCCCGGCAACACCGUAACGAGGAGCAACUUGCCGUUUGGAUAUAUCCUAGCUGUGUUUGUGCCCUCACUCAUGGUCCAGACUUUUUUCAAAUAGGACAUGUAGUUUGUCUGCAGCGAGUGUUUUGGUAGAAACUGCGCCUCCCAUUCAUUAUAAUGGGAAAUGACCACAGACAAGUGCGCACACCAUCUUUGGACCUUGAGUGUGACGCGAUCGGGAGGGGGAGGCGGUCGCGCUGGGGGCGGCGCAACGCGACUCGGGCCCGACAGUGCCCCACCGGGGUCCUAGUUAGGGCCCGAGCCAGCUGCAGAGCAGCCGGGCGUAGGCCCUAUUAUUCCCCAAGUGGUUUUUCUUUGUUUCUUUCUUUCUUUCUUUCUUUAGGGCCCGAGCGUAGCUGCUAAGCAGCUGCGAGAGCCCUCUUGUUCCUGCAUGUUUCCUUCUUUUGUUAUUAUUAUUAUUUUUCCUCCCCUUUGAACUGGAAAACGGCCCACUUCCCACUGGCGAAAACUCAUGAAAUUUGGCAGGACGACCGGGCCUGGUGAAAAAUUUGAUAUUCCGAAGUCGCCCAAACAAGAAAAUGCAAAAUGGCUCCAUAGCGCCCCCUAAGGUGAAAAUUCACACUAUUGACUGUCACGCGUGUACGCUUUGUCAAAAUGACACCAAAAUUGACACACACAUGUAUCUCCAUAAGAUCUACAAAAAAGUCAGUGCGGGCGUAUCUGUCAAAUGUACGGUUAAAGGGUUAUUUCGCAUUUUUUGCCGAUCCGCACACAUUGGAAUUUCGCUAACUCCUCCGAAGGCUUUUGUUCCACCAGCACCACAUUUGCUCAGGCCAAUCUACACCCCAUGGCCAUUAAAAGUUAUUCAAAUCAUGACGCUGCACCCCACGGUUUAGGUUCUAGGGGGCGCCAAAGAUAACCCUAAGAUCCACAUAUUUAAAAGUCUUAUAACUUUUUAUUUUUGCCCUCACUGGCCUCCAAGUUUUCUAGGAUGAUGCAAUGUCCAGCCAUCAACACAUUUGUGAAGGAAUUUUUACUCCCCAAAAGAGCGCCCCCCCAUGGCAGGAGAAAAAAGUCCAUUUUUUCUUGUCCCCUAAGGUGAAAAUACACAUUGUUGAGUGUAACACCUGUACGCUUUGGCAAAAUGACACAAAAAUUGACACACACAUGUAUCUCAAUAAGAUCUACGAAAAAGUCAAUGCGCGCGUAUCUGUCAAAUGUACGGUUAAAGGGUUAUUCCGCAUUUUUUGCCGAUCCGCACACAUUGGAAUUUCGCUAACUCCUCCGAAGGCUUUCGUUCCACCGGCACCACAUUUGCUCAGGCCAAUCUACACCCCAUGGCCAUUAAAAGUUAUUCAAAUCAUGACGCUGCACCCCACGGUUUAGGUUCUAGGGGGCGCCAAAGAUAACCCUAAAAUCCACAUAUUUAAAAGUCUUAUAACUUUUUAUUUUUGUCCUCACUGGCCUCCAAGUUUUCUAGGAUGAUGCAAUGUCCAGCCAUCAACACAUUUGUGAAGGAAUUUUUACUCCCCAAAAGAGCGCCCCCCCAUGGCAGGAGAAAAAAGUCAAUUUUUUCUUGUCCCCUAAGGUGGAAAUUCACACUAUUGACUGUCACGCCUGUACGCUUUAUCAUAUUGACACAAAAAUUGACACACAUAUGUAUCUCAAUAAGAUCUACAAAAAAGUCAAUGCGCGCGUAUCUGUCAAAUGUACGGUUAAAGGGCUAUUUUGCAUUUUUUGCCGAUUCGCACACAUUGGAAUGUGGCUAACUCCUCCUAAGGCUUUCGUCCCACUGACACCAAAUUUGCUCAGGCCAAUCUACACCCCAUGGCCAUUCAAAGUUGUAAAAAUCAUGACGCUGCACCCCACGGUUUACGUUCUAGGGGGCGCCAAAGAUGACCCAAAAAUCCACAUUCUUAAAGGAAUCCACAUUCCCCCCCCCCCCCCCACAAGGCAGGAGAAAAAGUCAAGUUAACCCUGCCCAUCGCUCAAUGGCUCAAUCGCAUCGCUCUCCAGGCAACACUGUAAGGAGGAGCAACCUGCCAUUUCGAUAUAUCAUAGCUGUGUUUGUGCCCUCACUCAUGGUCCAGACUUUUUUCAAAUAGGACAUGAAGUUUGUCUGCAGCGAGUGUUUUGGUAGAAACUGCGCCUCCCAUUCAUUAUAAUGGGAAAUGACCACAGACAAGUGCGCACACCAUCUUUGGACCUUGAGUGUGACGCGAUCGGGAGGGGGAGGCGGUCGCGCUGGGGGCGGCGCGACGCGGCUCGGGCCCGACAGUGCCCCACCGGGGCCCUAGUUAUUAUUUUUCCUCCGCUUUAAACUGGAAAAUGGUCCACUUCCCACUGGCGAAAACUCAUGAAAUUUGGCAGGACGACCGGGCCUGGUGAAAAAUUCGAUAUUCUGAAGUCGCCCAAACAAGAAAAUGCAAAAUGGCUCCAUAGCGCCCCCUAAGGUGAAAAUUCACACUAUUGACUGUCACGCCUGUACGCUUUGUCAUAUUGACACAAAAAUUGACACACACAUGUAUCUCAAUAAGAUCUACAAAAAAGUCAGUGCGGGCGUAUCUGUCAAAUGUACGGUUAAAGGGUUAUUUUGCAUUUUUUGCAGAUCCGCACACAUUGGAAUUUCGCUAACUCCUCCGAAGGCUUUCGUUCCACCGGCACCACAUUUGCUCAGGCCAAUCUACACUCCAUGGCCAUUCAAAGUUGUACAAAUCAUAAUGCUGCACCCCAUGGUUUAGGUUCUAGGGGGCGCCAAAAAUAACCCAAAAAUCCACAUUCUUAAAAGUUUUAUAAAUUUUUUUUUUUGUCCUCACUGGCCUCCAAGUUUUCUAGGAUGAUGCAAUGUCCAGCCAUCAACACAUUUGUGAAGGAAUUUUUACUCCCCAAAAGAGCGCCCCCCCAUGGCAGGAAUAAAAAGUCCAUUUUUUUCUUGUCCCCUAAGGUGAAAAUACACAUUGUUGAGUGUCACGCCUGUACGCUUUGUCGUAUUGACAAAAAAUUUGACACACACGUGUAUCUCAAUAAGAUCUACGAAAAAGUCAAUGGGCGCGUAUCUGUAAAAUGUACGGCUAAAGGGCUAUUUUGCAUUUUUUGCCGAUUCGCACACAUUGGAAUGUGGCUAACUCCUCCUAAGGCUUUCGUCCCACUGACACCAAAUUUGCUCAGGCCAAUCUACACCCCAUGGCCAUUCAAAGUUGUAAAAAUCAUGCCGCUGCACCCCAUGGUUUACGUUCUAGGGGGCGCCAAAGAUGACCCAAAUAUCCACAUUCUUAAAAGUCGUUUUGGCCACUGCAGGAGUACAGAGUACUGCAGGAUACACACACACAGACACACACACACACACACACACACACACACACACACACACUCAGAGUCUGUUUUUUAGCACCUGCAAAAACAUGCUAUUUACAUAUUUGACAACAAUGCAGAGGCUUCCUUUUGCCCCUGAAAAAAAUCAAAUUUCUAACACAACUUGACUGCUCAUUUCUCCAAAAGACAACCAUGAAGCUCCAUCCAAACCUGAAGCAGGCAGUUGGUGCAUGUGUACAGUAACCUGAGGGGAGUGAGGUGACUGCUUCUGAGGAGAACAUGAGCAGUGAAGAUUCACCUUGGAGCGAGAACAGGGACGUGCACAUGAUUAUACGGGGGCAGGGGCUCAAGUUUUUUCCAGUCGUUUAUACAAUAUGGAAAUUAAUGUGAAAUUAAAAAACAAAGUAUUAAUAGAAAGGUAAUGACUGUCCUGUGUAGGUGACAGUGAUAUCCAAUAGGCUAGGCACUCACAAGGCUGGCUGUGGCAAGUGUAAGUGAAAGCAACACGCACUGGCAGGAAGAACAGCAAACGCCGAUGAAGGAAAAGGGUCUUUGCAGUGAUGGGCGUUACCAGAGAGGACGAUGGCCAGAGGACGCGAAUGGGACGGGGAGGCAGCGCGUUGGGGGGGGGGGGGGGCGACACAGCUCGGGCCCGCCAGUGCCCCAACGGGGCCCUAGUUCUUUCUUUCUUUCUUCUUUUUCCUCCCCUUUGAACUGGAAAAUGGCCCACUUCCCACUGGCGAAAACUCAUGAAAUUUGGCAGGACGACCGGGCCUGGUGAAAAAUUCGAUAUUCUGAAGUCGCCCAAACAAUAAAAUGCAAAAUGGCUCCAUAGCGCCCCCUAAGGUGAAAAUUCACACUAUUCACUGUCACGCCUGUACGCUUUGUCAAAAUGACACAAAAAUUGACACACACAUGUAUCUCAAUAAGAUCUACAAAAAAGUCAGUGCGGGCGUAUCUGUCAAAUGUACGGUUAAAGGGUUAUUUCGCAUUUUUUGCCGAUCCGCACACAUUGGAAUUUCGCUAACUCCUCCGAAGGCUUUCGUUCCACCGGCACCACAUUUGCUCAGGCCAAUCUACACCCCAUGGCCAUUAAAAGUUAUUCAAAUCAUGACGCUGCACCCCACGGUUUAGGUUCUAGGGGGCGCCAAAGAUAACCCUAAGAUCCACAUAUUUAAAAGUCUUAUAACUUUUUAUUUUUGCCCUCACUGGCCUCCAAGUUUUCUAGGAUGAUGCAAUGUCCAGCCAUCAACACAUUUGUGAAGGAAUUUUUACUCCCCAAAAGAGCGCCCCCCAUGGCAGGAGAAAAAAGUCCAUUUUUUCUUGUCCUCUAAGGUGAAAAUACACAUUGUUGAGUGUAACACCUGUACGCUUUGGCAAAAUGACACAAAAAUUGACACACACAUGUAUCUCAAUAAGAUCUACGAAAAAGUCAAUGCGCGCGUAUCUGUUACAUGUACGGUUAAAGGGUUAUUCCGCAUUUUUUGCCGAUCCGCACACAUUGGAAUUUCGCUAACUCCUCCGAAGGCUUUCGUUCCACCGGCACCACAUUUGCUCAGGCCAAUCUACACCCCAUGGCCAUUAAAAGUUAUUCAAAUCAUGACGCUGCACCCCACGGUUUAGGUUCUAGGGGGCGCCAAAGAUAACCGUAAAAUCCACAUAUUUAAAAGUCUUAUAACUUUUUAUUUUUGUCCCCACUGGCCUCCAAGUUUUCUAGGAUGAUGCAAUGUCCAGCCAUCAACACAUUUGUGAAGGAAUUUUUACUCCCCAAAAGAGCGCCCCCCCAUGGCAGGAGAAAAAAGUCAAUUUUUUCUUGUCCACUAAGGUGAAAAUACACAUUGUUGAGUGCUACGCCUGUAUGUUUUGUCGUAUUGACACAAAAUUUUACAUACACGUGUAUUUUAAUAAGAUCUUCGAAAAAGUCAAUGGCCACGUAUCUGUAAAAUGUACGGUUAAAGGGUUAUUUUGCAUUUUUUGCAGAUUCGCACACAUUGGAAUUUCGCUAACUCCUCCGAAGGCUUUUGUUCCACCGGCACCACAUUUGCUCAGGCCAAUCUACACCCCAUGGCCAUUAAAAGUUAUUCAAAUCAUGACGCUGCACCCCACGGUUUAGGUUCUAGGGGGCGCCAAAGAUAACCCUAAAAUCCACAUAUUUAAAAGUCUUAUAACUUUUUAUUUUUGUCCUCACUGGCCUCCAUGUUUUCUAGGAUGAUGCAAUGUCCAGCCAUCAACACAUUUGUGAAGGAGUUUUUUCUCGUUAAAAGAGCGCCCCCCAUGGCAGGAGAAUAAAGUCAAGUUUUUCCUGUUCAUCAUUCAAUGGCUCAAACGCACUGCUCUCUCGGCAAAAGCGAAAGGAGGAGCAACUUGCCAUUUGGAUAUAUCUUAGCUGUGUUUGUGCCCUCACUCAUGGUCCAGACUUUUUUCAAAUAGGACAUGGAGUUUUUCUGCAGCGAGCGCUUUGGUAGAAACUGCGCCUCCCGUUCAUUAUAAUGGUAAAUGACCACAAACAAGUGCGCACACCAUCUUUGGACCUUGAGUGUGACGCGAUCGGGUGGGGGAGGCGGUCGCGCUGGGGGCGGCGUGACACGGCUCGGGCCCGCCAGUGCCCCAACGGGGCCCUAGUUAGGGCCCGAGCGUAGCUGCUAAGCAGCUGCGAGAGCCCUCUUGUUCCUGCAUGUUUCCUUCUUUCGUUAUUAUUUUUCCUCCGCUUUAAACUGGAAAAUGGCCCACUUCCCACUGGCGAAAACUCAGGAAAUUUGGCAGGACGACCGGGCCUGGUGAAAAAUUCGAUAUUCUGAAGUCGCCCAAACAAUAAAAUGCAAAAUGGCUCCAUAGCGCCCCCUAAGGUGAAAAUUCACAUGACCGCUGUACGCUUUGUCAUAUUGACACAAAAAUUGACACACACAUGUAUCUCAAUAAGAUCUACAAAAAAGUCAGUGCGGGCGUAUCUGUCAAAUGUACGGUUAAUGGGUUAUUUUGCAUUUUUUGCAGAUCUGCACACAUUGGAAUUUCGCUAACUCCUCCGAAGGCUUUCAUUCGACCGGCACCACAUUUGCGCAGGUCAAUCUACCCCCCAUGGCCAUUAAAAGUUGUACAAAUCAUGAUGCUGCACCCCACGGUUUACGUUCUAGGGGGCGCCAAAGAUAACCCAAAAUCCACAUUCUUAAAAGUCUUAUAACUUUUUAUUUUUGUCCUCACUGCCCUCCAAGUUUUCUAGGAUGAUGCAAUGUCCAGCCAUCAACACAUUUGUGAAGGAAUUUUUACUCCCCAAAAGAGCGCCCCCCCAUGGCAGGAGAAAAAAGUCAAUUUUUUCAUGUCCCCUUACAUGAAAAUACACAUUGUUGAGUGUCACGCCUGAACGCUUUGUCAUAUUGACACAAAAAUUGACAAUCAUGUGUAUCUCAAUUAGAUCUACGAAAAAGUCAAAAAGCGCGUAUCUGUAUAAUGUACGGUUAAAGGGCUAUUUCGCAUUUUUUGCUGAUUCGCACACAUUGGAAUGUGGCUAUCUCCUCCUAAGGCUUUCGUCCCACCGAUACCAAAUUUGCUCAGGGCAAUCUACACCCCAUGCCCAUUCAAAGUUGUAAAAAUCAUGACGCUGCACCCCACGGUUUACGUUCUAGGGGGCGCCAAAGAUGACCCAAAAAUCCACAUUCUUAAAAGUCAUUUUGGCCACUGCAGGAGUACAGAGUACUGCAGUUCUAGGGGGCGCCAAAGAUGACCCAAAAAUCCACAUUCUUAAAAGUCUUUUUGGCCACUGCAGGAGUACAGAGUACUGCAGGAUACACACACAUACACACACACACACACACACACACACACACACACACACACACACACACACACACACACACUCAGAGUCUGUUUUUUAGCACCUGCAAAAACAUGCUGUUUACAUAUUUGACAAGAAUGCAGAGGCUUCCUUUUGCCCCUGAAAAAAAUCAGAUUUCAAACACAACUUGACUGUUCAUUUCUCCAAAAGACAACCAUGAAGCUCCAUCCAAACCUGAAGCAGAUAGUUGGUGCAUGUGUACAGUAACCUGAGGGGAGUGAGGUGACUAUUUCUGAGGAGAACAUGAGCAGUGAAGAUUCACCUUGGAGCUAGAACAGGGACGUGCACAUGAUUAUACAGGGGCAGGGGCUCAAGUUUUUUCCAGUCAUUUAUACAAUAUGGAAAUUAAUGUGAAAUUAAACCACAAAUAUGUGUGAUGAACUGUUUUUAAAACUUAAACUUCAAAUAAAAAUUGUAAACUUCAAAACAAAUGCAAAUUUUUAACAAAGAACAUAGUAAUUUACCUCUAUUUACAUCAAAAUGCAGGCAAUGGCCCAGGCGUUCUUUGUAAAAUUAUUUACAAAACACUGUAUAGUCUCACAAAUGUCACUUUUUAUUUAUGCCACUACAAAAAAACAUGAUGUAAAUGAUGCAUGAUGUAAAACAUGAUGUAAAAAACUUGUGUAGAUCCUCCUCUAUGUCAGUCCAUGUGUAAUUUUUCCAUAAUUCUUUGUUUUUUGCAGCAUUUUUGUUAGUGUAACUGCAGAUUGUGCUGACAGUCUAUGGCAAAAAAAACAAAAACUGAAAAUGCCUCAACAUGAACCCCUGGUGGUCUCUGAGGGUGAAACCUGCUAACUGCUGCAGCUCUGUCAGCUUCAGUCUCCCAUGCAGAGCUCGGAGCGCAUGUGUGGCUCUGCACCCUUAGCAGCGUUGCUAACUCCUCAGUAAGGAAAGCCUGCUUCAUGUCAGAGUCUCUAAACUCCAGAAGAAGUCGAUAAAAGUCCCUUUCUUUCUAAAAGUCGUUAGGGGGUCUGAAAAGUAAUUGAAUCUAACAACAAAGUCGCUAGGUUUGCAACUACGUGUCCCAGACUGCAUCCCUGCUGAGAGUCCCUCCCUCCCUUCUCAUGUUGCAGGAAGAACGUAAGCGCCCGCCCCUUGUCAAUCAGUCACCAUAUAAUUUUGGAUUGGUUGUUGUGGUGAAGUUUUCCACCAAUAGGAGAGAUGUUGUGGUGUGUUUUUUUUUUCUUUUGGCCAGCCUUUUCCGCCUGUAAGACCUGUCGCUAAUGUGUGCAUGCUAUGUUUUCCUGUCUCAUACAGCGCGAUCGAGCGCCGAACGUGAUCAAAAUAAGCAGAAAAAAAGUAUCGCGGACAUAAUUUAUCAUAACUCUGGUUUUAUUUGGCCUAUCAACACAAUUUAAAAACUGGUAUAUAGGUUGAGGUCCUCACUUUUGAGAUAAGUUGAAACGGAGAGUUAACGAGGCUCCGUCUUGCAGCUACAUCCGGUUAAAUAUGUAAUGUGACUUGAACGCUGGGGAGCGUCAAUCGAAUCGAAUCAAACCUAACUCUCAGAUGAAUCUUCAAAAUUCACCUCAGAAAUAUGCUUAUUAUUCUUCUCAGAGUACUGCAGGAUACACACACAGACACACACAUACACACGCACACACACACACACACUCAGAGUCUGUUUUUUAGCACCUGCAAACACAUGCUAUUUACAUAUUUGACAAGAAUGCAGAGGCUUCCUUUUGCCCCUGAAAAAAAUCAAAUUUCAAACACAACUUGACUGUUCAUUUCUCCAAAAGACAACCAUGAAGCUCCAUCCAAACCUGAAGCAGGCAGUUGGUGCAUGUGUACAGUAACCUGAGGGGAGUGAGGUGACUGCUUCUGAGGAGAACAUGAGCAGUGAAGAUUCACCUUGGAGCUAGAACAGGGACGUGCACAUGAUAAUACAGGGGCAGGGGCUCAAGUUUUUUCCAGUCGUUUAUACAAUACGGAAAUUAAUGUGAAAUUAAAAAACAAAGUAUGACUGUCCUGUGUAGGUGACAGUGAUAUCCAAUAGGCUAGGCACUCACGAGGCUGGCUGUGGCAAGUGUAAGUGAAAGCAACACGCACUGGCAGGAAGAACAGCAAACGCCGAUGAAGGAAAAGGGUCUUUGCAGUGAUGGGCGUUACCAGAGAGGGCGAUGAUGGCCAGAGGACACGAAUGGGACGGGGAGGCAGCGCGUUGGGGGGGGGGGGGUGCGACACGGCUCGGGCCCGCCAGUGCCCCAACGGGGCCCUAGUUCUUUCUUUCUUUCUUCUUUUUCCUCCCCUUUGAACUGGAAAAUGGCCCACUUCCCACUGGCGAAAACUCAUGAAAUUUGGCAGGACGACCGGGCCUGGUGAAAAAUUCGAUAUUCUGAAGUCGCCCAAACAAUAAAAUGCAAAAUGGCUCCAUAGCGCCCCCUAAGGUGGAAAUUCACACUAUUGACUGUCACGCCUGUACGCUUUGUCAUAUUGACACAAAAAUUGACACACAUAUGUAUCUCAAUAAGAUCUACAAAAAAGUCAGUGCGGCCGUAUCUGUCAAAAUUACGGUUAAAGGGUUAUUUCGCAUUUUUUGCCGAUCCGCACACAUUGGAAUUUCGCUAACUCCUCCGAAGGCUUUCGUUCCACCGGCACCACAUUUGCUCAGGCCAAUCUACACCCCGUGGCCAUUAAAAGUUAUUCAAAUCAUGACGCUGCACCCCAAGGUUUAGGUUCUAGGGGGCGCCAAAGAUAACACUAAAAUCCACAUAUUUAAAAGUUCUAUAACUUUUUAUUUUUGUCCUCACUGGCCUCCAAGUUUUCUAGGAUGAUGCAAUGUCCAGCCAUCAACACAUUUGUGAAGGAAUUUUUACUCCCCAAAAGAGCGCCCCCCCAUGGCAGGAGAAAAAAGUCCAUUUUUUCUUGUCCCCUAAGGUGAAAAUACACAUUGUUGAGUGUCACGCCUAUACGCUUUGUCAAAAUGACACAAAAAUUGACACACACAUGUAACUCAAUAAGAUCUACAAAAAAGUCAAUGCGCGCGUAUCUGUCAAAUGUACAGUUAAAGGGUUAUUCCGCAUUUUUUGCCGAUACGCACACAUUGGAAUUUCGCUAACUCCUCCGAAGGCUUUCGUUCCACCGGCACCACAUUUGCUCAGGCCAAUCUACACCCCAUGGCCAUUAAAAGUUAUUCAAAUCAUGAUGCUGCACCCCAUGGUUUAGGUUCUAGGGGGCGCCAAAAAUAACCCAAAAAUCCACAUUCUUAAAUGUUUUAUAACUUUUUAUUUUUGUCCUCACUGGCCUCCAAGUUUUCUAGGAUGAUGCAAUGUCCAGCCAUCAACACAUUUGUGAAGGAAUUUUUACUCCCCAAAAGAGCGCCCCCCCAUGGUAGGAGAAAAAAGUCAAUUUUUUCUUGUCCCCUUACAUAAAAAUACACAUUGUUGAGUGUCACGCCUGAACGCUUUGUCAUAUUGACACAAAAAUUGACAAUCAUGUGUAUCUCAAUUAGAUCUACGAAAAAGUCAAAGAGCGCGUAUCUGUAUAAUGUACGGUUAAAGGGCUAUUUUGCAUUUUUUGCCGAUUCACACACAUUGGAAUGUGGCUAUCUCCUCCUAAGGCUUUCGUCCCACCGAUACCAAAUUUGCUCAGGGCAAUCUACACCCCAUGCCCAUUCAAAGUUGUAAAAAUCAUGACGCUGCACCCCACGGUUUACGUUCUAGGGGGCGCCAAAGAUGACCCAAAAAUCCACAUUCUUAAAAGUCAUUUUGGCCACUGCAGGAGUACAGAGUACUGCAGUUCUAGGGGGCGCCAAAGAUGACCCAAAAAUCCACAUUCUUAAAAGUCUUUUUGGCCACUGCAGGAGUACAGAGUACUGCAGGAUACACACACAUAUACACACACGCCAACAUACACACACACACACACACACACACACACACACACACACACACACACACACACACACUCAGAGUCUGUUUUUUAGCACCUGCAAAAACAUGCUGUUUACAUAUUUGACAAGAAUGCAGAGGCUUCCUUUUGCCCCUGAAAAAAAUCAAAUUUCAAACACAACUUGACUGUUCAUUUCUCCAAAAGACAACCAUGAAGCUCCAUUUCAAACCUGAAGCAGAUAGUUGGUGCAUGUGUACAGUAACCUGAGGGGAGUGAGGUGACUAUUUCUGAGGAGAACAUGAGCAGUGAAGAUUCACCUUGGAGCUAGAACAGGGACGUGCACAUGAUUAUACAGGGGCAGGGGCUCAAGUUUUUUCCAGUCAUUUAUACAAUAUGGAAAUUAAUGUGAAAUUAAACCACAAAUAUGUGUGAUGAACUGUUUUUAAAACUUAAACUUCAAAUAAAAAUUGUAAACUUCAAAACAUAUGCAAAUUUUUAACAAAGAACAUAGUAAUUUACCUCUAUUUACAUCAAAAUGCAGGCAAUGGCCCAGGUGUUCUUUGUAAAAUUAUUUACAAAACACUGUAUAGUCUCACAAAUGUCACUUUUUAUUUAUGCCACUACAAAAAAACAUGAUGUAAAUGAUGCAUGAUGUAAAACAUGAUGUAAAAAACUUGUGUAGAUCCUCCUCUAUGUCAGUCCAUGUGUAAUUUUUCCAUAAUUCUUUGUUUUUUGCAGCAUUUUUGUUAGUGUAACUGCAGAUUUUGCUGACAGUGUCUAUGGCACAAAAAAAAAAAAAAAUUAAAAUGCCUCAACAUGAACCCCUGGUGGUCUCUGAGGGUGAAACCUGCUAACUGCUGCAGCUCUGUCAGCUUCAGUCUCCCAUGCAGAGCUCUGAGCGCAUGUGUGGCUCUGCACCCUUAGCAGCGUUGCUAACUCCUCAGUAAGGAAAGCCUGCUUCAUGUCAGAGUCUCUAAACUCCAGAAGAAGUCGAUAAAAGUCCCUUUCUUUCUAAAAAAAAGUCGUUAGGGUGUCUGAAAAGUCAUUGAAUCUAACAACAAAGUCGCUAGGUUUGCAACUACGUGUCCCAGACUGCAUCCCUGCUGAGAGUCCCUCCCUCCCUUCUCAUGUUGCAGGAAGAACGUAAGCGCCCGCCCCUUGUCAAUCAGUCACCAUAUAAUUUUGGAUUGGUUGUUGUGGUGAAGUUUUCCACCAAUAGGAGAGAUGUUGUGGUGUGUUUUUUUUUUCUUUUGGCAAGCCUUUUCCGCCUGUAAGACCUGUCGCUAAUGUCUGCAUGCUAUGUUUUCCUGUCUCAUACAGCGCGAUCGAGCGCCGAACGUGAUCAAAAUAAGCAGAAAAAAAGUAUCGCGGACAUAAUUUAUCAUAACUCUGGUUUUAUUUGGCCUAUCAACACAAUUUAAAAACUGGUAUAUAGGUUGAGGUCCUCACUUUUGAGAUAAGUUGAAACGGAGAGUCAACGAGGCUCCGUCUUGCAGCUACAUCAGGUUAAAUAUGUCAUGUGACUUGAACGCACACAUAGACACACACACACACACACACACGCACACACACACACACACACACACACACACACACACUCAGAGUCUGGUUUUUAGCACCUGCAAAAACAUGCUAUUUACAUAUUUGACAAGAAUGCAGAGGCUCCUUUUGCCCCUGAAAAAAAUCAAAUUUCAAACACAACUUGACUGGUCAUUUCUCCAAAAGACAACCAUGAAGCUCCAUCCAAACCUGAAGCAGGCAGUUGGUGCAUGUGUACAGUAACCUGAGGGGAGUGAGGUGAGUGCUUCUGAGGAGAACAUGAGCAGUGAAGAUUCACCUUGGAGCUAGAACAGAGACAUGCACAUGAUUAUACAGGGGCAGGGGCUCAAGUUUUUUCCAGUCGUUUAUACAAUAUGGAAAUUAAUGUGAAAUUAAAACACAAAGUAUUAAUAGAAAGGUAAUGACUGUCCUGUGUAGGUGACAGUGAUAUCCAAUAGGCUAGGCACUCACGAGGCUGGCUGUGGCAAGUGUAAGUGAAAGCAACACGCACUGGCAGGAAGAACAGCAAACGCCGAUGAAGGAAAAGGGUCUUUGCAGUGAUGGGCGUUACCAGAGAGGGCGAUGGCCAGAGGACACAAAUGGGACGGGGAGGCAGCACGUUGGGGGGGGGGGGAUGCGACACGGCUCGGGCCCGCCAGUGCCCCAACGGGGUCCUAGUUAGGGCCCGAGCGUAGCUGCUAAGCAGCUGCAAGAGCCCUAUUAUUCCCCAAGGGGUUUUUAGGGCCCGAGCCAGCUGCAGAGCAGCCGGGCGUAGGCCCUAUUAUUCCCCAAGUGGUUUUUAGGGCCCGAGCGUAGCUGCUAAGCAGCUGCGAGAGCCCUCUUGUUCCUGUAGUUUCCUUCUUUUGUUAUUAUUAUUUUUCCUCCCCUUUGAACUGGAAAAUGGCCCACUUCCCACUGGCGAAAACUCAUGAAAUUUGGCAGGACGACCGGGCCUGGUGAAAAAUUUGAUAUUCCGAAGUCGCCCAAACAAGAAAAUGCAAAAUGGCUCCAUAGCGCCCCCUAAGGUGAAAAAUUCACCUGACGCCUGUACGCUUUGUCAAAAUGACACAAAAAUUGACACACACAUGUAUCUCAAUAAGAUCUACAAAAAAGUCAGUGCGGGCGUAUCUGUCAAAUGUACGGUUAAAGGGUUAUUGCGCAUUUUUUGCCGAUCCGCACACAUUGGAAUUUCGCUAACUCCUCCGAAGGCUUUCGUUCCACCGGCACCACAUUUGCUCAGGCCAAUCUACACCCCAUGGCCAUUAAAAGUUAUUCAAAUCAUGACGCUGCACCCCACGGUUUAGGUUCUAGGGGGCGCCAAAGAUAACACUAAAAUCCACAUAUUUCAAAGUCUUAUAACUUUUUAUUUUUGUCCUCACUGGCCUCCAAGUUUUCUAGGAUGAUGCAAUGUCCAGCCAUCAACACAUUUGUGAAGGAAUUUUUACUCCCCAAAAGAGCGCCCCCCCAUGGCAGGAGAAAAAAGUCCAUUUUUUCUUGUCCCCUAAGGUGAAAAUACACAUUGUUGAGUGUCACGCCUGUACGCUUUGUCAAAAUGACACAAAAAUUGACACACACAUGUAUCUCAAUAAGAUCUACAAAAAAGUCAAUGGGCGCGUAUCUGUCAAAUGUACGGUUAAAGGGUUAUUCCGCAUUUUUUGCCGAUUCGCACACAUUGGAAUUUCGCUAACUCCUCCGAAGGCUUUCGUUCCACCGGCACCACAUUUGCUCAGGCCAAUCUACACCCCAUGGCCAUUAAAAGUUAUUCAAAUCAUGAUGCUGCACCCCAUGGUUUAGGUUCUAGGGGGCGCCAAAAAUAACCCAAAAAUCCACAUUCUUAAAUGUUUUAUAACUUUUUAUUUUUGUCCUCACUGGCCUCCAAGUUUUCUAGGAUGAUGCAAUGUCCAGCCAUCAACACAUUUGUGAAGGAAUUUUUACUCCCCAAAAGAGCGCCCCCCCAUGGUAGGAGAAAAAAGUCAAUUUUUUCUUGUCCCCUUACAUAAAAAUACACAUUGUUGAGUGUCACGCCUGAACGCUUUGUCAUAUUGACACAAAAAUUGACAAUCAUGUGUAUCUCAAUUAGAUCUACGAAAAAGUCAAAGAGCGCGUAUCUGUAUAAUGUACGGUUAAAGGGCUAUUUUGCAUUUUUUGCCGAUUCGCACACAUUGGAAUGUGGCUAUCUCCUCCUAAGGCUUUCGUCCCACCGAUACCAAAUUUGCUCAGGGCAAUCUACACCCCAUGCCCAUUCAAAGUUGUAAAAAUCAUGACGCUGCACCCCACGGUUUACGUUCUAGGGGGCGCCAAAUAUGACCCAAAAAUCCACAUUCUUAAAAGUCAUUUUGGCCACUGCAGGAGUACAGAGUACUGCAGUUCUAGGGGGCGCCAAAGAUGACCCAAAAAUCCACAUUCUUAAAAGUCUUUUUUCGGCCACUGCAGGAGUACAGAGUACUGCAGGAUACACACACAUAUACACACACGCCAACAUACACACACACACACACACACACACACACACACACAGACACACACACACACUCAGAGUCUGUUUUUUAGCACCUGCAAAAACAUGCUGUUUACAUAUUUGACAAGAAUGCAGAGGCUUCCUUUUGCCCCUGAAAAAAAUCAAAUUUCAAACACAACUUGACUGUUCAUUUCUCCAAAAGACAACCAUGAAGCUCCAUUUCAAACCUGAAGCAGAUAGUUGGUGCAUGUGUACAGUAACCUGAGGGGAGUGAGGUGACUAUUUCUGAGGAGAACAUGAGCAGUGAAGAUUCACCUUGGAGCUAGAACAGGGACGUGCACAUGAUUAUACAGGGGCAGGGGCUCAAGUUUUUUCCAGUCAUUUAUACAAUAUGGAAAUUAAUGUGAAAUUAAACCACAAAUAUGUGUGAUGAACUGUUUUUAAAACUUAAACUUCAAAUAAAAAUUGUAAACUUCAAAACAUAUGCAAAUUUUAAACAAAGAACAUAGUAAUUUACCUCUAUUUACAUCAAAAUGCAGGCAAUGGCCCAGGCGUUCUUUGUAAAAUUAUUUACAAAACACUGUAUAGUCUCACAAAUGUCACUUUUUAUUUAUGCCACUACAAAAAAACAUGAUGUAAAUGAUGCAUGAUGUAAAACAUGAUGUAAAAAACUUGUGUAGAUCCUCCUCUAUGUCAGUCCAUGUGUAAUUUUUCCAUAAUUCUUUGUUUUUUGCAGCAUUUUUGUUAGUGUAACUGCAGAUUGUGCUGACAGUGUCUAUGGCACAAAAAAAAAAAAAAUUAAAAUGCCUCAACAUGAACCCCUGGUGGUCUCUGAGGGUGAAACCUGCUAACUGCUGCAGCUCUGUCAGCUUCAGUCUCCCAUGCAGAGCUCUGAGCGCAUGUGUGGCUCUGCACCCUUAGCAGGGUUGCUAACUCCUCAGUAAGGAAAGCCUGCUUCAUGUCAGAGUCUCUAAACUCCAGAAGAAGUCGAUAAAAGUCCCUUUCUUUCUAAAAAAAAGUCGUUAGGGGGUCUGAAAAGUCAUUGAAUCUAACAACAAAGUCGCUAGGUUUGCAACUACGUGUCCCAGACUGCAUCCCUGCUGAGAGUCCCUCCCUCCCUUCUCAUGUUGCAGGAAGAACGUAAGCGCCCGGCCCUUGUCAAUCAGUCACCAUAUAAUUUUGGAUUGGUUGUUGUGGUGAAGUUUUCCAACAAUAGGAGAGAUGUUGUGGUGUGUUUUUUUUUUCUUUUGGCAAGCCUUUUCCGCCUGUAAGAGCUGUCGCUAAUGUCUGCAUGCUAUGUUUUCCUGUCUCAUACAGCGCGAUCGAGCGCCGAACGUGAUCAAAAUAAGCAGAAAAAAAGUAUCGCGGACAUAAUUUAUCAUAACUCUGGUUUUAUUUGGCCUAUCAACACAAUUUAAAAACUGGUAUAUAGGUUGAGGUCCUCACUUUUGAGAUAAGUUGAAACGGAGAGUCAACGAGGCUCCGUCUUGCAGCUACAUCCGGUUAAAUAUGUCAUGUGACUUGAACGCACACACAGACACACACACGCACACACACACACACACACACUCAGAGUCUGGUUUUUAGCACCUGCAAAAACAUGCUAUUUACAUAUUUGACAAGAAUGCAGAGGCUCCUUUUGCCCCUGAAAAAAAUCAAAUUUCAAACACAACUUGACUGGUCAUUUCUCCAAAAGACAACCAUGAAGCUCCAUCCAAACCUGAAGCAGGCAGUUGGUGCAUGUGUACAGUAACCUGAGGGGAGUGAGGUGAGUGCUUCUGAGGAGAACAUGAGCAGUGAAGAUUCACCUUGGAGCUAGAACAGAGACAUGCACAUGAUUAUACAGGGGCAGGGGCUCAAGUUUUUUCCAGUCGUUUAUACAAUAUGGAAAUUAAUGUGAAAUUAAAACACAAAGUAUUAAUAGAAAGGUAAUGACUGUCCUGUGUAGGUGACAGUGAUAUCCAAUAGGCUAGGCACUCACGAGGCUGGCUGUGGCAAGUGUAAGUGAAAGCAACACGCACUGGCAGGAAGAACAGCAAACGCCGAUGAAGGAAAAGGGUCUUUGCAGUGAUGGGCGUUAACAGAGAGGGCGAUGGCCAGAGGACACAAAUGGGACGGGGAGGCAGCACGUUGGGGGGGGGACGCGACACGGCUCGGGCCCGCCAGUGCCCCAACGGGGUCCUAGUUCUUUGUUUCUUUCUUUCUUUCUUUCUUUCUUUAGGGCCCGAGCGUAGCUGCUAAGCAGCUGCGAGAGCCCUCUUGUUCCUGUAGUUUCCUUCUUUUGUUAUUAGGGCCCGAGCGUAGCUGCUAAGCAGCUGCGAGAGCCCUCUUGUUCCUGAUGGAUUCUUCUUUCGUUAUUUUUCCUCCGCUUUAAACUGGAAAAUGGCCCACUUCCCACUGGCGAAAACUCAGGAAAUUUGGCAGGACGACCGGGCCUGGUGAAAAAUUUGAUAUUCUGAAGUCGCCCAAACAAAAAAAUGAAAAAUGGCUCCAUAGCGCCCCCUAUGGUGAAAACUCACCUGACGCCUGUACGCUUUGUCAAAAUGACACAAAAUUUGACACACAUGUGUAUCUCAAUAAGAUCUACAAAAAAGUCAGUGCGGGCGUAUCUGUCAAAUGUACGGUUAAAGGGCUAUUUCGCAUUUUUUGCCGAUCCGCACACAUUGGAAUUUCGCUAACUCCUCCGAAGGCUUUCGUUCCACCGGCACCAAAUUUGCUCAGGCCAAUCUACACCCCAUGGCCAUUAAAAGUUGUACAAAUCAUGAUGCUGCACCCCACGGUUUACGUUCUAGGGGGCGCCAAAAAUAACCCAAAAAUCCACAUUCUUAAAAGUCUUAUAACUUUUUAUUUUUGUCCUCACUGGCCUCCAAGUUUUCUAGGAUGAUGCAAUGUCCAGCCAUCAACACAUUUGUGAAGGAAUUUUUACUCGCCAAAAGAGCGCCCCCCCAUGGCAGGAGAAAAAGUCCAUUUUUUCUAGUCCCCUAAGGCGAAAAUACACAUUGUUGAAUGUCACGCCUGUACGCUUCGUCAUAUUGACACAAAAUUUGACAAUCACGUGUAUCUCAAUAAGAUCUACGAAAGAGUCAAUGCGCGCGUAUCAGUAAAAUGUACGGUUAAAGGGCUAUUUCGCAUUUUUUGCCGUUUCGCACACAUUGGAAUGUGGCUAACUCCUCCUAAGGCUUUCGUCCCACUGACACCAAAUUUGCUCAGGCCAAUCUACACUCCAUGGCCAUUCAAAGUUGUAAAAAUCAUGACGCUGCACCCCACGGUCUAUGUUCUAGGGGGCGCCAAAGAGGACCCAAAUAUCCACAUUUUUAAAAGUCUUAUAACUUUUUAUUUUUGUCCUCACUGGCCUCCAAGUUUUCUAGGAUGAUGCAAUGUCCAGCCAUCAACACAUUUGUGAAGGAAUGUUUACUCCCCAAAAGAGCGCCCCCCCAUGGCAGGAGAAAAAAGUCCAUUUUUUCUUGUCCCCUAAGGUGAAAAUACACAUUGUUGAGUGUCAUGCCUGUACGCUUUGUCAAAAUGACACAAAAUUCAACACACACGUGUAUCUCAAUAAGAUCUACGAAAAAGUAAAUGCAGGCGUAUCUGUCAAAUGUACGGUUAAAGGGCUAUUUUGCAUUUUUUGCCGAUUCGCACACAUUGGAAUGUAGCUAACUCCUCCGAAGGCUUUCGCUCCACCGGCACCAAAUUUGCUCAGGCCAAUCUACACCCCAUGGCCAUUCAAAGUUGUAAAAAUCAUGACGCUGCACCCCACGGUUUAAGUUCUAGGGGGCGCCAAAGAUGACCCAAAUAUCCAUAUUCUUAAAAGUGUUAUAACAUUUUAUUUUUGUCCUCACUGGCCUCCAUGUUUUCUAGGAUGAUGCAAUGUCCAGCCAUCAACACAUUUGUGAAGGAGUUUUUUCUCGUUAAAAGAGCGCCCCCCAUGGCAGGAGAAUAAAGUCAAGUUUUUCCUGUUCAUCGUUCAAUGGCUCAAACGCAUCGCUCUCUCGGCAAAAGCGAAAGGAGGAGCAACUUGCCAUUUGGAUAUAUCUUAGCUGUGUUUGUGCCCUCACUCAUGGUCCAGACUUUUUUCAAAUAGGACAUGGAGUUUUUCUGCAGCGAGCGUUUUGGUAGAAACUGCGCCUCCCAUUCAUUAUAAUGGUAAAUGACCACAGACAAGUGCGCACACCAUCUUUGGACCUUGAGUGUGACGCGAUUGGGUGGGGGAGGCGGUCGCGCUGGGGGCGGCGCGACACGGCUCGGGCCCGCCAGUGCCCCACCGGGGCCCUAGUUAUUAUUAUUAUUUUUCCUCCCCUUUGAACUGGAAAAUGGCCCACUUCCCACUGGCGAAAACUCAUGAAAUUUGGCAGGACGACCGGGCCUGGUGAAAAAUUUGAUAUUCCGAAGUCGCCCAAACAAGAAAAUGCAAAAUGGCUCCAUAGCGCCCCCUAAGGUGAAAAUUCACACUAUUCACUGUCACGCCGGUACGCUUUGUCAAAAUGACACAAAAAUUGACACACACAUGUAUCUCAAUAAGAUCUACAAAAAAGUCAGUGCGGGCGUAUCUGUCAAAUGUACGGUUAAAGGGUUAUUUCGCAUUUUUUGCCGAUCCGCACACAUUGGAAUUUCGCUAACUCCUCCGAAGGCUUUCGUUCCACCGGCACCACAUUUGCUCAGGCCAAUCUACACCCCAUGGCCAUUAAAAGUUAUUCAAAUCAUGACGCUGCACCCCAAGGUUUAGGUUCUAGGGGGCGCCAAAGAUAACCCUAAGAUCCACAUAUUUAAAAGUCUUAUAACUUUUUAUUUUUGCCCUCACUGGCCUCCAAGUUUUCUAGGAUGAUGCAAUGUCCAGCCAUCAACACAUUUGUGAAGGAAUUUUUACUCCCCAAAAGAGCACCCCCCCAUGGCAGGAGAAAAAAGUCCAUUUUUUCUUGUCCCCUAAGGUGAAAAUACACAUUGUUGAGUGUAACACCUGUACGCUUUGGCAAAAUGACACAAAAAUUGACACACACAUGUAUCUCAAUAAGAUCUACGAAAAAGUCAAUGCGCGCGUAUCUGUCAAAUGUACGGUUAAAGGGUUAUUCCGCAUUUUUUGCCGAUCCGCACACAUUGGAAUUUCGCUAACUCCUCCGAAGGCUUUCGUUCCACCGGCACCACAUUUGCUCAGGCCAAUCUACACCCCAUGGCCAUGAAAAGUUAUUCAAAUCAUGACGCUGCACCCCACGGUUUAGGUUCUAGGGGGAGCCAAAGAUAACCGUAAAAUCCACAUAUUUAAAAGUCUUAUAACUUUUUAUUUUUGUCCCCACUGGCCUCCAAGUUUUCUAGGAUGAUGCAAUGUCCAGCCAUCAACACAUUUGUGAAGGAAUUUUUACUCGGCAAAAGAGCCCCCCCAUGGCAGGAGACAAGAGUCAAUUUUUUCUUGUCCACUAAGGUGAAAAUACACAUUGUUGAGUGCUACGCCUGUAUGUUUUGUCGUAUUGACACAAAAUUUUACAUACACGUGUAUUUACAUAAGAUCUUCGAAAAAGUCAAUGGCCACGUAUCUGUAAAAUGUACGGUUAAAGGGUUAUUUCGCAUUUUUUGCAGAUUCGCACACAUUGGAAUUUCGCUAAUUCCUCCGAAGGCUUUUGUUCCACCGGCACCACAUUUGCUCAGGCCAAUCUACACCCCAUGGCCAUUAAAAGUUAUUCAAAUCAUGACGCUGCACCCCACGGUUUAGGUUCUAGGGGGCGCCAAAUAUAACCCUAAAAUCCACAUAUUUAAAAGUCUUAUAACUUUUUAUUUUUGUCCUCACUGGCCUCCAUGUUUUCUAGGAUGAUGCAAUGUCCAGCCAUCAACACAUUUGUGAAGGAGUUUUUUCUCUUUAAAAGAGCGCCCCCCCAUGGCAGGAGAAUAAAGUCAAGUUUUUCCUGUUCAUCAUUCAAUGGCUCAAACGCACUGCUCUCUCGGCAAAAGCGAAAGGACGAGCAACUUGCCAUUUGGAUAUAUCUUAGCUGUGUUUGUGCCCUCACUCAUGGUCCAGACUUUUUUCAAAUAGGACAUGGAGUUUUUCUGCAGCGAGCGUUUUGGUAGAAACUGCGCCUCCCGUUCAUUAUAAUGGUAAAUGACCACAAACAAGUGCGCACACCAUCUUUGGACCUUGAGUGUGACGCGAUCGGGUGGGGGAGGCGGUCGCGCUGGGGGCGGCGUGACACGGCUCGGGCCCGCCAGUGCCCCAACGGGGCCCUAGUUAUUUUUCCUCCCCUUUGAACUGGAAAAUGGCCCACUUCCCACUGGCGAAAACUCAUGAAAUUUGGCAGGACGACCGGGCCUGGUGAAAAAUUUGAUAUUCCGAAGUCGCCCAAACAAGAAAAUGCAAAAUGGCUCCAUAGCGCCCCCUAAGGUGAAAAUUCACACUAUUGACUGUCACGCCUGUACGCUUUGUCAAAAUGACACAAAAAUUGACACACACAUGUAUCUCAAUAAGAUCUACAAAAAAGUCAGUGCGGGCGUAUCUGUCAAAUGUACGGUUAAAGGGUUAUUUCGCAUUUUUUGCCGAUCCGCACACAUUGGAAUUUCGCUAACUCCUCCGAAGGCUUUCGUUCCACCGGCACCACAUUUGCUCAGGCCAAUCUACACCCCAUGGCCAUUAAAAGUUAUUCAAAUCAUGACGCUGCACCCCACGGUUUAGGUUCUAGGGGGCGCCAAAGAUAACCCUAAGAUCCACAUAUUUAAAAGUCUUAUAACUUUUUAUUUUUGCCCUCACUGGCCUCCAAGUUUUCUAGGAUGAUGCAAUGUCCAGCCAUCAACACAUUUGUGAAGGAAUUUUUACUCCCCAAAAGAGCGCCCCCCCAUGGCAGGAGAAAAAAGUCCAUUUUUUCUUGUCCCCUAAGGUGAAAAUACACAUUGUUGAGUGUAACACCUGUACGCUUUGGCAAAAUGACACAAAAAUUGACACACACAUGUAUCUCAAUAAGAUCUACGAAAAAGUCAAUGCGCGCGUAUCUGUCAAAUGUACGGUUAAAGGGUUAUUCCGCAUUUUUUGCCGAUCCGCACACAUUGGAAUUUCGCUAACUCCUCCGAAGGCUUUCGUUCCACCGGCACCACAUUUGCUCAGGCCAAUCUACACCCCGUGGCCAUUAAAAGUUAUCAAAAUCAUGACGCUGCACCCCAAGGUUUAGGUUCUAGGGGGCGCCAAUGAUAACACUAAAAUCACUUUAUUUUUGUCCUCACUGGCCUCCAAGUUUUCUAGGAUGAUGCAAUGUCCAGCCAUCAACACAUUUGUGAAGGAAUUUUUACUCGCCAAAAGAGCGCCCCCCCAUGGCAGGAGAAAAAAGUCAAUUUUUUCUUGUCCACUAAGGUGAAAAUACACAUUGUUGAGUGCUACGCCUGUAUGUUUUGUCGUAUUGACACAAAAUUUUACAUACACGUGUAUUUCAAUAAGAUCUUCGAAAAAGUCAAUGGCCACGUAUCUGUAAAAUGUACGGUUGAAGGGUUAUUUCGCAUUUUUUGCAGAUUCGCACACAUUGGAAUUUCGCUAAUUCCUCCGAAGGCUUUCGUUCCACCGGCACCACAUUUGCUCAGGCCAAUCUACACCCCAUGGCCAUUAAAAGUUAUUCAAAUCAUGACGCUGCACCCCACGGUUUAGGUUCUAGGGGGCGCCAAAGAUAACCCUAAAAUCCACAUAUUUAAAAGUCUUAUAACUUUUUAUUUUUGUCCUCACUGGCCUCCAUGUUUUCUAGGAUGAUGCAAUGUCCAGCCAUCAACACAUUUGUGAAGGAGUUUUUUCUCUUUAAAAGAGCGCCCCCCAUGGCAGGAGAAUAAAGUCAAGUUUUUCCUGUUCAUCAUUCAAUGGCUCAAACGCACUGCUCUCUCGGCAAAAGCGAAAGGAGGAGCAACUUGCCAUUUGGAUAUAUCUUAGCUGUGUUUGUGCCCUCACUCAUGGUCCAGACUUUUUUCAAAUAGGACAUGGAGUUUUUCUGCAGCGAGCGUUUUGGUAGAAACUGCACCUCCCGUUCAUUAUAAUGGUAAAUGACCACAAAAAAGUGCACACACCAUCUUUGGACCUUGAGUGUGACGCGAUCGGGUGGGGGAGGCGGUCGCGCUGGGGGCGGCGUGACACGGCUCGGGCCCGCCAGUGCCCCAACGGGGCCCUAGUUCUUUCUUUUUUCUUUUUCCUCCCCUUUGAACUGGAAAAUGGCCCACUUCCCACUGGCGAAAACUCAUGAAAUUUGGCAGGACGACCGGGCCUGGUGAAAAAUUUGAUAUUCUGAAGUCGCCAAAACAAUAAAAUGCAAAAUGGCUCCAUAGCGCCCCCUAAGGUGGAAAUUCACACUAUUGACUGUCACGACUGUACGCUUUGUCAUAUUGACACAAAAAUUGACACACAUAUGUAUCUCAAUAAGAUCUACAAAAAAGUCAGUGCGGCCGUAUCUGUCAAAAUUACGGUUAAAGGGUUAUUUCGCAUUUUUUGCCGAUCCGCACACAUUGGAAUUUCGCUAACUCCUCCGAAGGCUUUCGUUCCACCGGCACCACAUUUGCUCAGGCCAAUCUACACCCCGUGGCCAUUAAAAGUUAUCAAAAUCAUGACGCUGCACCCCAAGGUUUAGGUUCUAGGGGGCGCCAAAGAUAACACUAAAAUCCACAUAUUUAAAAGUCUUAUAACUUUUUAUUUUUGUCCUCACUGGCCUCCAAGUUUUCUAGGAUGAUGCAAUGUCCAGCCAUCAACACAUUUGUGAAGGAAUUUUUACUCCCCAAAAGAGCGCCCCCCAUGGCAGGAGAAAAAAGUCAAUUUUUUCUUGUCCCCUAAGGUGAAAAUACACAUUGUUGAGUGUCACGCCUAUACGCUUUGUCAAAAUGACACAAAAAUUGACACACACAUGUAACUCAAUAAGAUCUACAAAAAAGUCCAUGCGCGCGUAUCUGUCAAAUGUACAGUUAAAGGGUUAUUCCGCAUUAUUUGCCGACACGCACACAUUGGAAUUUCGCUAACUCCUCCGAAGGCUUUCGUUCCACCGGCACCACAUUUGCUCAGGCCAAUCUACACCCCAUGGCCAUUAAAAGUUAUUCAAAUCAUGAUGCUGCACCCCAUGGUUUAGGUUCUAGGGGGCGCCAAAAAUAACCCAAAAAUCCACAUUCUUAAAUGUUUCAUAACUUUUUAUUUUUGUCCUCACUGGCCUCCAAGUUUUCUAGGAUGAUGCAAUGUCCAGCCAUCAACACAUUUGUGAAGGAAUUUUUACUCCCCAAAAGAGCGCCCCCCCAUGGUAGGAGAAAAAAGUCAAUUUUUUCUUGUCCCCUUACAUGAAAAUACACAUUGUUGAGUGUCACGCCUGAACGCUUUGUCAUAUUGACACAAAAAUUGACAAUCAUGUGUAUCUCAAUUAGAUCUACGAAAAAGUCAAAGAGCGCGUAUCUGUAUAAUGUACGGUUAAAGGGCUAUUUUGCAUUUUUUGCCGAUUCGCACACAUUGGAAUGUGGCUAUCUCCUCCUAAGGCUUUCGUCCCACCGAUACCAAAUUUGCUCAGGGCAAUCUACACCCCAUGCCCAUUCAAAGUUGUAAAAAUCAUGACGCUGCACCCCACGGUUUACGUUCUAGGGGGCGCCAAAGAUGACCCAAAAAUCCACAUUCUUAAAAGUCAUUUUGGCCACUGCAGGAGUACAGAGUACUGCAGUUCUAGGGGGCGCCAAAGAUGACCCAAAAAUCCACAUUCUUAAAAGUCUUUUUGGCCACUGCAGGAGUACAGAGUACUGCAGGAUACACACACAUAUACACACACGCCAACAUACACACACACACACACACACACACACACACAGACACACACACACACUCAGAGUCUGUUUUUUAGCACCUGCAAAAACAUGCUGUUUACAUAUUUGACAAGAAUGCAGAGGCUUCCUUUUGCCCCUGAAAAAAAUCAAAUUUCAAACACAACUUGACUGUUCAUUUCUCCAAAAGACAACCAUGAAGCUCCAUUUCAAACCUGAAGCAGAUAGUUGGUGCAUGUGUACAGUAACCUGAGGGGAGUGAGGUGACUAUUUCUGAGGAGAACAUGAGCAGUGAAGAUUCACCUUGGAGCUAGAACAGGGACGUGCACAUGAUUAUACAGGGGCAGGGGCUCAAGUUUUUUCCAGUCGUUUAUACAAUAUGGAAAUUAAUGUGAAAUUAAACCACAAAUAUGUGUGAUGAACUGUUUUUAAAACUUAAACUUCAAAUAAAAAUUGUAAACUUCAAAACAUAUGCAAAUUUUUAACAAAGAACAUAGUGAUUUACCUCUAUUUACAUCAAAAUGCAGGCAAUGGCCCAGGCGUUCUUUGUAAAAUUAUUUACAAAACACUGUAUAGUCUCACAAAUGUCACUUUUUAUUUAUGCCACUACAAAAAAACAUGAUGUAAAUGAUGCAUGAUGUAAAACAUGAUGUAAAAAACUUGUGUAGAUCCUCCUCUAUGUCAGUCCAUGUGUAAUUUUUCCAUAAUUCUUUGUUUUUUGCAGCAUUUUUGUUAGUGUAACUGCAGAUUGUGCUGACAGUGUCUAUGGCACAAAAAAAAAAAAAAAUUAAAAUGCCUCAACAUGAACCCCUGGUGGUCUCUGAGGGUGAAACCUGCUAACUGCUGCAGCUCUGUCAGCUUCAGUCUCCCAUGCAGAGCUCUGAGCGCAUGUGUGGCUCUGCACCCUUAGCAGCGUUGCCUGCUUCAUGUCAGAGUCUCUAAACUCCAGAAGAAGUCGAUAAAAGUCACUUUCUUUCUAAAAAAAAGUCGUUAGGGGGUCUGAAAAGUCAUUGAAUCUAACAACAAAGUCGCUAGGUUUGCAACUACGUGUCCCAGACUGCAUCCCUGCUGAGAGUCCCUCCCUCGCUUCUCAUGUUGCAGGAAGAACGUAAGCGCCCGCCCCUUGUCAAUCAGUCACCAUAUAAUUUUGGAUUGGUUGUUGUGGUGAAGUUUUCCACCAAUAGGAGAGAUGUUGUGGUGUGUUUUUUUUUUCUUUUGGCAAGCCUUUUCCGCCUGUGAGACCUGUCGCUAAUGUCUGCAUGCUAUGUUUUCCUGUCUCAUACAGCGCGAUCGAGCGCCGAACGUGAUCAAAAUAAGCAGAAAAAAAGUAUCGCGGACAUAAUUUAUCAUAACUCUGGUUUUAUUUGGCCUAUCAACACAAUCUAAAAACUGGUAUAUAGGUUGAGGUCCUCACUUUUGAGAUAAGUUGAAACGGAGAGUCAACGAGGCUCCGUCUUGCAGCUACAUCCGGUUAAAUAUGUCAUGUGACUUGAACGCACACACAGACACACACACACACACACACUCAGAGUCUGGUUUUUAGCACCUGCAAAAACAUGCUAUUUACAUAUUUGACAAGAAUGCAGAGGCUCCUUUUGCCCCUGAAAAAAAUCAAAUUUCAAACACAACUUGACUGGUCAUUUCUCCAAAAGACAACCAUGAAGCUCCAUCCAAACCUGAAGCAGGCAGUUGGUGCAUGUGUACAGUAACCUGAGGGGAGUGAGGUGAGUGCUUCUGAGGAGAACAUGAGCAGUGAAGAUUCACCUUGGAGCUAGAACAGAGACAUGCACAUGAUUAUACAGGGGCAGGGGCUCAAGUUUUUUCCAGUCGUUUAUACAAUAUGGAAAUUAAUGUGAAAUUAAAACACAAAGUAUUAAUAGAAAGGUAAUGACUGUCCUGUGUAGGUGACAGUGAUAUCCAAUAGGCUAGGCACUCACGAGGCUGGCUGUGGCAAGUGUAAGUGAAAGCAACACGCACUGGCAGGAAGAACAGCAAACGCCGAUGAAGGAAAAGGGUCUUUGCAGUGAUGGGCGUUACCAGAGAGGGCGAUGGCCAGAGGACACAAAUGGGACGGGGAGGCAGCACGUUGGGGGGGGGGGGGGGGGGGCGACACGGCUCGGGCCCGCCAGUGCCCCAACGGGGUCCUAGUUAGGGCCCGAGCGUAGCUGCUAAGCAGCUGCGAGAGCCCUCUUGUUCCUGUAGUUUCCUUCUUUUGUUAUUAUUAUUAUUAUUAUUAUUAUUUUUCCUCCCCUUUGAACUGGAAAAUGGCCCACUUCCCACUGGCAAAAACUCAUGAAAUUUGGCAGGACGACCGGGCCUCGUGAAAAAUUUGAUAUUCCGAAGUCGCCCAAACAAGAAAAUGCAAAAUGGCUCCAUAGCGCCCCCUAAGGUGAAAAUUCACACUAUUCACUGUCACGCCUGUACGCUUUGUCAAAAUGACACAAAAAUUGACACACACAUGUAUCUCAAUAAGAUCUACAAAAAAGUCAGUGCGGGCGUAUCUGUCAAAUGUACGGUUAAAGGGUUAUUUCGCAUUUUUUGCCGAUCCGCACACAUUGGAAUUUCGCUAACUCCUCCGAAGGCUUUCGUUCCACCGGCACCACAUUUGCUCAGGCCAAUCUACACCCCAUGGCCAUUAAAAGUUAUUCAAAUCAUGACGCUGCACCCCACGGUUUAGGUUCUAGGGGGCGCCAAAGAUAACCCUAAGAUCCACAUAUUUAAAAGUCUUAUAACUUUUUAUUUUUGCCCUCACUGGCCUCCAAGUUUUCUAGGAUGAUGCAAUGUCCAGCCAUCAACACAUUUGUGAAGGAAUUUUUACUCCCCAAAAGAGCGCCCCCCCAUGGCAGGAGAAAAAAGUCCAUUUUUUCUUGUCCUCUAAGGUGAAAAUACACAUUGUUGAGUGUAACACCUGUACGCUUUGGCAAAAUGACACAAAAAUUGACACACACAUGUAUCUCAAUAAGAUCUACGAAAAAGUCAAUGCGCGCGUAUCUGUUACAUGUACGGUUAAAGGGUUAUUCCGCAUUUUUUGCCGAUCCGCACACAUUGGAAUUUCGCUAACUCCUCCGAAGGCUUUCGUUCCACCGGCACCACAUUUGCUCAGGCCAAUCUACACCCCAUGGCCAUUAAAAGUUAUUCAAAUCAUGACGCUGCACCCCACGGUUUAGGUUCUAGGGGGCGCCAAAGAUAACCGUAAAAUCCACAUAUUUAAAAGUCUUAUAACUUUUUAUUUUUGUCCCCACUGGCCUCCAAGUUUUCUAGGAUGAUGCAAUGUCCAGCCAUCAACACAUUUGUGAAGGAAUUUUUACUCCCCAAAAGAGCGCCCCCCCAUGGCAGGAGAAAAAAGUCAAUUUUUUCUUGUCCACUAAGGUGAAAAUACACAUUGUUGAGUGCUACGCCUGUAUGUUUUGUCGUAUUGACACAAAAUUUUACAUACACGUGUAUUUUAAUAAGAUCUUCGAAAAAGUCAAUGGCCACGUAUCUGUAAAAUGUACGGUUAAAGGGUUAUUUUGCAUUUUUUGCAGAUUCGCACACAUUGGAAUUUCGCUAACUCCUCCGAAGGCUUUUGUUCCACCGGCACCACAUUUGCUCAGGCCAAUCUACACCCCAUGGCCAUUAAAAGUUAUUCAAAUCAUGACGCUGCACCCCACGGUUUAGGUUCUAGGGGGCGCCAAAGAUAACCCUAAAAUCCACAUAUUUAAAAGUCUUAUAACUUUUUAUUUUUGUCCUCACUGGCCUCCAUGUUUUCUAGGAUGAUGCAAUGUCCAGCCAUCAACACAUUUGUGAAGGAGUUUUUUCUCGUUAAAAGAGCGCCCCCCCAUGGCAGGAGAAUAAAGUCAAGUUUUUCCUGUUCAUCAUUCAAUGGCUCAAACGCACUGCUCUCUCGGCAAAAGCGAAAGGAGGAGCAACUUGCCAUUUGGAUAUAUCUUAGCUGUGUUUGUGCCCUCACUCAUGGUCCAGACUUUUUUCAAAUAGGACAUGGAGUUUUUCUGCAGCGAGCGCUUUGGUAGAAACUGCGCCUCCCGUUCAUUAUAAUGGUAAAUGACCACAAACAAGUGCGCACACCAUCUUUGGACCUUGAGUGUGACGCGAUCGGGUGGGGGAGGCGGUCGCGCUGGGGGCGGCGUGACACGGCUCGGGCCCGCCAGUGCCCCAACGGGGCCCUAGUUCUUUCUUUCUUUCUUCUUUUUCCUCCCCUUUGAACUGGAAAAUGGCCCACUUCCCACUGGCGAAAACUCAUGAAAUUUGGCAGGACGACCGGGCCUGGUGAAAAAUUCGAUAUUCUGAAGUCGCCCAAACAAUAAAAUGCAAAAUGGCUCCAUAGCGCCCCCUAAGGUGGAAAUUCACACUAUUGACUGUCACGCCUGUACGCUUUGUCAUAUUGACACAAAAAUUGACACACAUAUGUAUCUCAAUAAGAUCUACAAAAAAGUCAGUGCGGCCGUAUCUGUCAAAAUUACGGUUAAAGGGUUAUUUCGCAUUUUUUGCCGAUCCGCACACAUUGGAAUUUCGCUAACUCCUCCGAAGGCUUUCGUUCCACCGGCACCACAUUUGCUCAGGCCAAUCUACACCCCGUGGCCAUUAAAAGUUAUUCAAAUCAUGACGCUGCACCCCAAGGUUUAGGUUCUAGGGGGCGCCAAAGAUAACACUAAAAUCCACAUAUUUAAAAGUUCUAUAACUUUUUAUUUUUGUCCUCACUGGCCUCCAAGUUUUCUAGGAUGAUGCAAUGUCCAGCCAUCAACACAUUUGUGAAGGAAUUUUUACUCCCCAAAAGAGCGCCCCCCCAUGGCAGGAGAAAAAAGUCCAUUUUUUCUUGUCCCCUAAGGUGAAAAUACACAUUGUUGAGUGUCACGCCUAUACGCUUUGUCAAAAUGACACAAAAAUUGACACACACAUGUAACUCAAUAAGAUCUACAAAAAAGUCAAUGCGCGCGUAUCUGUCAAAUGUACAGUUAAAGGGUUAUUCCGCAUUUUUUGCCGAUACGCACACAUUGGAAUUUCGCUAACUCCUCCGAAGGCUUUCGUUCCACCGGCACCACAUUUGCUCAGGCCAAUCUACACCCCAUGGCCAUUAAAAGUUAUUCAAAUCAUGAUGCUGCACCCCAUGGUUUAGGUUCUAGGGGGCGCCAAAAAUAACCCAAAAAUCCACAUUCUUAAAUGUUUUAUAACUUUUUAUUUUUGUCCUCACUGGCCUCCAAGUUUUCUAGGAUGAUGCAAUGUCCAGCCAUCAACACAUUUGUGAAGGAAUUUUUACUCCCCAAAAGAGCGCCCCCCCAUGGUAGGAGAAAAAAGUCAAUUUUUUCUUGUCCCCUUACAUAAAAAUACACAUUGUUGAGUGUCACGCCUGAACGCUUUGUCAUAUUGACACAAAAAUUGACAAUCAUGUGUAUCUCAAUUAGAUCUACGAAAAAGUCAAAGAGCGCGUAUCUGUAUAAUGUACGGUUAAAGGGCUAUUUUGCAUUUUUUGCCGAUUCACACACAUUGGAAUGUGGCUAUCUCCUCCUAAGGCUUUCGUCCCACCGAUACCAAAUUUGCUCAGGGCAAUCUACACCCCAUGCCCAUUCAAAGUUGUAAAAAUCAUGACGCUGCACCCCACGGUUUACGUUCUAGGGGGCGCCAAAGAUGACCCAAAAAUCCACAUUCUUAAAAGUCAUUUUGGCCACUGCAGGAGUACAGAGUACUGCAGUUCUAGGGGGCGCCAAAGAUGACCCAAAAAUCCACAUUCUUAAAAGUCUUUUUGGCCACUGCAGGAGUACAGAGUACUGCAGGAUACACACACAUAUACACACACGCCAACAUACACACACACACACACACACACACACACACACACACACACAGACACACACACACACUCAGAGUCUGUUUUUUAGCACCUGCAAAAACAUGCUGUUUACAUAUUUGACAAGAAUGCAGAGGCUUCCUUUUGCCCCUGAAAAAAAUCAAAUUUCAAACACAACUUGACUGUUCAUUUCUCCAAAAGACAACCAUGAAGCUCCAUUUCAAACCUGAAGCAGAUAGUUGGUGCAUGUGUACAGUAACCUGAGGGGAGUGAGGUGACUAUUUCUGAGGAGAACAUGAGCAGUGAAGAUUCACCUUGGAGCUAGAACAGGGACGUGCACAUGAUUAUACAGGGGCAGGGGCUCAAGUUUUUUCCAGUCAUUUAUACAAUAUGGAAAUUAAUGUGAAAUUAAACCACAAAUAUGUGUGAUGAACUGUUUUUAAAACUUAAACUUCAAAUAAAAAUUGUAAACUUCAAAACAUAUGCAAAUUUUUAACAAAGAACAUAGUAAUUUACCUCUAUUUACAUCAAAAUGCAGGCAAUGGCCCAGGUGUUCUUUGUAAAAUUAUUUACAAAACACUGUAUAGUCUCACAAAUGUCACUUUUUAUUUAUGCCACUACAAAAAAACAUGAUGUAAAUGAUGCAUGAUGUAAAACAUGAUGUAAAAAACUUGUGUAGAUCCUCCUCUAUGUCAGUCCAUGUGUAAUUUUUCCAUAAUUCUUUGUUUUUUGCAGCAUUUUUGUUAGUGUAACUGCAGAUUUUGCUGACAGUGUCUAUGGCACAAAAAAAAAAAAAAAUUAAAAUGCCUAAACAUGAACCCCUGGUGGUCUCUGAGGGUGAAACCUGCUAACUGCUGCAGCUCUGUCAGCUUCAGUCUCCCAUGCAGAGCUCUGAGCGCAUGUGUGGCUCUGCACCCUUAGCAGCGUUGCUAACUCCUCAGUAAGGAAAGCCUGCUUCAUGUCAGAGUCUCUAAACUCCAGAAGAAGUCGAUAAAAGUCCCUUUCUUUCUAAAAAAAAGUCGUUAGGGUGUCUGAAAAGUCAUUGAAUCUAACAACAAAGUCGCUAGGUUUGCAACUACGUGUCCCAGACUGCAUCCCUGCUGAGAGUCCCUCCCUCCCUUCUCAUGUUGCAGGAAGAACGUAAGCGCCCGCCCCUUGUCAAUCAGUCACCAUAUAAUUUUGGAUUGGUUGUUGUGGUGAAGUUUUCCACCAAUAGGAGAGAUGUUGUGGUGUGUUUUUUUUUUCUUUUGGCAAGCCUUUUCCGCCUGUAAGACCUGUCGCUAAUGUGUGCAUGCUAUGUUUUCCUGUCUCAUACAGCGCGAUCGAGCGCCGAACGUGAUCAAAAUAAGCAGAAAAAAAGUAUCGCGGACAUAAUUUAUCAUAACUCUGGUUUUAUUUGGCCUAUCAACACAAUUUAAAAACUGGUAUAUAGGUUGAGGUCCUCACUUUUGAGAUAAGUUGAAACGGAGAGUCAACGAGGCUCCGUCUUGCAGCUACAUCAGGUUAAAUAUGUCAUGUGACUUGAACGCACACAUAGACACACACACACGCACACACACACGCACACACACACACACACACACACACACACACUCAGAGUCUGGUUUUUAGCACCUGCAAAAACAUGCUAUUUACAUAUUUGACAAGAAUGCAGAGGCUCCUUUUGCCCCUGAAAAAAAUCAAAUUUCAAACACAACUUGACUGGUCAUUUCUCCAAAAGACAACCAUGAAGCUCCAUCCAAACCUGAAGCAGGCAGUUGGUGCAUGUGUACAGUAACCUGAGGGGAGUGAGGUGAGUGCUUCUGAGGAGAACAUGAGCAGUGAAGAUUCACCUUGGAGCUAGAACAGAGACAUGCACAUGAUUAUACAGGGGCAGGGGCUCAAGUUUUUUCCAGUCGUUUAUACAAUAUGGAAAUUAAUGUGAAAUUAAAACACAAAGUAUUAAUAGAAAGGUAAUUACUGUCCUGUGUAGGUGACAGUGAUAUCCAAUAGGCUAGGCACUCACGAGGCUGGCUGUGGCAAGUGUAAGUGAAAGCAACACGCACUGGCAGGAAGAACAGCAAACGCCGAUGAAGGAAAAGGGUCUUUGCAGUGAUGGGCGUUACCAGAGAGGGCGAUGGCCAGAGGACACAAAUGGGACGGGGAGGCAGCACGUUGGGGGGGGGGGGGAUGCGACACGGCUCGGGCCCGCCAGUGCCCCAACGGGGUCCUAGUUCUUUGUUUCUUUAGGGCCCGAGCGUAGCUGCUAAGCAGCUGCGAGAGCCCUCUUGUUCCUGUAGUUUCCUUCUUUUGUUAUUAGGGCCCGAGCGUAGCUGCUAAGCAGCUGCGAGAGCCCUCUUGUUCCUGUAGUUUCCUUCUUUUGUUAUUAUUAUUAUUAUUUUUCCUCCCCUUUGAACUGGAAAAUGGCCCACUUCCCACUGGCGAAAACUCAUGAAAUUUGGCAGGACGACCGGGCCUGGUGAAAAAUUUGAUAUUCCGAAGUCGCCCAAACAAGAAAAUGCAAAAUGGCUCCAUAGCGCCCCCUAAGGUGAAAAUUCACACUAUUCACUGUCACGCCGGUACGCUUUGUCAAAAUGACACAAAAAUUGACACACACAUGUAUCUCAAUAAGAUCUACAAAAAAGUCAGUGCGGGCGUAUCUGUCAAAUGUACGGUUAAAGGGUUAUUUCGCAUUUUUUGCCGAUCCGCACACAUUGGAAUUUCGCUAACUCCUCCGAAGGCUUUCGUUCCACCGGCACCACAUUUGCUCAGGCCAAUCUACACCCCAUGGCCAUUAAAAGUUAUUCAAAUCAUGACGCUGCACCCCACGGUUUAGGUUCUAGGGGGCGCCAAAGAUAACCCUAAGAUCCACAUAUUUAAAAGUCUUAUAACUUUUUAUUUUUGCCCUCACUGGCCUCCAAGUUUUCUAGGAUGAUGCAAUGUCCAGCCAUCAACACAUUUGUGAAGGAAUUUUUACUCGGCAAAAGAGCGCCCCCCCAUGGCAGGAGAAAAAAGUCCAUUUUUUCUUGUCCCCUAAGGUGAAAAUACACAUUGUUGAGUGUAACACCUGUACGCUUUGGCAAAAUGACACAAAAAUUGACACACACAUGUAUCUCAAUAAGAUCUACGAAAAAGUCAAUGGCCACGUAUCUGUAAAAUGUAUGGUUAAAGGGUUAUUCCGCAUUUUUUGCCGAUCCGCACACAUUGGAAUUUCGCUAACUCCUCCGAAGGCUUUCGUUCCACCGGCACCACAUUUGCUCAGGCCAAUCUACACCCCAUGGCCAUUAAAAGUUAUUCAAAUCAUGACGCUGCACCCCACGGUUUAGGUUCUAGGGGGCGCCAAAUAUAACCCUAAAAUCCACAUAUUUAAAAGUCUUAUAACUUUUUAUUUUUGUCCUCACUGGCCUCCAUGUUUUCUAGGAUGAUGCAAUGUCCAGCCAUCAACACAUUUGUGAAGGAGUUUUUUCUCUUUAAAAGAGCGCCCCCCCAUGGCAGGAGAAUAAAGUCAAGUUUUUCCUGUUCAUCAUUCAAUGGCUCAAACGCACUGCUCUCUCGGCAAAAGCGAAAGGAGGAGCAACUUGCCAUUUGGAUAUAUCUUAGCUGUGUUUGUGCCCUCACUCAUGGUCCAGACUUUUUUCAAAUAGGACAUGGAGUUUUUCUGCAGCGAGCGUUUUGGUAGAAACUGCGCCUCCCGUUCAUUAUAAUGGUAAAUGACCACAAACAAGUGCGCACACCAUCUUUGGACCUUGAAUGUGACGCGAUCGGGUGGGGGAGGCGGUCGCGCUGGGGGCGGCGUGACACGGCUCGGGCCCGCCAGUGCCCCAACGGGGCCCUAGUUAUUAUUUUUCCUCCCCUUUGAACUGGAAAAUGGCCCACUUCCCACUGGCGAAAACUCAUGAAAUUUGGCAGGACGACCGGGCCUGGUGAAAAAUUUGAUAUUCCGAAGUCGCCCAAACAAUAAAAUGCAAAAUGGCUCCAUAGCGCCCCCUAAGGUGAAAAUUCACACUAUUGACUGUCACGCCAGUACGCUUUGUCAAAAUGACACAAAAAUUGACACACACAUGUAUCUCAAUAAGAUCUACAAAAAAGUCAGUGCGGGCGUAUCUGUCAAAUGUACGGUUAAAGGGUUAUUUCUCAUUUUUUGCCGAUCCGCACACAUUGGAAUUUCGCUAACUCCUCCGAAGGCUUUCGUUCCACCGGCACCACAUUUGCUCAGGCCAAUCUACACCCCAUGGCCAUUAAAAGUUAUUCAAAUCAUGACGCUGCACCCCACGGUUUAGGUUCUAGGGGGCGCCAAAGAUAACCCUAAGAUCCACAUAUUUAAAAGUCUUAUAACUUUUUAUUUUUGCCCUCACUGGCCUCCAAGUUUUCUAGGAUGAUGCAAUGUCCAGCCAUCAACACAUUUGUGAAGGAAUUUUUACUCCCCAAAAGAGCGCCCCCCCAUGGCAGGAGAAAAAAGUCCAUUUUUUCUUGUCCCCUAAGGUGAAAAUACACACUAUUGACUGUCACGCCUGUACGCUUUGGCAAAAUGACACAAAAAUUGACACACACAUGUAUCUCAAUAAGAUCUACGAAAAAGUCAAUGCGCGCGUAUCUGUCAAAUGUACGGUUAAAGGGUUAUUCCGCAUUUUUUGCCGAUCCGCACACAUUGGAAUUUCGCUAACUCCUCCGAAGGCUUUCGUUCCACCGGCACCACAUUUGCUCAGGCCAAUCUACACCCCAUGGCCAUUAAAAGUUAUUCAAAUCAUGACGCUGCACCCCACGGUUUAGGUUCUAGGGGGCGCCAAAGAUAACCCUAAGAUCCACAUAUUUAAAAGUCUUAUAACUUUUUAUUUUUGCCCUCACUGGCCUCCAAGUUUUCUAGGAUGAUGCAAUGUCCAGCCAUCAACACAUUUGUGAAGGAAUUUUUACUCCCCAAAAGAGCGCCCCCCCAUGGCAGGAGAAAAAAGUCAAUUUUUUCUUGUCCCCUAAGGUGAAAAUACACACUAUUGACUGUCACGCCUGUACGCUUUGGCAAAAUGACACCAAAAUUGACACACACAUGUAUCUCAAUAAGAUCUACAAAAAAGUCAAUGCGCACGUAUCUGUCAAAUGUACGGUUAAAGGGUUAUUCCGCAUUUUUUGCCGAUCCGCACACAUUGGAAUGUGGCUAACUCCUCCGAAGGCUUUCGUUCCACCGGCACCACAUUUGCUCAGGCCAAUCUACACCCCAUGGCCAUUAAAAGUUAUUCAAAUCAUGACGCUGCACCCCACGGUUUAGGUUCUAGGGGGCGCCAAAGAUAACCCUAAGAUCCACAUAUUUAAAAGUCUUAUAACUUUUUAUUUUUGCCCUCACUGGCCUCCAAGUUUUCUAGGAUGAUGCAAUGUCCAGCCAUCAACACAUUUGUGAAGGAAUUUUUACUCCCCAAAAGAGCGCCCCCCAUGGCAGGAGAAAAAAGUCCAUUUUUUCUUGUCCCCUAAGGUGAAAAUACACAUUGUUGAGUGUAACACCUGUACGCUUUGGCAAAAUGACACAAAAAUUGACACACACAUGUAUCUCAAUAAGAUCUACGAAAAAGUCAAUGCGCGCGUAUCUGUCAAAUGUACGGUUAAAGGGUUAUUCCGCAUUUUUUGCCGAUCCGCACACAUUGGAAUUUCGCUAACUCCUCCGAAGGCUUUCGUUCCACCGGCACCACAUUUGCUCAGGCCAAUCUACACCCCAUGGCCAUUAAAAGUUAUUCAAAUCAUGACGCUGCACCCCACGGUUUAGGUUCUAGGGGGCGCCAAAGAUAACACUAAAAUCCACAUAUUUAAAAGUCUUAUAACUUUUUAUUUUUGUCCUCACUGGCCUCCAAGUUUUCUAGGAUGAUGCAAUGUCCAGCCAUCAACACAUUUGUGAAGGAAUUUUUACUCCCCAAAAGAGCGCCCCCCCAUGGCAGGAGAAAAAAGUCAAUUUUUUCUUGUCCCCUAAGGUGGAAAUUCACACUAUUGACUGUCACGCCUGUACGCUUUAUCAUAUUGACACAAAAAUUGACACACAUAUGUAUCUCAAUAAGAUCUACAAAAAAGUCAAUGCGCGCGUAUCUGUCAAAUGUACGGUUAAAGGGCUAUUUUGCAUUUUUUGCCGAUUCGCACACAUUGGAAUGUGGCUAACUCCUCCUAAGGCUUUCGUCCCACUGACACCAAAUUUGCUCAGGCCAAUAUACACCCCAUGGCCAUUCAAAGUUGUAAAAAUCAUGACGCUGCACCCCACGGUUUACGUUCUAGGGGGCGCCAAAGAUGACCCAAAAAUCCACAUUCUUAAAGGAAUCCACAUCCCCCCCCAAGGCAGGAGAAAAAGUCAAGUUAACCCUGCCCAUCGCUCAAUGGCUCAAUCGCAUCGCUCUCCAGGCAACACCGUAAGGAGGAGCAACCUGCCAUUUCGAUAUAUCAUAGCUGUGUUUGUGCCCUCACUCAUGGUCCAGACUUUUUUCAAAUAGGACAUGAAGUUUGUCUGCAGCGAGUGUUUUGGUAGAAACUGCGCCUCCCAUUCAUUAUAAUGGGAAAUGACCACAGACAAGUGCGCACACCAUCUUUGGACCUUGAGUGUGACGCGAUCGGGAGGGGGAGGCGGUCGCGCUAGGGGCGGCGCGACGCGGCUCGGGCCCGACAGUGCCCCACCGGGGCCCUAGUUAUUAUUUUUCCUCCCCUUUGAACUGGAAAAUGGCCCACUUCCCACUGGCGAAAACUCAUGAAAUUUGGCAGGACGACCGGGCCUGGUGAAAAAUUUGAUAUUCCGAAGUCGCCCAAACAAGAAAAUGCAAAAUGGCUCCAUAGCGCCCCCUAAGGUGGAAAUUCACACUAUUGACUGUCACGCCUGUACGCUUUGUCAAAAUGACACAAAAAUUGACACACACAUGUAUCUCAAUAAGAUCUACAAAAAAGUCAGUGCGGGCGUAUCUGUCAAAUGUACGGUUAAAGGGUUAUUUCGCAUUUUUUGCCGAUCCGCACACAUUGGAAUUUCGCUAACUCCUCCGAAGGCUUUCGUUCCACCGGCACCACAUUUGCUCAGGCCAAUCUACACCCCAUGGCCAUUAAAAGUUAUUCAAAUCAUGACGCUGCACCCCACGGUUUAGGUUCUAGGGGGCGCCAAAGAUAACCCUAAGAUCCACAUAUUUAAAAGUCUUAUAACUUUUUAUUUUUGCCCUCACUGGCCUCCAAGUUUUCUAGGAUGAUGCAAUGUCCAGCCAUCAACACAUUUGUGAAGGAAUUUUUACUCCCCAAAAGAGCGCCCCCCCAUGGCAGGAGAAAAAAGUCCAUUUUUUCUUGUCCCCUAAGGUGAAAAUACACAUUGUUGAGUGUAACACCUGUACGCUUUGGCAAAAUGACACAAAAAUUGACACACACAUGUAUCUCAAUAAGAUCUACGAAAAAGUCAAUGCGCGCGUAUCUGUCAAAUGUACAGUUAAAGGGUUAUUUCGCAUUUUUUGCCGAUCCGCACACAUUGGAAUUUCGCUAACUCCUCCGAAGGCUUUCAUUCCACCGGUACCACAUUUGCUCAGGCCAAUCUACACCCCAUGGCCAUUAAAAGUUAUUCAAAUCAUGACGCUGCACCCCACGGUUUAGGUUCUAGGGGGCGCCAAAGAUAACCCUAAGAUCCACAUAUUUAAAAGUCUUAUAACUUUUUAUUUUUGCCCUCACUGGCCUCCAAGUUUUCUAGGAUGAUGCAAUGUCCAGCCAUCAACACAUUUGUGAAGGAAUUUUUACUCCCCAAAAGAGCGCCCCCCCAUGGCAGGAGAAAAAAGUCAAGUUUUUCUUGUCCCCUAACGUGAAAAUACACAUUGUUGAGUGUCACGCCUAAACGCUUUGUCAUAUUGACACAAAAUUUGACAAUCACGUGUAUCUCAAUAAGAUCUACGAAAAAGUCAAAGAGCGCGUAUCUGUAUAAUGUACGGUUAAAGGGCUAUUUUGCAUUUUUUGCCGAUCUGCACACAUUGGAAUUUCGCUAACUCCUCCGAAGGCUUUCGUUCCACCGGCACCAAAUUUGCUCAGGCCAAUCUACACCCCAUGGCUAUUAAAAGUUGUACAAAUCAUGACGCUGCACCCCACGGUUUAGGUUCUAGGGGGCGCCAAAGAUAACCCAAAAAUCCACAUUCUUAAAAGUCUUAUAACUUUUUAUUUUUCUCCUCACUGGCCUCCAAGUUUUCUAGGAUGAUGCAAUGUCCAGCCAUCAACACAUUUGUGAAGGAAUUUUUACUCGCCAAAAGAGCGCCCCCCCCAUGGCAGGAGAAAAAAGUCAAUUUUUUCUUGUCCCCUAAGGCGAAAAUACACAUUGUUGAAUGUCACGCCUGUACGCUUCGUCAUAUUGACACAAAAUUUGACAAUCACGUGUAUCUCAAUAAGAUCUACAAAAGAGUCAAUGCGCGCGUAUCAGUAAAAUGUACGGUUAAAGGGCUAUUUCGCAUUUUUUGCCGUUUCGCACACAUUGGAAUGUGGCUAACUCCUCCUAAGGCUUUCGUCCCACUGACACCAAAUUAUCUCAGGCCAAUCUACACUCCAUGGCCAUUCAAAGUUGUAAAAAUCAUGACGCUGCACCCCACGGUCUACGUUCUAGGGGGCGCCAAAGAGGACCCAAAUAUCCACAUUUUUAAAAGUCUUAUAACUUUUUCUUUUUGUCCUCACUGGCCUCCAAGUUUUCUAGGAUGAUGCAAUGUCCAGCCAUCAACACAUUUGUGAAGGAAUGUUUACUCCCCAAAAGAGCGCCCCCCCAUGGCAGGAGAAUAAAGUCAAGUUUUUCCUGUUCAUCGUUCAAUGGCUCAAACGCAUCGCUCUCUCGGCAAAAGCGAAAGGAGGAGCAACUUGCCAUUUGGAUAUAUCUUAGCUGUGUUUGUGCCCUCACUCAUGGUCCAGACUUUUUUCAAAUAGGACAUGGAGUUUUUCUGCAGCGAGCGUUUUGGUAGAAACUGCGCCUCCCAUUCAUUAUAAUGGUAAAUGACCACAGACAAGUGCGCACACCAUCUUUGGACCUUGAGUGUGACGCGAUUGGGUGGGGGAGGCGGUCGCGCUGGGGGCGGCGCGACACGGCUCGGGCCCGCCAGUGCCCCACCGGGGCCCUAGUUCUUUCUUUCUUUCUUCUUUUUCCUCCCCUUUGAACUGGAAAAUGGCCCACUUCCCACUGGCGAAAACUCAGGAAAUUUGGCAGGACGACCGGGCCUGGUGAAAAAUUCGAUAUUCUGAAGUCGCCCAAACAAUAAAAUGCAAAAUGGCUCCAUAGCGCCCCCUAAGGUGGAAAUUCACACUAUUGACUGUCACGCCUGUACGCUUUGUCAUAUUGACACAAAAAUUGACACACAUAUGUAUCUCAAUAAGAUCUACAAAAAAGUCAGUGCGGCCGUAUCUGUCAAAUGUACGGUUAAAGGGUUAUUUCGCAUUUUUUUCCGAUCCGCACACAUUGGAAUUUCGCUAACUCCUCCGAAGGCUUUCGUUCCACCGGCACCACAUUUGCUCAGGCCAAUCUACACCCCGUGGCCAUUAAAAGUUAUCAAAAUCAUGACGCUGCACCCCAAGGUUUAGGUUCUAGGGGGCGCCAAAGAUAACACUAAAAUCCACAUAUUUAAAAGUCUUAUAACUUUUUAUUUUUGUCCUCACUGGCCUCCAAGUUUUCUAGGAUGAUGCAAUGUCCAGCCAUAAACACAUUUGUGAAGGAAUUUUUACUCCCCAAAAGAGCGCCCCCCCAUGGCAGGAGAAAAAAGUCCAUUUUUUCUUGUCCCCUAAGGUGAAAAUACACAUUGUUGACUGUCACGCCUUUACGCUUUGUCAAAAUGACACAAAAAUUGACACACACAUGUAACUCAAUAAGAUCUACGAAAAAGUCAACGCGCGCGUAUCUGUCAAAUGUACGGUUAAAGGGUUAUUCCGCAUUUUUUGCCGAUCCGCACACAUUGGAAUUUCGCUAACUCCUCCGAAGGCUUUCUGUCCACCGGCACCACAUUUGCUCAGGCCAAUCUACACCCCAUGGCCAUUAAAAGUUAUUCAAAUCAUGACGCUGCACCCCACGGUUUAGGUUCUAGGGGGCGCCAAAGACAACCCUAAAAUCCACAUAUUUAAAAGUCUUAUAACUUUUUAUUUUUGUCCUCACUGGCCUCCAAGUUUUCUAGGAUGAUGCGAUGUCCAGCCAUCAACACAUUUGUGAAGGAAUUUUUACUCCCCAAAAGAGCGCCCCCCCCCAUGGCAGGAGAAAAAAGUCCAUUUUUUCUUGUCCCCUAAGGUGAAAAUUCACAUUGUUGAGUGUGACACCUGUACGCUUUGUCAUAUUGACACAAAAUUUGACAAUCACGUGUAUCUCAAUAAGAUCUACGAAAAAGUCAAUGCACGCGUAUCUGUCAAAUGUACGGUUAGAGGGCUAUUUUGCAUUUUUUGCCGAUUCGCACACAUUGGAAUGUGGCUAACUCCUCCUAAGGCUUUUGUCCCACUGACACCAAAUUUCCUCAGACCAAUCUACACCCCAUGGCCAUUCAAAGUUGUAAAAAUCAUGACACUGCACCCCACGGUUAACGUUCUAGGGGGCGCCAAAGAUGACCCAAAUAUCCACAUUCUUAAAAGAAUCCACAUCCCCCCCCCAUCCCCCCCCCAUGGCAGGAGAAAAAGUCAAGUUUUUCCUGCCCAUCGCUCAAUGGCCCAUCGCAUCGCUCUCCAGGCAACACCGUAAGUAGGAGCAACCUGCAAUUUGGAUAUAUCCUAGCUGUGUUUGUGCCCUCACUCAUGGUCCAGACUUUGUUCAAAUAGGACAUGAAGUUUGUCUGCAGCGAGCGUUUUGGUAGAAACUGCGCCUCCCAUUCAUUAUAAUGGGAAAUGACCACAGACAAGUGCGCACACCAUCUUUGGACCUUGAGUGUGACGCAAUCAGGAGGGGGAGGCGGUCGCGCUGGGGGCGGCGCGACGCGGCUCGGGCCCGACAGUGCCCCACCGGGGCCCUAGUGUUAUUAUUAUUAUUAUUUUUCCUCCGCUUUAAACUGGAAAAUGGCCCACUUCCCACUGGCGAAAACUCAUGAAAUUUGGCAGGACGACCGGGCCUGGUGAAAAAUUCGAUAUUCUGAAGUCGCCCAAACAAUAAAAUGCAAAAUGGCUCCAUAGCGCCCCCUAAGGUGGAAAUUCACACUAUUGACUGUCACGUCUGUACGUUUUGUCAUAUUGACACAAAAAUUGACACACAUAUGUAUCUCAAUAAGAUCUACAAAAAAGUCAGUGCGGGCGUAUCUGUCAAAUGUACGGUUAAAGGGUUAUUUCGCAUUUUUUGCCGAUCCGCACACAUUGGAAUUUCGCUAACUCCUCCGAAGGCUUUCGUUCCACCGGCACCACAUUUGCUCAGGCCAGUCUACACCCCAUGGCGAUUCAAAGUUGUACAAAUCAUGACGCUGCACCCCACGGUUUAGGUUCUAGGGGGCGCCAAAGAUAACCCAAAAAUCAACAUUCUUAAAAGUCUUAUAACUUUUUAUUUUUGUCCUCACUGCCCUCCAAGUUUUCUAGGAUGAUGCAAUGUCCAGCCAUCAACACAUUUGUGAAGGAAUUUUUACUCCCCAAAAGAGCGUCCCCCCAUGGCAGGAGAAAAAAGUCCAUUUUUUCUUGUCCCCUUACAUGAAAAUACACAUUGUUGAGUGUCACGCCUGAACGCUUUGUCAUAUUGACACAAAAAUUGACAAUCAUGUGUAUCUCAAUUAGAUCUACGAAAAAGUCAAAGAGCGCGUAUCUGUAUAAUGUACGGUUAAAGGGCUAUUUCGCAUUUUUUGCCGAUUCGCACACAUUGGAAUGUGGCUAUCUCCUCCUAAGGCUUUCGUCCCACUGAUACCAAAUUUGCUCAGGGCAAUCUACACCCCAUGCCCAUUCAAAGUUGUAAAAAUCAUGACGCUGCACCCCACGGUUUACGUUCUAGGGGGCGCCAAAGAUGACCCAAAAAUCCACAUUCUUAAAAGUCAUUUUGGCCACUGCAGGAGUACAGAGUACUGCAGUUCUAGGGGGCGCCAAAGAUGACCCAAAAAUCCACAUUCUUAAAAGUCAUUUUGGCCACUGCAGGAGUACAGAGUACUGCAGUUCUAGGGGGCGCCAAAGAUGACCCAAAAAUCCACAUUCUUAAAAGUCUUUUUGGCCACUGCAGGAGUACAGAGUACUGCAGGAUACACACACAUAUACACACACGCCAACACACACACACACACACACACACACACACACACACACACACACUCAGAGUCUGUUUUUUAGCACCUGCAAAAACAUGCUGUUUACAUAUUUGACAAGAAUGCAGAGGCUUCCUUUUGCCCCUGAAAAAAAUCAAAUUUCAAACACAACUUGACUGUUCAUUUCUCCAAAAGACAACCAUGAAGCUCCAUCCAAACCUGAAGCAGAUAGUUGGUGCAUGUGUACAGUAACCUGAGGGGAGUGAGGUGACUAUUUCUGAGGAGAACAUGAGCAGUGAAGAUUCACCUUGGAGCUAGAACAGGGACGUGCACAUGAUUAUACAGGGGCAGGGGCUCAAGUUUUUUCCAGUCAUUUAUACAAUAUGGAAAUUAAUGUGAAAUUAAAAAACAAAGUAUUAAUAGAAAGGUAAUGACUGUCCUGUGUAGGUGACAGUGAUAUCCAAUAGGCUAGGCACUCACGAGGCUGGCUGUGGCAAGUGUAAGUGAAAGCAACACGCACUGGCAGGAAGAACAGCAAACGCCGAUGAAGGAAAGGGUCUUUGCAGUGAUGGGCGUUACCAGAGAGGACGAUGGCCAGAGGACGCGAAUGGGACAGGGAGGCAGCGCGUUGGGGGGGGCAGCGUGACACGGCUCGGGCCCGCCAGUGCCCCAACGGGGCCCUAGUUUCUUCUUUUUCCUCCCCUUUGAACUGGAAAAUGGCCCACUUCCCACUGGCGAAAACUCAUGAAAUUUGGCAGGACGACCGGGCCUGGUGAAAAAUUUGAUAUUCUGAAGUCGCCAAAACAAUAAAAUGCAAAAUGGCUCCAUAGCGCCCCCUAAGGUGGAAAUUCACACUAUUGACUGUCACGCCUGUACGCUUUGUCAUAUUGACACAAAAAUUGACACACAUAUGUAUCUCAAUAAGAUCUACAAAAAAGUCAGUGCGGCCGUAUCUGUCAAAAUUACGGUUAAAGGGUUAUUUCGCAUUUUUUGCCGAUCCGCACACAUUGGAAUUUCGCUAACUCCUCCGAAGGCUUUCGUUCCAGCGGCACCACAUUUGCUCAGGCCAAUCUACACCCCGUGGCCAUUAAAAGUUAUCAAAAUCAUGACGCUGCACCCCAAGGUUUAGGUUCUAGGGGGCGCCAAAGAUAACACUAAAAUCCACAUAUUUAAAAGUCUUAUAACUUUUUAUUUUUGUCCUCACUGGCCUCCAAGUUUUCUAGGAUGAUGCAAUGUCCAGCCAUCAACACAUUUGUGAAGGAAUUUUUACUCCCCAAAAGAGCGCCCCCCCAUGGCAGGAGAAAAAAGUCCAUUUUUUCUUGUCCCCUAAGGUGAAAAUACACAUUGUUGAGUGUCACGCCUAUACGCUUUGUCAAAAUGACACAAAAAUUGACACACACAUGUAUCUCAAUAAGAUCUACGAAAAAGUCAAUGCGCGCGUAUCUGUCAAAUGUACGGUUAAAGGGUUAUUCCGCAUUUUUUGCCGAUCCGCACACAUUGGAAUGUGGCUAACUCCUCCUAAGGCUUUCGUUCCACCGGCACCACAUUUGCUCAGGCCAAUCUACACCCCAUGGCCAUUAAAAGUUAUUCAAAUCAUGACGCUGCACCCCACGGUUUAGGUUCUAGGGGGCGCCAAAGACAACCCUAAAAUCCACAUAUUUAAAAGUCUUAUAACUUUUUAUUUUUGUCCUCACUGGCCUCCAAGUUUUCUAGGAUGAUGCAAUGUCCAGCCAUCAACACAUUUGUGAAGGAAUUUUUACUCCCCAAAAGAGCGCCCCCCCAUGGCAGGAGAAAAAAGUCCAUUUUUUCUUGUCCCCUAAGGUGAAAAUACAUAUUGUUGAGAUUCACGCCUAUAUGCUUUGUCAUAAUGACACAAAAUUUGACAAUCACGUGCCUUGCUUGGUAUCAUUUUUUUUCAGCACAACCUCACCUGUGCGAAUUUACAGUUAUUUUAUCAUGUUGACAUACUGAAUUUACACAAUGGACCCAAAUUCACACACAAAACAUAAAAUCCGAGUGGAAAAAAGUAACAUUUUUACUGUGAAAACCACAAAUAUGUGUGAUGAACUGUUUUUAAAACUUAAACUUCAAAUAAAAAUUGUAAACUUCAAAACAUAUGCAAAUUUUUAACAAAGAACAUAGUGAUUUACCUCUAUUUACAUCAAAAUGCAGGCAAUGGCCCAGGCGUUCUUUGUAAAAUUAUUUACAAAACACUGUAUAGUCUCACAAAUGUCACUUUUUAUUUAUGCCACUACAAAAAAACAUGAUGUAAAUGAUGCAUGAUGUAAAACAUGAUGUAAAAAACUUGUGUAGAUCCUCCUCUAUGUCAGUCCAUCUGUAAUUUUUCCAUAAUUCUUUGUUUUUUGCAGCAUUUUUGUUAGUGUAACUGCAGAUUGUGCUGACAGUGUCUAUGGCACAAAAAAAAAAAAAAAUUAAAAUGCCUCAACAUGAACCCCUGGUGGUCUCUGAGGGUGAAACCUGCUAACUGCUGCAGCUCUGUCAGCUUCAGUCUCCCAUGCAGAGCUCUGAGCGCAUGUGUGGCUCUGCACCCUUAGCAGCGUUGCUAACUCCUCAGUAAGGAAAGCCUGCUUCAUGUCAGAGUCUCUAAACUCCAGAAGAAGUCGAUAAAAGUCCCUUUCUUUCUAAAAAAAAGUCGUUAGGGGGUCUGAAAAGUCAUUGAAUCUAACAACAAAGUCGCUAGGUUUGCAACUACGUGUCCCAGACUGCAUCCCUGCUGAGAGUCCCUCCCUCCCUUCUCAUGUUGCAGGAAGAACGUAAGCGCCCUCCCCUUGUCAAUCAGUUACCAUAUAAUUUUGGAUUGGUUGUUGUGGUGAAGUUUUCCACCAAUAGGAGAGAUGUUGUGGUGUGUUUUUUUUUUCUUUUGGCAAGCCUUUUCCGCCUGUAAGACCUGUCGCUAAUGUCUGCAUGCUAUGUUUUCCUGUCUCAUACAGCGCGAUCGAGCGCCGAACGUGAUCAAAAUAAGCAGAAAAAAAGUAUCGCGGACAUAAUUUAUCAUAACUCUGGUUUUAUUUGGCCUAUCAACACAAUUUAAAAACUGGUAUAUAGGUUGAGGUCCUCACUUUUGAGAUAAGUUGAAACGGAGAGUCAACGAGGCUCCGUCUUGCAGCUACAUCCGGUUAAAUAUGUCAUGUGACUUGAACGCACACACAGACACACACACACGCACACACACACACACACACACACACACACACACACACACACACACACUCAGAGUCUGGUUUUUAGCACCUGCAAAAACAUGCUAUUUACAUAUUUGACAAGAAUGCAGAGGCUCCUUUUGCCCCUGAAAAAAAAAUCAAAUUUCAAACACAACUUGACUGGUCAUUUCUCCAAAAGACAACCAUGAAGCUCCAUCCAAACCUGAAGCAGGCAGUUGGUGCAUGUGUACAGUAACCUGAGGGGAGUGAGGUGAGUGCUUCUGAGGAGAACAUGAGCAGUGAAGAUUCACCUUGGAGCUAGAACAGAGACAUGCACAUGAUUAUACAGGGGCAGGGGCUCAAGUUUUUUCCAGUCGUUUAUACAAUAUGGAAAUUAAUGUGAAAUUAAAACACAAAGUAUUAAUAGAAAGGUAAUGACUGUCCUGUGUAGGUGACAGUGAUAUCGAAUAGGCUAGGCACUCACGAGGCUGGCUGUGGCAAGUGUAAGUGAAAGCAACACGCACUGGCAGGAAGAACAGCAGAACAGCAGUCUUUGCAGUGAUGGGCGUUACCAGAGAGGGCGAUGGCCAGAGGACACAAAUGGGACGGGGAGGCGGUCGCGUUGGGGGGGGGGGGGGGGAGCUCGGGCCCGCCAGUGCCCCAACGGGGUCCUAGUCUUUGUUUCUUUCUUAGGGCCCGAGCGUAGCUGCUAAGCAGCUGCGAGAGCCCUCUUGUUAGGGCCCGAGCCAGCUGCAGAGCAGCCGGGCGUAGGCCCUAUUAUUCCCCAAGUGGUUUUUCUUUGUUUCUUUCUUUCUUUCUUUCUUUAGGGCCCGAGCGUAGCUGCUAAGCAGCUGCGAGAGCCCUCUUGUUCCUGCAUGUUUCCUUCUUUCGUUAUUAUUUUUCCUCCGCUUUAAACUGGAAAAUGGCCCACUUCCCACUGGCGAAAACUCAGGAAAUUUGGCAGGACGACCGGGCCUGGUGAAAAAUUCGAUAUUCUGAAGUCGCCCAAACAAUAAAAUGCAAAAUGGCUCCAUAGCGCCCCCUAAGGUGAAAAUUCACAUGACGGCUGUACGCUUUGUCAUAUUGACACAAAAAUUGACACACACAUGUAUCUCAAUAAGAUCUACAAAAAAGUCAGUGCGGGCGUAUCUGUCAAAUGUACGGUUAAUGGGUUAUUUUGCAUUUUUUGCAGAUCUGCACACAUUGGAAUUUCGCUAACUCCUCCGAAGGCUUUCGUUCGACCGGCACCACAUUUGCGCAGGCCAAUCUACACCCCAUGGCCAUUAAAAGUUGUACAAAUCAUGACGCUGCACCCCACGGUUUACGUUCUAGGGGGCGCCAAAGAUAACCCAAAAUCCACAUUCUUAAAAGUCUUAUAACUUUUUAUUUUUGUCCUCACUGCCCUCCAAGUUUUCUAGGAUGAUGCAAUGUCCAGCCAUCAACACAUUUGUGAAGGAAUUUUUACUCCCCAAAAGAGCGCCCCCCCAUGGCAGGAGAAAAAAGUCAAUUUUUUCUUGUCCCCUUACAUGAAAAUACACAUUGUUGAGUGUCACGGCUGAACGCUUUGUCAUAUUGACACAAAAAUUGACAAUCAUGUGUAUCUCAAUUAGAUCUACGAAAAAGUCAAAAAGCGCGUAUCUGUAUAAUGUACGGUUAAAGGGCUAUUUCGCAUUUUUUGCCGAUUCACACACAUUGGAAUGUGGCUAUCUCCUCCUAAGGCUUUCGUCCCACCGAUACCAAAUUUGCUCAGGGCAAUCUACACCCCAUGCCCAUUCAAAGUUGUAAAAAUCAUGACGCUGCACCCCACGGUUUACGUUCUAGGGGGCGCCAAAGAUGACCCAAAAAUCCACAUUCUUAAAAGUCAUUUUGGCCACUGCAGGAGUACAGAGUACUGCAGUUCUAGGGGGCGCCAAAGAUGACCCAAAAAUCCACAUUCUUAAAAGUCUUUUUGGCCACUGCAGGAGUACAGAGUACUGCAGGAUACACACACAUACACACACACACACACACACACACACACACACACUCAGAGUCUGUUUUUUAGCACCUGCAAAAACAUGCUGUUUACAUAUUUGACAAGAAUGCAGAGGCUUCCUUUUGCCCCUGAAAAAAAUCAAAUUUCAAACACAACUUGACUGUUCAUUUCUCCAAAAGACAACCAUGAAGCUCCAUCCAAACCUGAAGCAGAUAGUUGGUGCAUGUGUACAGUAACCUGAGGGGAGUGAGGUGACUAUUUCUGAGGAGAACAUGAGCAGUGAAGAUUCACCUUGGAGCUAGAACAGGGACGUGCACAUGAUUAUACAGGGGCAGGGGCUCAAGUUUUUUCCAGUCAUUUAUACAAUAUGGAAAUUAAUGUGAAAUUAAACCACAAAUAUGUGUGAUGAACUGUUUUUAAAACUUAAACUUCAAAUAAAAAUUGUAAACUUCAAAACAUAUGCAAAUUUUUAACAAAGAACAUAGUAAUUUACCUCUAUUUACAUCAAAAUGCAGGCAAUGGCCCAGCAAUCUUUGUAAAAUUAUUUACAAAACACUGUAUAGUCUCACAAAUGUCACUUUUUAUUUAUGCCACUACAAAAAAACAUGAUGUAAAUGAUGCAUGAUGUAAAACAUGAUGUAAAAAACUUGUGUAGAUCCUCCUCUAUGUCAGUCCAUGUGUAAUUUUUCCAUAAUUCUUUGUUUUUUGCAGCAUUUUUGUUAGUGUAACUGCAGAUUGUGCUGACAGUCUAUGGCAAAAAAACAAAAACUGAAAAUGCCUCAACAUGAACCCCUGGUGGUCUCUGAGGGUGAAACCUGCUAACUGCUGCAGCUCUGUCAGCUUCAGUCUCCCAUGCAGAGCUCUGAGCGCAUGUGUGGCUCUGCACCCUUAGCAGCGUUGCUAACUCCUCAGUAAGGAAAGCCUGCUUCAUGUCAGAGUCUCUAAACUCCAGAAGAAGUCGAUAAAAGUCCCUUUCUUUCUAAAAAAAGUCGUUAGGGGGUCUGAAAAGUAAUUGAAUCUAACAACAAAGUCGCUAGGUUUGCAACUACGUGUCCCAGACUGCAUCCCUGCUGAGAGUCCCUCCCUCCCUUCUCAUGUUGCAGGAAGAACGUAAGCGCCCGCCCCUUGUCAAUCAGUCACCAUAUAAUUUUGGAUUGGUUGUUGUGGUGAAGUUUUCCACCAAUAGGAGAGAUGUUGUGGUGUGUUUUUUUUUUCUUUUGGCAAGCCUUUUCCGCCUGUAAGACCUGUCGCUAAUGUGUGCAUGCUAUGUUUUCCUGUCUCAUACAGCGCGAUCGAGCGCCGAACGUGAUCAAAAUAAGCAGAAAAAAAGUAUCGCGGACAUAAUUUAUCAUAACUCUGGUUUUAUUUGGCCUAUCAACACAAUUUAAAAACUGGUAUAUAGGUUGAGGUCCUCACUUUUGAGAUAAGUUGAAACGGAGAGUUAACGAGGCUCCGUCUUGCAGCUACAUCCGGUUAAAUAUGUCAUGUGACUUGAACGCUGGGGAGCGUCAAUCGAAUCGAAUCAAACCUAACUCUCAGAUGAAUCUUCAAAAUUCACCUCAGAAAUAUGAUUAUUAUUCUUCUCAGAGUACUGCAGGAUACACACACACACACACAGACACACACACACACACGCACACACACACUCAGAGUCUGUUUUUUAGCACCUGCAAAAACAUGCUAUUUACAUAUUUGACAAGAAUGCAGAGGCGACACGGCUCGGGCCCGCCAGUGCCCCAACGGGGCCCUAGUUCUUUCUUUCUUUCUUCUUUUUCCUCCCCUUUGAACUGGAAAAUGGCCCACUUCCCACUGGCGAAAACUCAUGAAAUUUGGCAGGACGACCGGGCCUGGUGAAAAAUUCGAUAUUCUGAAGUCGCCCAAACAAUAAAAUGCAAAAUGGCUCCAUAGCGCCCCCUAAGGUGGAAAUUCACACUAUUGACUGUCACGCCUGUACGCUUUGUCAUAUUGACACAAAAAUUGACACACAUAUGUAUCUCAAUAAGAUCUACAAAAAAGUCAGUGCGGCCGUAUCUGUCAAAAUUACGGUUAAAGGGUUAUUUCGCAUUUUUUGCCGAUCCGCACACAUUGGAAUUUCGCUAACUCCUCCGAAGGCUUUCGUUCCACCGGCACCACAUUUGCUCAGGCCAAUCUACACCCCGUGGCCAUUAAAAGUUAUUCAAAUCAUGACGCUGCACCCCAAGGUUUAGGUUCUAGGGGGCGCCAAAGAUAACACUAAAAUCCACAUAUUUAAAAGUUCUAUAACUUUUUAUUUUUGUCCUCACUGGCCUCCAAGUUUUCUAGGAUGAUGCAAUGUCCAGCCAUCAACACAUUUGUGAAGGAAUUUUUACUCCCCAAAAGAGCGCCCCCCCAUGGCAGGAGAAAAAAGUCCAUUUUUUCUUGUCCCCUAAGGUGAAAAUACACAUUGUUGAGUGUCACGCCUAUACGCUUUGUCAAAAUGACACAAAAAUUGACACACACAUGUAACUCAAUAAGAUCUACAAAAAAGUCAAUGCGCGCGUAUCUGUCAAAUGUACAGUUAAAGGGUUAUUCCGCAUUUUUUGCCGAUACGCACACAUUGGAAUUUCGCUAACUCCUCCGAAGGCUUUCGUUCCACCGGCACCACAUUUGCUCAGGCCAAUCUACACCCCAUGGCCAUUAAAAGUUAUUCAAAUCAUGAUGCUGCACCCCAUGGUUUAGGUUCUAGGGGGCGCCAAAAAUAACCCAAAAAUCCACAUUCUUAAAUGUUUUAUAACUUUUUAUUUUUGUCCUCACUGGCCUCCAAGUUUUCUAGGAUGAUGCAAUGUCCAGCCAUCAACACAUUUGUGAAGGAAUUUUUACUCCCCAAAAGAGCGCCCCCCAUGGUAGGAGAAAAAAGUCAAUUUUUUCUUGUCCCCUUACAUAAAAAUACACAUUGUUGAGUGUCACGCCUGAACGCUUUGUCAUAUUGACACAAAAAUUGACAAUCAUGUGUAUCUCAAUUAGAUCUACGAAAAAGUCAAAGAGCGCGUAUCUGUAUAAUGUACGGUUAAAGGGCUAUUUUGCAUUUUUUGCCGAUUCACACACAUUGGAAUGUGGCUAUCUCCUCCUAAGGCUUUCGUCCCACCGAUACCAAAUUUGCUCAGGGCAAUCUACACCCCAUGCCCAUUCAAAGUUGUAAAAAUCAUGACGCUGCACCCCACGGUUUACGUUCUAGGGGGCGCCAAAGAUGACCCAAAAAUCCACAUUCUUAAAAGUCAUUUUGGCCACUGCAGGAGUACAGAGUACUGCAGUUCUAGGGGGCGCCAAAGAUGACCCAAAAAUCCACAUUCUUAAAAGUCUUUUUGGCCACUGCAGGAGUACAGAGUACUGCAGGAUACACACACAUAUACACACACGCCAACAUACACACACACACACACACACACACACACACACACACACACACACACACACACACACACUCAGAGUCUGUUUUUUAGCACCUGCAAAAACAUGCUGUUUACAUAUUUGACAAGAAUGCAGAGGCUUCCUUUUGCCCCUGAAAAAAAUCAAAUUUCAAACACAACUUGACUGUUCAUUUCUCCAAAAGACAACCAUGAAGCUCCAUUUCAAACCUGAAGCAGAUAGUUGGUGCAUGUGUACAGUAACCUGAGGGGAGUGAGGUGACUAUUUCUGAGGAGAACAUGAGCAGUGAAGAUUCACCUUGGAGCUAGAACAGGGACGUGCACAUGAUUAUACAGGGGCAGGGGCUCAAGUUUUUUCCAGUCAUUUAUACAAUAUGGAAAUUAAUGUGAAAUUAAACCACAAAUAUGUGUGAUGAACUGUUUUUAAAACUUAAACUUCAAAUAAAAAUUGUAAACUUCAAAACAUAUGCAAAUUUUUAACAAAGAACAUAGUAAUUUACCUCUAUUUACAUCAAAAUGCAGGCAAUGGCCCAGGUGUUCUUUGUAAAAUUAUUUACAAAACACUGUAUAGUCUCACAAAUGUCACUUUUUAUUUAUGCCACUACAAAAAAACAUGAUGUAAAUGAUGCAUGAUGUAAAACAUGAUGUAAAAAACUUGUGUAGAUCCUCCUCUAUGUCAGUCCAUGUGUAAUUUUUCCAUAAUUCUUUGUUUUUUGCAGCAUUUUUGUUAGUGUAACUGCAGAUUUUGCUGACAGUGUCUAUGGCACAAAAAAAAAAAAAAAUUAAAAUGCCUCAACAUGAACCCCUGGUGGUCUCUGAGGGUGAAACCUGCUAACUGCUGCAGCUCUGUCAGCUUCAGUCUCCCAUGCAGAGCUCUGAGCGCAUGUGUGGCUCUGCACCCUUAGCAGCGUUGCUAACUCCUCAGUAAGGAAAGCCUGCUUCAUGUCAGAGUCUCUAAACUCCAGAAGAAGUCGAUAAAAGUCCCUUUCUUUCUAAAAAAAAGUCGUUAGGGUGUCUGAAAAGUCAUUGAAUCUAACAACAAAGUCGCUAGGUUUGCAACUACGUGUCCCAGACUGCAUCCCUGCUGAGAGUCCCUCCCUCCCUUCUCAUGUUGCAGGAAGAACGUAAGCGCCCGCCCCUUGUCAAUCAGUCACCAUAUAAUUUUGGAUUGGUUGUUGUGGUGAAGUUUUCCACCAAUAGGAGAGAUGUUGUGGUGUGUUUUUUUUUUCUUUUGGCAAGCCUUUUCCGCCUGUAAGACCUGUCGCUAAUGUCUGCAUGCUAUGUUUUCCUGUCUCAUACAGCGCGAUCGAGCGCCGAACGUGAUCAAAAUAAGCAGAAAAAAAGUAUCGCGGACAUAAUUUAUCAUAACUCUGGUUUUAUUUGGCCUAUCAACACAAUUUAAAAACUGGUAUAUAGGUUGAGGUCCUCACUUUUGAGAUAAGUUGAAACGGAGAGUCAACGAGGCUCCGUCUUGCAGCUACAUCAGGUUAAAUAUGUCAUGUGACUUGAACGCACACAUAGACACACACACACGCACACACACACGCACACACACACACACACACACACACACACACUCAGAGUCUGGUUUUUAGCACCUGCAAAAACAUGCUAUUUACAUAUUUGACAAGAAUGCAGAGGCUCCUUUUGCCCCUGAAAAAAAUCAAAUUUCAAACACAACUUGACUGGUCAUUUCUCCAAAAGACAACCAUGAAGCUCCAUCCAAACCUGAAGCAGGCAGUUGGUGCAUGUGUACAGUAACCUGAGGGGAGUGAGGUGAGUGCUUCUGAGGAGAACAUGAGCAGUGAAGAUUCACCUUGGAGCUAGAACAGAGACAUGCACAUGAUUAUACAGGGGCAGGGGCUCAAGUUUUUUCCAGUCGUUUAUACAAUAUGGAAAUUAAUGUGAAAUUAAAACACAAAGUAUUAAUAGAAAGGUAAUUACUGUCCUGUGUAGGUGACAGUGAUAUCCAAUAGGCUAGGCACUCACGAGGCUGGCUGUGGCAAGUGUAAGUGAAAGCAACACGCACUGGCAGGAAGAACAGCAAACGCCGAUGAAGGAAAAGGGUCUUUGCAGUGAUGGGCGUUACCAGAGAGGGCGAUGGCCAGAGGACACAAAUGGGACGGGGAGGCAGCACGUUGGGGGGGGGGGGAUGCGACACGGCUCGGGCCCGCCAGUGCCCCAACGGGGUCCUAGUUCCUGAUGGAUUCUUCUUUCGUUAUUUUUCCUCCGCUUUAAACUGGAAAAUGGCCCACUUCCCACUGGCGAAAACUCAGGAAAUUUGGCAGGACGACCGGGCCUGGUGAAAAAUUCGAUAUUCUGAAGUCGCCCAAACAAAAAAAUGAAAAAUGGCUCCAUAGCGCCCCCUAUGGUGAAAACUCACCUGACGCCUGUACGCUUUGUCAAAAUGACACAAAAUUUGACACACAUGUGUAUCUCAAUAAGAUCUACAAAGAAGUCAGUGCGGGCGUAUCUGUCAAAUGUACCGUUAAAGGGCUAUUUCGCAUUUUUUGACAAUCCGCACACAUUGGAAUUUCGCUAACUCCUCCGAAGGCUUUCGUUCCACCGGCACCAAAUUUGCUCAGGACAAUCUAGACCCCAUGGCCAUUAAAAGUUGUACAAAUCAUGACACUGCACCCCACGGUUUACAUUCUAGGGGGCGCCAAAGAUAACCCAAAAAUCCACAUAUUUAAAACUCUUAUAACUUUUUAUUUUUGUCCUCACUGGCCUCCAAGUUUUCUAGGAUGAUGCAAUGUCCAGCCAUCAACACAUUUGUGAAGAAAUUUUUACUCCCCAAAAGAGCGCCCCCCCAUGGCAGGAGAAAAAAGUCCAUUUUUUCUUGUCCCAUAAGGUGAAAAUACACAUUGUUGACUGUCAUACCUGUACGCUUUGUCAUAUUGACACAAAAUUUGACAAUCACAUGUUUCUCAAUAAGAUCUACGAAAAAGUCAAUGCGCGCGUAUCUGUAAAAUGUACGGUUAAAGGGCUAUUUUGCAUUUUUUGCCGAUUCGCACACAUUGGAAUGUGGCUAACUCCUCCUAAGGCUUUCGUCCCACUGACACCAAAUUUGCUCAGGCCAAUCUACACCCCAUGGCCAUUUAAAGUUGUAAAAAUCAUGACGCUGCACCCCACGGUUUAGGUUCUAGGGGGCGCCAAAGAUAACCCAAAAAUCCACAUAUUUAAAAGUCUUAUAACUUUUUAUUUUUGUCCUCACUCGCCUCCAAGUUUUCUAAGAUGAUGCAAUGUCCAGCCAUCAACACAUUUGUGAAGGAAUUUUUACUCCCCAAAAGAGCGCCCCCCCAUGGCAGGAGAAAAAAGUCCAUUUUUUCUUGUCCCAUAAGGUGAAAAUACACAUUGUUGAGUGUCACGCCUGUACGCUUUGUCAAAUUGACCCAAAAUUUGACAAUCACGUGUAUCUCAAUAAGAUCUAUGAAAAAGUCAAUGCGCAAAUAUCUGUAAAAUGUACGGUUAAAGGGCUAUUUUGCAUUUUUUGCCGAUUCGCACACAUUGGAAUGUGGCUAACUCCUCCUAAGGCUUUCGUCCCACUGACACCAAAUUUGCUCAGGCCAAUCUACACCCCAUGGCCAUUAAAAGUUGUACAAAUCAUGACGCUGCACCCCACGGUUUACGUUCUAGGGGGCGCCAAAGAUGACCCAAAUAUCCACAUUCUUAAAAGAAUCCACAUCCCCCCCCUCCCCCCAUGGCAGGAGAAAAAGUCAAGUUUUUCCUUCCCAUCGCUCAAUGGCUCAAUCGCAUCGCUCUCUCGGCAAAAGCGAAAGGUGGAUCCAUUUGGAUAUAACCUAGCUGUGUUUGUGCCCUCACUCAUGGUCCAGACUUUUUUCAAAUAGGACAUGUAGUUUGUCUGCAGCGAGUGUUUUGGUAGAAACUGCGCCUCCCAUUCAUUAUAAUGGGAAAUGACCACAGACAAGUGCGCACUCCAUCUUUGGACCUUGAGUGUGACGCGAUCGGGAGGUGGAGGCGGUCGCGCUGGGGGCGGCACGACACGGCUCGGGCCCGACAGUGCCCCACCGGGGCCCUAGUUAUUAUUUUUCCUCCGCUUUAAACUGGAAAAUGGCCCACUUCCCACUGGCGAAAACUCAGGAAAUUUGGCAGGACGACCGGGCCUGGUGAAAAAUUCGAUAUUCUGAAGUCGCCCAAACAAUAAAAUGCAAAAUGGCUCCAUAGCGCCCCCUAAGGUGAAAAUUCACACUAUUGACUGUCACGCCUGUACGCUUUGUCAUAUUGACACAAAAAUUGACACACACAUGUAUCUCAAUAAGAUCUAAAAAAAAGUCAGUGCGGGCGUAUCUGUCAAAUGUACGGUUAAAGGGUUAUUGCGCAUUUUUUGCCGAUCCGCACACAUUGGAAUUUCGCUAACUCCUCCGAAGGCUUUCGUUCCACCGGCACCACAUUUGCUCAGGCCAAUCUACACUCCAUGGCCAUUCAAAGUUGUACAAAUCAUGACGCUGCACCCCACGGUUUAGGUUCUAGGGGGCGCCAAAAAUAACCCAAAAAUCCACAUUCUUAAAAGUUUUAUAACUUUUUUUUUUUGUCCUCACUGGCCUCCAAGUUUUCUAGGAUGAUGCAAUGUCCAGCCAUCAACACAUUUGUGAAGGAAUUUUUACUCCCCAAAAGAGCGCCCCCCCAUGGCAGGACAAAAAAGUCAAUUUUUUCUUGUCCCCUAAGGUGAAAAUACACAUUGUUGAGAUUCACGCCUGUACGCUUUGUCAUAUUGACAAAAAAUUUGACACACACGUGUAUCUCAAUAAGAUCUACGAAAAAGUCAAUGCACGCGUAUCUGUAAACUGUACGGCUAAAGGGCUAUUUUGCAUUUUUUGCCGAUUCGCACACAUUGGAAUGUGGCUUACUCCUCCUAAGGAUUUCGUCCCACUGACAACAAAUUUGCUCAGGCCAAUCUACACCCCAUGGCCAUUAAAAGUUGUAAAAAUCAUGACGCUGCACCCCACGGUUUACGUUCUAGGGGGCGCCAAAGAGGACCCAAAAAUCCACAUUCUUAAAAGUCUUAGAACUUUUUAUUUUUGUCCUCACUGGCCUCCAAGUUUUCUAGGAUGAUGCAAUGUCUAGCCAUCAACACAUUUGUGAAGGAAUUUUUACUCCCCAAAACAGCGCCCCCCCAUGGCCGGAGAAAAAGUCAAGUUUUUCCUGCCCAUCGCUCAAUGGCUCAAUCGCAUCGCUCUCCAGGCAACACCGUAAGGAGGAGCAACCUGCCAUUUGGAUAUAUCCUAGCUGUGUUUGUGCCCUCACUCAUGGUCCAGACUUUUUUCAAAUAGGACAUGUAGUUUGUCUGCAGCGAGCGUUUUGGUAGAAACUGCGCCUCCCAUUCAUUAUAAUGGUAAAUGACCACAGACAAGUGCGAACACCAUCUUUGGACCUUGAGUGUGACGCGAUCGGGAGGGAGAGGCGGUCGUGUUGGGGGCGGCGCGACACAGCUCGGGCCCGCCAGUGCCCCAACGGGGCCCUAGUUAUUUUUGUCCUCACUGGCCUCCAAGUUCUCUAGGAUGAUGCAAUGUCCAGCCAUCAACACAUUUGUGAAGGAAUUUUUACUCGCCAAAAGAGCGCCCCCCCCAUGGCAGGAGAAAAAAGUCCAUUUUUUCUUGUCUCCUAAGGCAAAAAUACACAUUGUUGACUGUCACGCCUUUACGCUUUGUCAAAAUGACACAAAAUUUGACACACACAUGUAUCUCAAUAAGAUCUACAAAAAAGUCAGUGCGGGCGUAUCUGUCAAAUGUACGGUUAAAGGGUUAUUUCGCAUUUUUUGCCGAUCCGCACACAUUGGAAUUUCGCUAACUCCUCCUAAAUCUUUUGUCCCAUCGGCUUCAAAUUUGCUCAGGUCAAUCUACACCCCAUGGCCAUUCAAAGUUGUACAAAUCAUGACGCUGCACCCCACAGUUUACGUUCUAGGGGGCGCCAAAGAGGACCCAAAUAUCCACAUUUUUAAAAGUCUUAUAACUUUUUAUUUUUGUCCUCACUGGCCUCCAAGUUUUCUAGGAUGAUGCAAUGUCCAGCCAUCAACACAUUUGUGAAGGAAUUUUUCUCCCCAAAAGAGCGCCCCCCAUGGCAGGAGAAAAAGUCAAGUUUUUCCUGCCCAUUGCUCAAUGGCUCAAACGCAUCGCUCUCUCUGCAAAACCGAAAGGAGGAGCAACUUGCCAUUUGGAUAUAUACUAGCUGUGUUUGUGCCCUCACUCAUGGUCCAGACUUUUUUCAAAUAGGACAUGUAGUUUGUCUGCAGCGAGCGUUUUGGUAGAAACUGCGCCUCCCAUUCAUUAUAAUGGGAAAUGACCACAGACAAGUGCGCACACCAUCUUUGGACCUUGAGUGUGACGCGAUCGGGAGGGGGAGGCGGUCGCGCUGGGGGCGGCGCGACGCGGCUCGGGCCCGACAGUGCCCCACCGGGGCCCUAGUUAUUAUUUUUCCUCCCCUUUGAACUGGAAAAUGGCCCACUUCCCACUGGCGAAAACUCAUGAAAUUUGGCAGGACGACCGGGCCUGGUGAAAAAUUUGAUAUUCCGAAGUCGCCCAAACAAGAAAAUGCAAAAUGGCUCCAUAGCGCCCCCUAAGGUGAAAAUUCACACUAUUCACUGUCACGCCGGUACGCUUUGUCAAAAUGACACAAAAAUUGACACACACAUGUAUCUCAAUAAGAUCUACAAAAAAGUCAGUGCGGGCGUAUCUGUCAAAUGUACGGUUAAAGGGUUAUUUCGCAUUUUUUGCCGAUCCGCACACAUUGGAAUUUCGCUAACUCCUCCGAAGGCUUUCGUUCCACCGGCACCACAUUUGCUCAGGCCAAUCUACACCCCAUGGCCAUUAAAAGUUAUUCAAAUCAUGACGCUGCACCCCACGGUUUAGGUUCUAGGGGGCGCCAAAGAUAACCCUAAGAUCCACAUAUUUAAAAGUCUUAUAACUUUUUAUUUUUGCCCUCACUGGCCUCCAAGUUUUCUAGGAUGAUGCAAUGUCCAGCCAUCAACACAUUUGUGAAGGAAUUUUUACUCCCCAAAAGAGCGCCCCCCCAUGGCAGGAGAAAAAAGUCAAUUUUUUCUUGUCCCCUAAGGUGAAAAUACACAUUGUUGAGUGUAACACCUGUACGCUUUGGCAAAAUGACACAAAAAUUGACACACACAUGUAUCUCAAUAAGAUCUACGAAAAAGUCAAUGCGCGCGUAUCUGUCAAAUGUACGGUUAAAGGGUUAUUCCGCAUUUUUUGCCGAUCCGCACACAUUGGAAUUUCGCUAACUCCUCCGAAGGCUUUCGUUCCACCGGCACCACAUUUGCUCAGGCCAAUCUACACCCCAUGGCCAUUAAAAGUUAUUCAAAUCAUGACGCUGCACCCCACGGUUUAGGUUCUAGGGGGAGCCAAAGAUAACCGUAAAAUCCACAUAUUUAAAAGUCUUAUAACUUUUUAUUUUUGUCCCCACUGGCCUCCAAGUUUUCUAGGAUGAUGCAAUGUCCAGCCAUCAACACAUUUGUGAAGGAAUUUUUACUCGGCAAAAGAGCGCCCCCCCCCAUGGCAGGAGAAAAAAGUCAAUUUUUUCUUGUCCACUAAGGUGAAAAUACACAUUGUUGAGUGCUACGCCUGUAUGUUUUGUCGUAUUGACACAAAAUUUUACAUACACGUGUAUUUCAAUAAGAUCUUCGAAAAAGUCAAUGGCCACGUAUCUUUAAAAUGUACGGUUAAAGGGUUAUUUCGCAUUUUUUGCAGAUUCGCACACAUUGGAAUUUCGCUAAUUCCUCCGAAGGCUUUCGUUCCACCGGCACCACAUUUGCUCAGGCCAAUCUACACCCCAUGGCCAUUAAAAGUUAUUCAAAUCAUGACGCUGCACCCCACGGUUUAGGUUCUAGGGGGCGCCAAAUAUAACCCUAAAAUCCACAUAUUUAAAAGUCUUAUAACUUUUUAUUUUUGUCCUCACUGGCCUCCAUGUUUUCUAGGAUGAUGCAAUGUCCAGCCAUCAACACAUUUGUGAAGGAGUUUUUUCUCUUUAAAAGAGCGCCCCCCAUGGCAGGAGAAUAAAGUCAAGUUUUUCCUGUUCAUCAUUCAAUGGCUCAAACGCACUGCUCUCUCGGCAAAAGCGAAAGGAGGAGCAACUUGCCAUUUGGAUAUAUCUUAACUGUGUUUGUGCCCUCACUCAUGGUCCAGACUUUUUUCAAAUAGGACAUGGAGUUUUUCUGCAGCGAGCGUUUUGGUAGAAACUGCGCCUUCCGUUCAUUAUAAUGGUAAAUGACCACAAACAAGUGCGCACACCAUCUUUGGACCUUGAGUGUGACGCGAUCGGGUGGGGGAGGCGGUCGCGCUGGGGGCGGCGUGACACGGCUCGGGCCCGCCAGUGCCCCAACGGGGCCCUAGUUUCUUCUUUUUCCUCCCCUUUGAACUGGAAAAUGGCCCACUUCCCACUGGCGAAAACUCAUGAAAUUUGGCAGGAUGACCGGGCCUGGUGAAAAAUUUGAUAUUCCGAAGUCGCCCAAACAAGAAAAUGCAAAAUGGCUCCAUAGCGCCCCCUAAGGUGAAAAUUCACACUAUUGACUGUCACGCCUUUACGCUUUGUCAUAUUGACACAAAAAUUGACACACACAUGUAUCUCAAUAAGAUCUACAAAAAAGUCAGUGCAGGCGUAUCUGUCAAAUGUACGGUUAAAGGGUUAUUGCGCAUUUUUUGCCGACCCGCACACAUUGGAAUUUCGCUAACUCCUCCGAAGGCUUUCGUUCCACCGGCACCACAUUUGCUCAGGCCAAUCUACACCCCAUGGCCAUUAAAAGUUAUUCAAAUCAUGACGCUGCACCCCACGGUUUAGGUUCUAGGGGGCGCCAAAGAUAACCCUAAAAUCCACAUAUUUAAAAGUCUUAUAACUUUUUAUUUUUGACCUCACUGGCCUCCAGGUUUUCUAGGAUGAUGCAAUGUCCAGCCAUCAACACAUUUGUGAAGGAAUUUUUAAUCCCCAAAAGAGCGCCCCCCCAUGGCAGGAGAAAAAAGUCCAUUUUUUCUUGUCCCCUAAGGUGAAAAUACACAUUGUUGAGUGUCACGCCUGUACGCUUUGUCAUAUUGACACAAAAUUUGACACACACAUGUAUCUCAAUAAGAUCUACGAAAAAGUCAAUGCGCGCGUAUCUGUCAAAUGUACGGUUAAAGGGUUAUUCCGCAUUUUUUGCUGAUCCGCACACAUUGGAAUUUCGCUAACUCCUCCUAAGGCUGGCGUUCCACCGGCACCACAUUUGCUCAGGCCAAUCUACACCCCAUGGCCAUUAAAAGUUAUUCAAAUCAUGACGCUGCACCCCACGGUUUAGGUUCUAGGGGGCGCCAAAGAUAACCCUAAAAUCCACAUAUUUCAAAGUCUUAUAACUUUUUAUUUUUGUCCUCACUGGCCUCCAAGUUUUCUAGGAUGAUGCAAUGUCCAGCCAUCAACACAUUUGUGAAGGAAUUUUUACUCCCCAAAAGAGCGCCCCCCCAUGGCAGGAGAAAAAAGUCAAUUUUUUCUUGUCCCAUAAGGUGAAAAAACACAUUGUUGACUGUCAUACCUGUACGCUUUGUCAUAUUGACACAAAAUUUGACAAUCACAUGUAUCUCAAUAAGAUCUACGAAAAAGUCAAUGCGCGCGUAUCUGUAAAAUGUACGGUUAAAGGGCUAUUUUGCAUUUUUUGCCGAUUCGCACACAUUGGAAUGUGGCUAACUCCUCCUAAGGCUUUCGUCUCACUGACACCAAAUUUGCUCAGGCCAAUCUACACCCCAUGGCCAUUCAAAGUUGUAAAAAUCAUGACGCUGCACCCCACGGUUUACGUUCUAGGGGGCGCCAAAGAUGACCCAAAUAUCCACAUUCUUAAAAGAAUCCACAUCCCCCCCAUCCCCCAACCCCCAUGGCAGGAGAAACAGUCAAGUUUUUCCUGCCCAUCACUCAAUGGCUCAAUCGCAUCACUCUCCCGGCAACACCGUAACAAGGAGCAACUUGCCGUUUGGAUAUAUCCUAGCUGUGUUUGUGCCCUCACUCAUGGUCCAGACUUUUUUCAAAUAGGACAUGUAGUAUGUCUGCAGCGAGUGUUUUGGUAGAAACUGCGCCUCCCAUUCAUUAUAAUGGGAAAUGACCACAGACAAGUGCGCACACCAUCUUUGGACCUUGAGUGUGACGCGAUCGGGAGGGGGAGGCGGUCGCGCUGGGGGCGGCGCAACGCGGCUCGGGCCCGACAGUGCCCCACCGGGGCCCUAGUUAGGGCCCGAGCGUAGCUGCUAAGCAGCUGCGAGAGCCCUCUUGUUCCUGAUGGAUUCUUCUUUCGUUAUUUUUCCUCCGCUUUAAACUGGAAAAUGGCCCAUUUCCCACUGGCGAAAACUCAGGAAAUUUGGCAGGACGACCGGGCCUGGUGAAAAAUUCGAUAUUCUGAAGUCGCCCAAACAAAAAAAUGAAAAAUGGCUCCAUAGCGCCCCCUAUGGUGAAAACUCACCUGACGCCUGUACGCUUUGUCAAAAUUACACAAAAUUUGACACACAUGUGUAUCUCAAUAAGAUCUACAAAAAAGUCAGUGCGGGCGUAUCUGUCAAAUGUACGGUUAAAGGGCUAUUUCGCAUUUUUUGCCGAUCCGCACACAUUGGAAUUUCGCUAACUCCUCCGAAGGCUUUCGUUCCACCGGCAACAAAUUUGCUCAGGCCAAUCUACACCCCAUGGCCAUUAAAAGUUGUACAAAUCAUGACGCUGCACCCCACGGUUUACAUUCUAGGGGGCGCCAAAGAUAACCCAAAAAUCCACAGUCUUAAAAGUCUUAUAACUUUUUAUUUUUGUCCUCACUGGCCUCCAAGUUUUCUAGGAUGAUGCAAUGUCCAGCCAUCAACACAUUUGUGAAGAAAUUUUUACUCCCCAAAAGAGCGCCCCCCCAUGGCAGGAGAAAAAAGUCCAUUUUUUCUUGUCCCCUAAGGUGAAAAUACACAUUGUUGAGUGUCAUGCCUGAACGCUUUGUCAUAUUGACACAAAAUUUGACACACACGUGUAUCUCAAUAAGAUCUACGAAAAAGUCAAUGAGCGCGUAUCUGUAUAAUGUACGGUUAAAGGGCUAUUUCGCAUUUUUUGCCGAUCCGCACACAUUGGAAUUUCGCUAACUCCUCCGAAGGCUUUCGUUCCACCGGCACCAAAUUUGCUCAGGCCAAUCUACACCACAUGGCCAUUAAAAGUUAUUCAAAUCAUGACGCUGCACCCCACGGUUUAGGUUCUAGGGGGCGCCAAAGAUAACCCUAAAAUCCACAUAUUUCAAAGUCUUAUAACUUUUUAUUUUUGUCCUCACUGGCCUCCAAGUUUUCUAGGAUGAUGCAAUGUCCAGCCAUCAAAACAUUUGUGAAGGAAUUUUUACUCCCCAAAAGAGCGCCCCCCCAUGGCAGGAGAAAAAAGUCCAUUUUUUCUUGUCCCAUAAGGUGAAAAUACACAUUGUUGAGUGUCACGCCUGUACGCUUUGUCAAAAUGACACAAAAUUUGACAAUCACGUGUAUCUCAAUAAGAUCUAUGAAAAAGUCAUGCGCAAAUAUCUGUAAAAUGUACGGUUAAAGGGCUAUUUUGCAUUUUUUGCCGAUUCGCACACAUUGGAAUGUGGCUAACUCCUCCUAAGGCUUUCGUCCCACUGACACCAAAUUUGCUCAGGCCAAUCUAUUCCCCAUGGCGAUUCAAAGUUGUAAAAAUCAUGACGCUGCACCCCACGGUUUACGUUCUAGGGGGUGCCAAAGAUGACCCAAAUAUCCACAUUCUUAAAAGAAUCCACAUCCCCCCCCUCCCCCCAUGGCAGGAGAAAAAGUCAAGUUUUUCCUGCCCAUCACUCAAUGGCUCAAUCGCAUCGCUCUCUCGGCAAAAGCGAAAGGAGGAGCAACUUGCCAUUUGGAUAUAUCCUAGCUGUGUUUGUGCCCUCACUCAUGGUCCAGACUUUUUUCAAAUAGGACAUGUAGUUUGUCUGCAGCGAGUGUUUUGGUAGAAACUGCGCCUCCCAUUCAUUAUAAUGGGAAAUGACCACAGACAAGUGCGCACUCCAUCUUUGGACCUAGAGUGUGACGCGAUCGGGAGGUGGAGGCGGUCGCGCUGGGGGCGGCGCGACACGGCUCGGGCCCGACAGUGCCCCACCGGGGCCCUAGUUAGGGCCCGAGCGUAGCUGCUAAGCAGCUGCGAGAGCCCUAUUAUUCCCCAAGUGGUUUUUCUUUGUUUCUUUUUUCUUUUUCCUCCCCUUUGAACUGGAAAAUGGCCCACUUCCCACUGGCGAAAACUCAUGAAAUUUGGCAGGACGACCGGGCCUGGUGAAAAAUUUGAUAUUCCGAAGUCGCCCAAACAAGAAAAUGCAAAAUGGCUCCAUAGCGCCCCCUAAGGUGAAAAUUCACACUAUUGACUGUCACGCCUGUACGCUUUGUCAAAAUGACACAAAAAUUGACACACACAUGUAUCUCAAUAAGAUCUACAAAAAAGUCAGUGCGGGCGUAUCUGUCAAAUGUACGGUUAAAGGGUUAUUUCGCAUUUUUUGCCGAUCCGCACACAUUGGAAUUUCGCUAACUCCUCCGAAGGCUUUCGUUCCACCGGCACCACAUUUGCUCAGGCCAAUCUACACCCCAUGGCCAUUAAAAGUUAUUCAAAUCAUGACGCUGCACCCCACGGUUUAGGUUCUAGGGGGCGCCAAAGAUAACCCUAAAAUCCACAUAUUUAAAAGUCUUAUAACUUUUUAUUUUUGCCCUCACUGGCCUCCAAGUUUUCUAGGAUGAUGCAAUGUCCAGCCAUCAACACAUUUGUGAAGGAAUUUUUACUCCCCAAAAGAGCGCCCCCCCAUGGCAGGAGAAAAAAGUCCAUUUUUUCUUGUCCCCUAAGGUGAAAAUACACAUUGUUGAGUGUCACGCCUGUACGCUUUGUCAAAAUGACACAAAAAUUGACACACACAUGUAUCUCAAUAAGAUCUACAAAAAAGUCCAUGCGCGCGUAUCUGUCAAAUGUAAGGUUAAAGGGUUAUUCCGCAUUUUUUGCCGAUUCGCACACAUUGGAAUUUCGCUAACUCCUCCGAAGGCUUUCGUUCCACCGGCACCACAUUUGCUCAGGCCAAUCUACACCCCAUGGCCAUUAAAAGUUAUUCAAAUCAUGACGCUGAACCCCACGGUUUACGUUCUAGGGGGCGCCAAAGAUAACCCAAAAAUCCACAUUUUUAAAAGUCUUAUAACUUUUUAUUUUUGUCCUCACUGGCCUCCAAGUUUUCUAGGAUGAUGCAAUGUCCAGCCAUCAACACAUUUGUGAAGGAAUUUUUACUCCCUAAAAGAGCGCCCCCCCAUGGCAGGAGAAAAAAGUCCAUUUUUUCUUGUCCCCUAAGGUGAAAAUACACAUUGUUGACUGUCACGCCUGUACGCUUUGGCAAAAUGACACAAAAAUUGACAAUCAUGUGUAUCUCAAUUAGAUCUACGAAAAAGUCAAAGAGCGCGUAUCUGUAUAAUGUACGGUAAAAGGGCUAUUUUGCAUUUUUUGCCGAUUCGCACACAUUGGAAUUUUGCUAACUCCUCCUAAGGCUUUCGUCCCACUGACACCAAAUUUGCUCAGGCCAAUCUACACUCCAUGGCCAUUCAAAGUUGUAAAAAUCAUGACGCUGCACCCCACGGUUUACGUUUUAGGGGGCGCCAAAGAUGACCCAAAUAUACAUUACAGUAGACAAAGUAGUUUUGCCCACUGAGUGGCGCCAAAGGGACUUGUCUGUGGAGUCUGUGAGUCACUAUUGGCCGUUUUUGACUACUUUAGAUUUUACCUUUAUAUUUCCUCUUACAAAAUUUUUACCUUGCCUUGCCUGGUAUCAUUUUUUUCAGCACAACCUCACCUGUGUCAAUUUACAGUUAUUUUAUCAUUUUGACAUACUAUAUUUACACAUUGGACCCAAAUUCACACACAAAACAUAAAAUCCGAGUGGAAAAAAGUAACGUUUUUACUGUGAAAACCACAAAUAUGUGUGAUGAACUGUUUUUAAAACUUAAACUUCAAAUAAAAAUUGUAAACUUCAAAACAUAUGCAAAUUUUUAACAAAGAACAUAGUAAUUUACCUCUAUUUACAUCAAAAUGCAGGCAAUGGCCCAGGUGUUCUUUGUAAAAUUAUUUACAAAACACUGUAUAGUCUCACAAAUGUCACUUUUUAUUUAUGCCACUACAAAAAAACAUGAUGUAAAUGAUGCAUGAUGUAAAACAUGAUGUAAAAAACUUGUGUAGAUCCUCCUCUAUGUUAGUCCAUGUGUAAUUUUUCCAUAAUUCUUUGUUUUUUGCAGCAUUUUUGUUAGUGUAACUGCAGAUUGUGCUGACAGUGUCUAUGGCACAACAAAAAAAAAAAAACUGAAAAUGCCUCAACAUGAACCCCUGGUGGUCUCUGAGGGUGAAACCUGAUAACUGCUGCAGCUCUGUCAGCUUCAGUCUCCCAUGCAGAACUCGGAGCGCAUGUGUGGCUCUGCACCCUUAGCAGCGUUGCUAACUCCUCAGUAAGGAAAGCCUGCUUCAUGUCAGAGUCUCUAAACUCCAGAAGAAGUCUAUAAAAGUCACUUUCUUUCUAAAAAAAAAGUCGUUAGGGGGUCUGAAAAGUCAUUGAAUCUAACAACAAAGUCGCUAGGUUUGCAACUACGUGUCCCAGACUGCAUCCCUGCUGAGAGUCCCUCCCUCCCUUCUCAUAUUGCAGGAAGAACGUAAGCGCCCGCCCCUUGUCAAUCAGUCACCAUAUAAUUUUGGAUUGGUUGUUGUGGUGAAGUUUUCCACCAAUAGGAGAGAUGUUGUGGUGUGUUUUUUUUUUUCCUUUGGCAAGCCUUUUCCGCCUGUAAGACCUGUCGCUAAUGUCUGCAUGCUAUGUUUUCCUGUCUCAUACAGCGCGAUCGAGCGCCGAACGUGAUCAAAAUAAGCAGAAAACAAGUAUCGCGGACAUAAUUUAUCAUAACUCUGGUUUUAUUUGGCCUAUCAACACAAUUUAAAAACUGGUAUAUAGGUUGAGGUCCUCACUUUUGAGAUAAGUUGAAACGGAGUCAACGAGGCUCCGUCUUGCAGCUACAUCCGGUUAAAUAUGUCAUGUGACUUGAACGCACACACACACACACACACACACACACACACACAGACACACACACACACGCACACACACACACUCAGAGUCUGGUUUUUAGCACCUGCAAAAACAUGCUAUUUACAUAUUUGACAAGAAUGCAGAGGCUCCUUUUGCCCCUGAAAAAAAUCAAAUUUCAAACACAACUUGACUGGUCAUUUCUCCAAAAGACAACCAUGAAGCUCCAUCCAAACCUGAAGCAGGCAGUUGGUGCAUGUGUACAGUAACCUGAGGGGAGUGAGGUGACUGCUUCUGAGGAGAACAUGAGCAGUGAAGAUUCACCUUAGAGCUAGAACAGAGACGUGCACAUGAUUAUACAGGGGCAGGGGCUCAAGUUUUUUCCAGUUGUUUAUACAAUAUGGAAAUUAAUGUGAAAUUAAAAAACAAAGUAUUAAUAGAAAGGUAAUGACUGUCCUGAGUAGGUGACAGUGAUAUCCAAUAGGCUAGGCACUCAAGAGGCUGGCUGUGGCAAGUGUAAGUGAAAGCAACACGCACUGGCAGGAAGAACAGCAAACGCCGAUGAAGGAAAAGGGUCUUUGCAGUGAUGGGCGUUACCAGAGAGGGCGAUGGCCAGAGGACACAAAUGGGACGGGGAGGCAGCGCGUUGGGGGGGGGGGUGCGACACAGCUCGGGCCCGCCAGUGCCCCAACGGGGUCCUAGUUCUUCUUUUUCCUCCCCUUUGAACUGGAAAAUGGCCCACUUCCCACUGGCGAAAACUCAGGAAAUUUGGCAGGACGACCGGGCCUGGUGAAAAAUUUGAUAUUCCGAAGUCGCCCAAACAAGAAAAUGCAAAAUGGCUCCAUAGCGCCCCCUAAGGUGAAAAUUCACACUAUUGACUGUCACGCCUGUACGCUUUGUCAAAAUGACACAAAAAUUGACACACACAUGUAUCUCAAUAAGAUCUACAAAAAAGUCAGUGCGGGCGUAUCUGUCAAAUGUACGGUUAAAGGGUUAUUGCGCAUUUUUUGCCGAUCCGCACACAUUGGAAUUUCGCUAACUCCUCCGAAGGCUUUCGUUCCACCGGCACCACAUUUGCUCAGGCCAAUCUACACCCCAUGGCCAUUAAAAGUUAUUCAAAUCAUGACGCUGCACCCCACGGUUUAGGUUCUAGGGGGCGCCAAAGAUAACCCUAAAAUCCACAUAUUUAAAAGUCUUAUAACUUUUUAUUUUUGCCCUCACUGGCCUCCAAGUUUUCUAGGAUGAUGCAAUGUCCAGCCAUCAACACAUUUGUGAAGGAAUUUUUACUCCCCAAAAGAGCGCCCCCCCAUGGCAGGAGAAAAAAGUCCAUUUUUUUCUUGUCCCCUAAGGUGAAAAUACACAUUGUUGAGUGUCACGCCUGUACGCUUUGUCAAAAUGACACAAAAAUUGACACACACAUGUAUCUCAAUAAGAUCUACAAAAAAGUCCAUGCGCGCGUAUCUGUCUAAUGUACGGUUAAAGGGUUAUUCCGCAUUUUUUGCCGAUUCGCACACAUUGGAAUUUCGCUAACUCCUCCGAAGGCUUUCGUUCCACCGGCACCACAUUUGCUCAGGCCAAAUUACACCCCAUGGCCAUUAAAAGUUAUUCAAAUCAUGACGCUGCACCCCACGGUUUACGUUCUAGGGGGCGCCAAAGAUAACCCAAAAAUCCACAUUUUUAAAAGUCUUAUAACUUUUUAUUUUUGUCCUCACUGGCCUCCAAGUUUUCUAGGAUGAUGCAAUGUCCAGCCAUCAACACAUUUGUGAAGGAAUUUUUACUCCCCAAAAGAGCGCCCCCCCGUGGCAGGAGAAAAAAGGCCAUUUUUUCUUGUCCCCUAAGGUGAAAAUACACAUUGUUGACUGUCACGCCUGUACGCUUUGGCAAAAUGACACAAAAAUUGACAAUCAUGUGUAUCUCAAUUAGAUCUACGAAAAAGUCAAAGAGCGCGUAUCUGUAUAAUGUACGGUAAAAGGGCUAUUUUGCAUUUUUGGCCGAUUCGCACACAUUGGAAUUUCGCUAACUCCUCCUAAGGCUUUCGUCCCACUGACACCAAAUUUGCUCAGGCCAAUCUACACUCCAUGGCCAUUCAAAGUUGUAAAAAUCAUGACGCUGCACCCCACGGUUUACGUUUUAGGGGGCGCCAAAGAUGACCCAAAUAUACAUUACAGUAGACAAAGUAGUUUUGCCCACUGAGUGGCGCCAAAGGGACUUGUCUGUGGAGUCUGUGAGUCACUAUUGGCCGUUUUUGACUACUUUAGAUUUUACCUUUAUAUUUCCUCUUACAAAAUUUUUACCUUGCCUUGCCUGGUAUCAUUUUUUUCAGCACAACCUCACCUGUGUCAAUUUACAGUUAUUUUAUCAUUUUGACAUACUAUAUUUACACAUUGGACCCAAAUUCACACACAAAACAUAAAAUCCGAGUGGAAAAAAGUAACGUUUUUACUGUGAAAACCACAAAUAUGUGUGAUGAACUGUUUUUAAAACUUAAAAAUUUGCAUAUGUUUUGAAGUUUACAAUUUUUAUUUGAAGUUUAACAAAGAACAUAGUAAUUUACCUCUAUUGACAUCAAAAUGCAGGCAAUGGCCCAGGUGUUCUUUGUAAAAUUAUUUACAAAACACUGUAUAGUCUCACAAAUGUCACUUUUUAUUUAUGCCACUACAAAAAAACAUGAUGUAAAUGAUGCAUGAUGUAAAACAUGAUGUAAAAAACUUGUGUAGAUCCUCCUCUAUGUUAGUCCAUGUGUAAUUUUUCCAUAAUUCUUUGUUUUUUGCAGCAUUUUUGUUAGUGUAACUGCAGAUUGUGCUGACAGUGUCUUUGGCAAAAAAAAAAAAAAAAAACUGAAAAUGCCUCAACAUGAACCCCUGGUGGUCUCUGAGGGUGAAACCUGCUAACUGCUGCAGCUCUGUCAGCUUCAGUCUCCCAUGCAGAGCUCGGAGCGCAUGUGUGGCUCUGCACCCUUAGCAGCGUUGCUAACUCUUCAGUAAGGAAAGCCUGCUUCAUGUCAGAGUCUCUAAACUCCAGAAGAAGUCGAUAAAAGUCACUUUCUUUCUAAAAAAAAAGUCGUUAGGGGGUCUGAAAAGUCAUUGAAUCUAACAACAAAGUCGCUAGGUUUGCAACUACGUGUCCCAGACUGCAUCCCUGCUGAGAGUCCCUCCCUCCCUUCUCAUAUUGCAGGAAGAACGUAAGUUCCCGCCCCUUGUCAAUCAGUCACCAUAUAAUUUUGGAUUGGUUGUUGUGGUGAAGUUUUCCACCAAUAGGAGAGAUGUUGUGGUGUGUUUUUUUUUUCCUUUGGCAAGCCUUUUCCGCCUGUAAGACCUGUCGCUAAUGUCUGCAUGCUAUGUUUUCCUGUCUCAUACAGCGCGAUCGAGCGCCGAACGUGAUCAAAAUAAGGAGAAAACAAGUAUCGUGGACAUAAUUUAUCAUAACUCUGGUUUUAUUUGGCCUAUCAACACAAUUUAAAAACUGGUAUAUAGGUUGAGGUCCUCACUUUUGAGAUAAAUUGAAACGGAGAGUCAACGAGGCUCCGUCUUGCAGCUACAUCCGGUUAAAUAUGUCAUGUGACUUGAACGCACACACACACACACACACACACACACACACACACACACACACACACACACAGACACACACACACACACGCACACACACACACUCAGAGUCUGGUUUUUAGCACCUGCAAAAACAUGCUAUUUACAUAUUUGACAAGAAUGCAGAGGCUCCUUUUGCCCCUGAAAAAAAUCAAAUUUCAAACACAACUUGACUGGUCAUUUCUCCAAAAGACAACCAUGAAGCUCCAUCCAAACCUGAAGCAGGCAGUUGGUGCAUGUGUACAGUAACCUGAGGGGAGUGAGGUGACUGCUUCUGAGGAGAACAUGAGCAGUGAAGAUUCACCUUAGAGCUAGAACAGAGACGUGCACAUGAUUAUACAGGGGCAGGGGCUCAAGUUUUUUCCAGUUGUUUAUACAAUAUGGAAAUUAAUGUGAAAUUAAAAAACAAAGUAUUAAUAGAAAGGCAAUGACUGUCCUGUGUAGGUGACAGUGAUAUCCAAUAGGCUAGGCACUCACGAGGCUGGCUGUGGCAAGUGUAAGUGAAAGCAACACGCACUGGCAGGAAGAACAGCAAACGCCGAUGAAGGAAAAGGGUCUUUGCAGUGAUGGGCGUUACCAGAGAGGGCGAUGGCCAGAGGACACAAAUGGGACGGGGAGGCAGCGCGUUGGGGGGGGGACGCGACACAGCUCGGGCCCGCCAGUGCCCCAACGGGGUCCUAGUUUUUUUUUGUUACUACUUAAAGUGAUCUCAGUGGUCUUUAAAUUGUGAUCAUGAAGUUUUUACCAAAAAUCGCGUUACCUGUGUCAUUUUCAAGCGCUUCUCUUCUGCAGAGCUCCAGUCUAUCAUCAGCAAUUCGCUCCUGAGUCGUGGGAGGAGACAGCGCUGCUCUGGACACUCAUCUUCACAUUAGCUUGCAGCCUAACAUUGUCAGUGUAGUAGAAGUGGCAGGUAACAGAAGAGCUAUUCAGCUCUCAGACACUAAUGUCUUUAGGAGCAUAAUGAAAGCCAAUAUCAUAAUCAGCUUUCUUACAAGAAUUGCAGUCCACUAACGCACACACUUGUUCCAUGAUCAUCCUCUCUAUUUCUCCUCUGUAUGCAGAGUGUGGUCUGCAUAGUGGGGCUUUGGGGGCGGAGCUUGGGUUGGUUACAUAAGAAAUCUCACUGUUUCUGAACCCGCCGUUUGGGUCUGCCAGAGAUUCACAGAGAUUUGAAUGAAGAAAUACUCAGAAAAGCAAUUUCGCAUUUAGUUUUCUCAUGAUAUGUCCUGUAGCAUCAUAACAAUGCCAUAUAAGCAUAUAAAAAAACAAGAAAAACUUGAUUUUCAUUUGAGUGGGUCUUUGUGAGGAGCCAGUUGGUUUUAAAAUGAAAAGAGAUGCUUCUUUAUGACCUAAAACAGCAAAUAAGACCAUCUGCUACAAGACACGCAAUUCCUGUCUGUAAUUUCAAAGUCUGUGACAGCUGUAAGAGGUAGGAGUCAGAUCAGACAACUAACAGCAUGCUGAAGAAAAAGCCUUUGCCACUUCAACCAAAGCAUAUGUUUGAAGUCAGGAAUAAAUUUGACUGUUUGAAGACAGCUGGAGGGGAUCCUUGUCAGGAAAAAAAUGGACAAACAGAAAUUUCUCUCACAGUAUUGAUGAGAAAAUGUUCAAAAGAGAAACCGAUCAAUCGUGAAUUACUUCAAAAAUAUCAUGACUGGAGAUACUUUCAUGCAGAAGUAACAGUGAAAACUUUGAUGUUUGAGCUAUAAACCUUCCCAUAGCCCAGAAGUAAACCUGCCUUCACCAACACAUUAGCACAAUACCACCCUGCACAGAAUACAUAACACAUAUACAUACAUACAAAUGUGUUUUUCCAGGUCCAAAUCCAUAUCUGGCAAAUCGACAAAGAGGUACAGGUAAUCGCUAUUAAAAGGCUAACAUUGUUCUGUAAGUUAAUGCCACAUAUGCAUAUAUUGUGGAUGAAUAAAUAUAAGACAUUUUCAUUAUUGUAUUUAUUUAAGUUUUUUGUGAAUAGCUUUGGUCUCUUUGUAUUUCUGUUGUUGGUGUGUGUGAAAAUGUGGAAUUUUUUGACAGCAGAAGAAAAUGACUGCAGAAACAUUUUUCAGUUUGCAUUAUUAUUAUUUAGCUUUCGUUCACCUUACAGCAUUAUAGCAAAGAUGUUUAAAAAUACAUUUGUGGAGUUUUCACAAUCAUUUUGUUCCCAUAAGCACUGUUCUACUUUCACUGAGCUAAUCCAGUAUCAAGAUUGAAUUGCUAUUCCUAGUCACAGUCAUUCAUUUUUUUUAUUUUUUUUUUUAUUUAGCCUACAAACACUGUAAAUGACAAGAAAAAAAACAUACUAAGUUUUAAAUUCUUUACUGCUCAGAUUUUUUAUUUUGUUCAGCUAAAAUAGCUAUUGUUAAAGACGUUUAAAAAAAAGAGCAGGUAAAACGAAUGACCUAUUUCGAGGUGAGCCAGUAGUUGACGCUAUUGCUUAUGCUGUUGAUUGAUUCUGCACUAAAGAGCAGAGAAGAAGAAGGAGGCAGUCUGAGAAGCACGUUAGUUUGUGGUCAUUAGUAGCAGCUAGUCUUCCCUUCACUUCAGACAAGCAGGCAAGUGUCAGCGUUUUAAUUCACCACAAUGAACGGUUUAGACGAACAGAUGGCCCCGCAGACCUUUCUUUACGGUGAGAGAUGAUAAAUCCAUGUAUCCUGUUUGAGCUAAAUACGUGUAAUGUUACAUUUUUGUGUUCUUGUGAAGACGACUGAUAGCAGAGAAAACGAGGUCAGACAGCAGCUGAACUGGACCUAUAAUGAAAGUUUAUAUUUUAGUUAGUGUAUCAGAUGUUUCAAGGUGUAAUGUCACGGUCUGUUUUUAAUUCUGACAUUAUAUCGAGGGGGUUAAACGAGUUCACGAGAGCAGCACUGCUUCAAGAAGACUACACGUGUUUGACUAUCAACAUGGCGGCGCCCAUGAUUUUCGAACAGUGUUGAAAUUUAAGCAUCUUCCUUUCAAUUGAGGUUGAAAAUACUUUAACAUUAAUCAAAAAGACUGCUGUCCUUGUGUAGGUAACUAAAGCUGGUAACUUAGCGGUCAGGGUUUGGCUUGUGGGGAGCACGCAUGUCAACGUGGUUGCGAACACAUGUGGGUCCACGCUGGCUCCAGAGACCCCCAAUUUUUUAACGUGGAUGAAGGUUUUUAAGUGGAUUUCCUGCUAUCACAGUUUAGCAUUCCGAUGUUUUUAACAAUUAGAUAAUACUACUUUAGCUGAAUUUAGUAUCUUUUGACAUAAUACUUUCUCUGGACUACAUCCAGAUUGUCUCUGUGUGCCCUCACCUGAUUUAACCUUCCUCCUCUGAGAUAUGGAGACUUUACACAUGUUUGUUUUUAUUAACAGAAAAGAGACACUUUUUGAAAACCUUAGGUGGACUUUAUGGAUAUAUCUUUCAUGUUCAUGAGGACCUACAGGCAGAUGGAAUAAGUGCCCUUUAACUAACAGUUAAAAAUGCAAAUAUAUUUGUCAGGAUGUGUUGCAGACACUCAAAUAUAUUGUUAAAUAUGUACCAAACAAUGAUCAUUGAUUUUAGAUAUUAAAGUUAUAUUCCAAAAUGAAGAGAUUCCCUCAGCACCAGUCAUAGGGAUAUAUUCAUUUCAGUAGUCUGAGUGUGGCUCCCCCUUGUGUGCAUUUAAAACAUUGCAAUAUGUAUUGCUUGAUUGAAGUUUAUUUGAACAUAUAAAAAAGAAAUAAUAUAAUACAACAACAAAUGACAGAAAGUUAUUCGAGUUCAUAAAGGAGUGGGAAGAAGUCGAGACUUAUCUAGUCCCACCCCUUAUCUACUCUAAUGGUUUAAAUAUAUAUCAUGUAUAUCAUUAUAUAAUAUUAAUCAUCAUAGUAAUAAUAGCAAUAAAAAAAAUCACCACAGUGAAAAUAAUAAAUAACAACAACAAAACAAUGAUGAUAACGAUAAUAGUUACUGUGAAUGUACAUCCCUGUAUCCCGUGAAAACAUAUUCUCUAAUUUUGUUUUAAACUGUUUUAUGUUUGGACAUUGUUUUAACUCCUCACCCAUACCAUUCCACAGUCUCACCCCACAGAGUAAAAUGCAAAAUUGUUUUCUACUUGUACGGAUUUUAUCAAUUUUGAAGUUAUACUUCCCUCUUAAUUGAUAACCCCCCCUCUCAAUCCCCAAAGAAAUUGUGUAUAUUUUGUGGUAGAAGGUUAUUUUUAGCUUCAUGCAUAAUUUGUGCGGUUUGGAAUUUCACAAUGUCUGUAAGUUUAAGUAACCUUUUUUUGAAGAAUAAUCAGUGAAUUGAUUGAAUUCAUACAUAGUUAUUGCCCCAAAUCUCUGCACAGUAAUUUAAGUAUGGUAAGACAAUGGAACAGUAUAGGAUACGGAGUCAUUUAAGAUCUAGAACCUGUUUUGCUUUGUUUAAAACUGUUUAAAUGUAGCCUGCCACCCUCACUUUGAAACAAAGAACUGAACUGUGUCAAGUUUAAAUCCAGUAUUUAUUUGUUUGCACCUGAAAACUACUGCUUUUGGUUUGUAAUGCACAAACUGUUGGCUGAUUAUUGAACGCCUUUUCAUCAGGGUGCCUGCUGGAAGCUGGAAAGGAAGUGAUAUUCAAUCCUGAGGAUGAUGACUUGGAGCAUCAGCUAGAUCUGAGGAUGGUGAGUAACCUGAGACCGAAGUUGUUUAGAAAAAAAAAACACAUUAAAAAUAUAUUUAAAGGGAUAUUCCGGCGUAAAAUUAGGUUAAGGUCAAACACAACGUAACACCGAGUUAGACACCCUGUCGAGAGAUUAAUGUUGCCGACCGCUCGUUUCUGUAGUUAUACCAACUCUAGUAAUGUCAGAGACAUAAUACCGCAUCUGACUUGCAGCCAGCUGAGAAGAACGACAGAGAUAGUGGACUUAUUUUUCUUGGAUAUCUUUUACUUGCAAGGAGUCAGCAGCUUACAACAAAGGCAGCUUCCUCUCACUGAGGAAUUCAGAUUUUUGCACAUCCUUUAUACAGUGAAGACACAGACACCCCCGCCCACUAACAUCAUCUCACAAGUGACAUGACAUUAAAAUGGUAUCCAAAUAUGGCACAGGUUACAGCUGUGGUCUGUACUGGGAAGACAAAGACAGCUUAGUUCAUCACCAGGUUCCUGCUUAUCAGUUCUAUGUCACACUGUUGGGAAAACAACCUGUGAGUGAAAUUGUAGCCUUCAUCUAGUUGCAUGGUUUCAGCCGAAAAGUAUCAGUCCCAACUCCAAGGCCAUACUUCUCCUUUCCCAUGCUCAUUAAAAAGAAACAGAUAUGACUCUGCAUGCAUUCACACCAAGCGAGUUUCAGUAAAUGAUGAUUAACAUACUUGUAUAAUGAUAAAAUACACAUGUGAUAGCAUAUAUAUACAAUUUUUCUUUCAAGUAACGACCGCAGAUAGCAAUACAGAGAGCUGCAUGCUCCACCAAAAAGCCCACUCUAUAGCCGCAAAUAAUGUUCAGAACAGCACCUUACUUCAUCAACUGUACAUAUUGGGGUCCCAGACAUAGCACUAGCCACCAAACAUGUUUUUAACUUUACCUAGUUUCUUUAGCAAAGAGACUAAACACAACUCACCCACUCUCUUCCAGCAGCCGUUUGUUUGUAAGGAGACCCCGACUGCAGCAGGGUGGCGCAGCUCAAGGAAAAACAUUUAUGAUCAUUACUUCAUCAUCAUAUUAAUUAUUUUGCACUGCAGACGAGGUAGUUCUUCUGCCUUAGCGUCUUGGUCUGAUUGCAUUUCCAUGAGGAAAUGAUCAUAAAUGUUCUUCCUUGAGCUGCGUCACCCUGCAGCAGUUAAUGGACUCGCCGGGACGUCUCCUUAUAAACAAGCGGCUGCUGGAAGAGAGUGGGUGAGUUGUGUUUCGUCUCCUUGCUGAAGAAACCAGGCAAAGCUAAAAAGAUGUUUGGUGGCUAGUGCUAUGGCUGGGACCCUAUAUGUACUGUUAAUGAAGUUAGGUGCUGUUCUGAACAUUAUUUGUGGCUAUAGAGUGGCGUUUUGGUUGAGCGCGUGGCUCUCUGUAUUGCUAUCUGCGGUCGUUACUAAAGUUGGUAUAGCUAGAGAAGCAAGUGGUCAGCAACAUUCAUCUCUCGACGGGGUGUCUAACUCGGUGUUACUGUGUUUUUGACCCUAACUUAAUUUUACGCCAGAAUAUCCCUUUUUAAGUAUGUCAUUCCCUCUGAUAAAAAUGUAAUUGAUUAACUUUUAUUCACCACGAUGUAUGACCUGUAUCAUGUCUGAAUACUGGACAAAUAGGGGCGCAUAUGUCUUCUUUCUUGUCACACUAAAUCAUUCAGUUUUACUUAAUCUAGUUUUAAGCAGACCCUGUGCAAAAGCAUCUCAUGGGUUUACAGGCAGAUCUAAUGUCAAGUGUUUUCUUGUCCUCUCUAGGCCUGUGUGGACCUGAACACAAAAGAUGAACUUCACACUGUGGAGGUGGAAGGACAAGACACAGAAGGGCAGAAAGUCAAAGCAGUGCUGGUUUCACUGAAACCCUCCACCCUGCCAAGCGUAAGAGAACGAUUAUAUUUUCAUCAUUGUGUUAAAGACCAUUGUGUUGAGUAAUCCUUUUGGGAAUCUUCUAGGUGUGUAACAUGGAUGUUCAUGCGUUUCUUUGUUUCAGGUGUGUCUCGGCGGUUUCACAAUCACAUCCCCAGCAAUUUUCCGUCUGAAGUCAGGUUCUGGUCCAAUCCACCUCAGUGGACAGCACCUUGUCAGUAAGUAUUCAUCACCACAGUGUGUGGACGCUUAAGCUGUCGAGAAAGGAAGUACUACAACAGGUUAAAACCCUUACAGGGUGAACAGGGCUCUGACUUGAUGCAGUGGCAUGCUGUUAAAGGAAAUUCCCAUAGAGUAUUGACCAAUCAGUGUCAUGUAUCCAACUCAGCCGUCUCAGUUCUCAGUGUCUGAUUAUAGCACUGUUGUUCUCAAUAUCCAUGGAGUUUAUUUUAAAUCUCUUAAAUUUCUAAUUUGCUCUUCCAGUGAUGGAGGCUGACCAGUCUUUUGAUGAAGAGGAGGAUGAGGAAGAAGAAGAGGAGGAGGACAACGUCAGAACAUCAAAGAAAAGACCUGCCACCUCCCCUGCCGUCAAGUCUCAGGUUUGUUCCAGUCUUCUCUCCCCUGUUUUCUUGGUUUGUGCUGACAUGAAUUUCCAGUCUAACUCUGAUGUUUGAUAUUUGUGCAGAAAAAAAUGAAAAUGGACAUGGACGAGGAGGAUGACGAUGAUGAGGACGAUGAUGAGGAUAUGGAUGAUGAGUGAGUUUAGCUGUCAUUCUUCAUACCCUAUAUUUAUUGUUUCUGUCUUUAAUCACAUCCCACUCAAUCUUAGAUAAUUAAGCCGACAGCUUCAUGCAAAAUUUGAGAAUCCACAUUUUUCUAUCGUUGGACAUCUGGCUGACUGUGAUCUGGUAUCACAUGUUCUGCAGGUCCUCCUUUUUAAAGGUCUGAAAAACUGAAGGUUUGUAGUGCUGCUAACUAAACAGCAAACAUCGUGUGCACCAGCCGGUUUCUUUCUUUCACCCGGACUUUGAGCGAGCACAGCCUCGGUGCGUGGUUGGCUGGCUGUUCUCUGUCUCAUUUUAAAGCCAGCUGGCAUCAUUUCAGAGCAGAGAUGUUAUGACAGUCGAGUUCGGUAGUUAAUAGGUAGGUAGUUUUUUUUUAAAUGUUCUUCACUCGCUUCUAUCCCUGCUUACCAGGGAUUCCCAAUGCUCCCCAGAGAAAUGGAGAUAGAGGUCUGCUUGUUCAUGUAAUAAUCGAUUGGCCUUUUAGGAAAAUGAUUACUUCUUCAAGUAGUUGAGACACAGCUGCUUUUCCUCCAGCAGACUGACUGUAAAUGUGUUUCUGACUUUAGUGGUGGGUGUUAUUACCUGAUUGUAUUUUUGAUGGUAAAGCAGUUUCAGGAUGUUUCAGCUGCCUGUGUUUUUUGGAAUAAUUGAUCCUGAGAUGUGUUAGUACCUUAGUGAACAGUUGAGCUGGUUUCAGGCACUGAGAUGAUGUUUUAGUGAGAACAGUUAAGACUAUUUGGCAUAGUUGUUGUCAGUGAGGUGGAUUUUUACAUUUUCAGUUGAAGUCUUAACAAUGAGAGUGCUCUGACAGACUGGGGUGCCAGUUGAGUCCAGCGGUCAAUAUACAGAGGUGCCCUAAAAUAACUUAGAAAAAGAAUUAUUUUAGAAAGCACAUAAGCACAUUGAACUGCUUAGUAGGAUCUGAAAAGUCACCUUCUUGUGUUUUUUAUCCUUGUUUUCGUGUCAACAUUGACCUUGUAAAGAGAGUGCAGUCUUAACUGUUUGCAUCAGUGAGUCUACUCUGUAGAUGUACCACAAAGAAACUUGAUAAGCAUCAUUUGGCCAAAUGAUAAGGACCCAGACAAAGUAUAAUGAUACUCUGAUGCAGUUUGGUCGUCUCAGUCUGCUACAGGCUCUAAUGUCACCAAGGCCCACACUUAAGUAAUUAUUCCAUGAUUAAAAACCUUGAUGAGUCCAUAUAAUCAUGACAUUGGGUUUCUUUGAGCGCAGACUUAUGCUAGUACCCGUGGUAAUUAGACGCUUUUUGUCGCUCUGAAACUCUUUAAGUCUUCAUUUUUUUUAAGCAUGAUUUAAGUAAGGUUCUUGUUGGAUUCAAUACUUUUUUCUUUGUUAGAAAUUUGUUUUUCACAUAUAACCAGACUCAAACUGCAGUAAAGCUGCAUAAAUCUACUGCUGAAAUUGUGCUCAAGGGUCAGUGGUUCAUUGAAGAUGAAUUAACUUCUGAUGAAUUGCUCCAAUACAGAGGUCGCUUGUAAAAGAGAGACAUAAAGAAGAAAAACAAGGAAAUUAACAUCAGAAAAUAUUACAGAAAAGGCAAAAAUUGGUGCUGAAUAAUUCAGCAAAUGGCAGAAAUUAGUUUUUACCGUAAUAAUUUUUUGAAUGCAGCUACUGUCGCACUGUCAGUGCUGUGCCCUUGCCUUUGUUUAUUUUCCUUUUCUUGAUGUACAUAAAAAAAUUUGUGUUUUAUUUUAAUUCUGAUUUUUGUUUGUUAGUGAUGAUGAAGAAGACGAGGAGGAUGAGGAAGAGUCACCUGUCAAGGUAAGCACCUAGACAGUUUCAGCAGAUCUAUAUGAGUGAACUUGUAGUCCGAUUUCACUAACAGUACCCUUUUUCCAGGCAAAGCCAGCACCAUCCAAACAGAAGUCUCCUGCUCAGAACGGGAAAAACUCCAAACCAGAAACUCCAGCCAAAAAACAGGUGACAAAAAACUCCUGUUAAACUUUAUAAUUCACGUGCUGGCCAUUUUUUUUUGCACCUUUUCCCCAAUUUGUAACAUUCACACAAAAAAUCUUCUAACAGUAUCUCAAAUUCUUGUUUCCACGAAAAGACCCCUAAAGGAAAGGGUGAGAAGUCCCCUAAAACUCCACCAACUCCCAAAGCGGCCUUGACGGUUCCUGAAAUGAAAGCCAAGAUGAUGGAGUCUGUCAAAAAGGUUGGUGUCCUAACACAGUGUUUGUUUUCCUCUCCUCUUUUACCAUUCAUUUUGAAAGAUUGUACAGGAUAUCUUGACGUUUAAUACAAUCCUUCAUGUUUUACAGGGGAUAUCAUUACCUAAAGCCCAGCUCAAGUUUGAGAACUAUGUGAAGAACAGUUAUAGAGUCUCUGAUGCAAAGGUACAGUACACCCCUACAGUAUAAAUCAACCACCAGUUGAAUGUGAUUAUUUUUUUAAUUGCUUGUCUGGAGAUUGAAUAGUACAGUCACAAAAAAGAGCCUCUUCCAAGCUCAAAUUCUCAAUAUUUAUUUUAUCCUCGCAAAUGAAUAAAUGUUUUCUGAUUGGACCAAAAAUCAUUUACAAAGUGACAGUAAAGACAGAAGAAAUCAAUGCUGCACACUUGAAAAAUAAAAAAGAGGAUUUGUUUUUGUCUCGCCUUUUUUAAGUUAAUGUUUUUAAAGCUUUUCUUUGCGUUGUGCUUGUUCCACCGUAAUAACAGACUGUUUUGUUUUGUUUUGUUUUGUUUUGUUCUGUUUAGGAGGUGGCUGAGCUCUGGAAGUGGAGGCAGACUGUGAAGGAUGCUAAAUAACUGUCUUAGUCGUUUUAUUAUCUACUUUUUAUGACUCAGUUGUUCCCAUAACACCUCUGCAACCCUCUGAAGCUCCACCCUGUGCCUCACAUCCUUGUUCUUUCCUAGUCUAGUCCAGCACCACCCGCCCUUUUUAUGAGUAGACGGUGAUGUCGUAGAAGGACGUACUCUGCAUUGUUCCUCCUUCAUCAGCCACUCAUUUUGGGCAAAUCAAUUACUGGUUUGUUGAAUAAACUUACAAAUUUGCAUAUUUGUAAAUGUGUAAAUAAAACUCUUGCUAGGCUGUUGGCGUUCAAGUCUAGAGGGCAUGUUAUGUUUUUUUAUGUAAAUUUAUUGGAACAUUUGAUUUGGUGUCAUACAGAAAGCAUCAAGUGCAACAUCAAUACACAAAUUACAUCUAGGACUAGCAGCUGAGGCUCCAAUCAAUAUUUAACACAGAUUAUCAUCACCGGUAGUGACUUAGUGCUGAACAUAAACGUGAAAAACUUUGCACUUUCUGAAAUGUUGUGAGAUUCCUAAGAUCAAGUUCCCACCACAAAAAUCUGUCAUUUUAGUUUGGAACAUCAGAAAUCCGGUUUCUUUGUUUUUGAGUUCACCGUCCGCUGCAGCAAUCCUUGUCCUAAAGUGGCAUUAGUUGGGGAAAUUAUCUCUUUAGAGUUUCCAACUCAUAAAACCCUCUCAAGUCAGGAGUUUGAGUUUCGUCUACUUGUACUGUGAUAGCUGAAUUUUUGUGAGUUGCCUAUAACUUUCCAAACCAGAAUUUUGAAGUGUUAUAACAUCCUGAAAAAUUACCCACUAAGAACGUAAUAAAAAGAAUAAUUAUGUUCCCGUUCAGCUAGACAAAGGAAUAUUAAAAAUAUAUGGUGUUGAAUUAUGAGGCCUGCUUUAGUAGAAAACCAUUUCGUGUUCGCAAGAAAUGAGUUUCACUGUAGGACAUGCCAAGUUUAAUUAAAUUAAAAAAAUUGAAUAUGAAUAAAUUGUUCACUGAGAUUAAUAAUUUUGCACAUUUUAAGUUCAAUGAAGUUAUUUGUUGUGCAUCAAUCUGCUUUUUAAUAAAGAUUCAAGCUUGUGAAACUU
Xyrichtys novacula (pearly razorfish) is the source of this 95940-nucleotide messenger RNA. Lineage: Eukaryota; Metazoa; Chordata; Actinopteri; Labriformes; Labridae. The record is from the annotation of a GenBank genome assembly.